This is a messenger RNA of Cinara cedri, 92024 nucleotides long. The record is from the annotation of a GenBank genome assembly. Lineage: Eukaryota; Metazoa; Arthropoda; Insecta; Hemiptera; Aphididae.
GCAGCGAGCAGUCAGUCGGUCACGACGUCCCGGUGAGCGACUUCGUGUCUGCGUUUAUGCGCGUGUCUCUGUGUGUGUGUGCGUGUGAGCGAUCUAAUCGUUUUCCCGUGUGCACUACGUACACCGUAUAGUACGCGUUCACGUUCUCCGUUCGCGGGCCGUUGCCUACAAACACCGCCGGGCCAUCGCGCCCGGAAUAUUCACGCGUGACCGUAGUCCAAAUCAACAACUCUUGGACGGUGUUUUUUUUUUUUUUCUGUCACGUUUUGUGGCCGCCCGGCCGUUGGCCGCCGCGACUCGAAAACCCGCGUACUGCACUCGCACCCCGGCAGUGGCGGUUUUCUGCAGCAGUCUAUCCAUAAAUCUCGCGCUCGUCGACCCUCCAUCCGCUCCGCGACGAGGGUGGUUUUAUUAAAUUCCGAGUCGUAAUAUAUAGACGCGAUUAUCUGUACGACGACCCUUAAUCGCGUACUUAAAAAAAAAAAAUAUCCCCCUUUUUCAAAUCUCGAAACAACAAUCGCAGACCGUUGCGUGUACAAAUCGCCGUAGAUUUCGCCGUGCGAUUGUCGCAUCGCGAACGGCCGGAUUGUCGUAAAUAAAAAGACGCGGAUAUUAAAAAAGAAAAAGAACAAAAACAAAAAAAAAAUGAUCGUAAACGUAUCGUCGGUGGUCAUUACGGAUGAACGACACAGAAGUAAUUCCAUUGAAAAGCUCGGAAUGGCGGGACCACCGUCCACAUUGACGGUGUCUUCCGUAUUGCAGUGCGACAUUUGAUUAGCUGCUUCGAGUAUCCGUUGUCGUUACUCGGCAUGAUUCAGCCGACGCGGACGUCUUCGGAUGACGGCGACGACGGCGGAGACGAAGAGGACACGGGCGGCGGCGGCGGCGGAGACGCCGUCAGUAACGUGACGGUCAAGUGGCGAGCAUUCAUAGGACGUUACGAUCCAAGCUGUUCAGACGCGUCGAGCAAAUUGACAUCCGAUACGAUGAUGUUUGGGUUGUUGAUGUUCUUGAUUCCUUGCACGCUGGCCAACAUCACUUUCAGAGGUAAUAUAGUUUUUAAUUUUGUUUUUUUUUUUUUUUUUUUUUUAAUUCAUACAUCAAUAGUAGUUAAAUGUUAUAACAUAAUAUAGUGUAAGUUUACGGUUAGGCCGCGGAGGAGAGUACCGUCGGGGAGGAAUCGCGAUUAUCGUGUUAUUAUCGUAUUAAAUGUUUAUCUUAGCCAAUGCCACUGCGGAAUUGUUGUUAUGCGAAUGUACGCGGCGUUGCGCCCGGCGGCGUAGGGGCAGGCCCGGAACGCGCUCGGGGCUCUACUCCGAAAAUUACCGCGGUUUUCGUAUCAAACGCGACGUAAUAUUCACGGACAACUCGUAUGUCAUUUUGUCCGCGAGAUUAUUUCUAGCUACGGUCGCGCGCGGUCGUAUUAAUUGUUGACCGCGAUGGACGGCGACUAUGUAAAACGAACGAAAACGCCGUGAUAAUAGGACGCGUUACCGCACGGCAACAACGUUAUUGUCACAACAUAAUAUAAUAUUAUUGACGGCAUCGCGUACACGGGAAAAUUCCGUUCGGUUUUGAAUUACGGCGACGCAUAUGCUUACAAAAAAGGGGCGCGGGGGGGCGGGGGGCGGGAGGCCCUCGCCGGCCUCGGGUACCGCAUGCGGUCAUUAUGUAACGCGGUUUUUUCGUGGUUUUUUUUUUUCUCGUCAUAACGUAUUAUCGGUAUCCGCCGGGCGCUAUUUUUUUCCACCGUUUUCCAAAGGGAUCGGACGCGGGGACCAUUGACGCGUUAAUGUUAGCGAUAACGCGCGGGUCGGAGUGGUUGGGGGGCUCGAACGUCCGCGUCAUUUCCGCGCGACGUUUUUCGCGAAUGAAAUUUCCCGAGCGCGCCGUCGAGAAAACCGAUUCCCGCGCGACGGUGGCGUACCCGCGCGCGGGGCGCACGUAAAUUAGUUAUUAUAAAAAGUCCGCCGCUUUUCACCACUCCACCACCACCCCCCACCCCCUUCCUUCUCGCCCUCCACCCCGGUAGGGUUUUGAACCGCACGCGCGGUACCGUACACGCCAAUCAUUAACGUUUUUAUGUCGAUCGGCACGCGAACGAUACGCGCGCCGAGAUCGGAUGAUCGUACACGCGUAUUGCGCGUACUGCAACAACGGUAUCGAGCAAACGUGCGCACAUCAUAGCGCAGAAGUACCGUAUACAGCCGGCCGUUUUAAUACGGACGCGGGCAGCAGGUGUACCCGGCGUAGAAGGGACGGAACGCGCGGGCACGCGUCAAUACGGGCGUGCUGCGGAAACGACAGCGCGCCCAAAGAUCGCGCGGGCCAUUGUCUGGGCAUCGCGUCGUCGUACCGUUUCGUCGGGUUUUCGUUUUUCUUAUUUUCUUUCGUUCCUCCGCGACGCGGUUAUUGAUGUGACCGGAUAACGCGCCGCGGAAACCGAUUUACAGUCCCGGGGUGGUCGUGGUGGCGGUGGUGGUGGUGGUGGUGGUGGUGGUGGUAGGAGGGGGGGCGAGCCCUUCUCCUCCUCCUCCGCGCCGCCGCCGCCGAUAAGCCGAGUGCGCGUUACGCGUAACGCCUGUGCACAGAUAAUUCCCGUCGGCGCGUACGGAACGCCGCCGGCCGACAGUUUUCCCGCGCGCUUGCAAUAAUUAGAGGUGUUUCCGCGUGAUCCGCGGGCCCCGGUUCAUGCCCCUCAGCGGUAUUCCGAGGCGCCAUUGUCGUGCACGCGCCCGCGUGAUCGGGAGGUUACGGGACACGGAACAUCGUGCGCGGUGUGCGUGGCGCGGCGCCGGACAGGCCCGCCGGGGAUUCGGUAGUUUUCCCGACGGGCCUUCUCCGAAACAUGAUCCGCGCACCGGCGGCGCCGCGAUUAAACGGUCGAAACGAUUAAUCCGAUUUUCCGCCCGCAAACAACGCCGACGAAACAAAGUUGCCGUGCAACAGAAUCGCAAUUGUAACGGCGUUUCGUCGCAAACUCGGACGAAAAUAUCGAAAACAAUUGGCGAUUAUGUUGCUGAGCCGCGUCAUGUCGUUCGGCGCCCAGGGGCGUGGAUUUUUAAACGUCCCUCUCUUUAAGUCUUUCCCAGAGACGAUAUUCGGGCGGGCAACAACCCCCCCCCAUCACGGGUUGUUUGUCGUUCGUUCGACAUUUGCGGUUUUAUUAAAUUCGCAUUUUAAGUUUCGCCGCGGAUUAUAUUUUGUUGUUCUUGGGUUUUUUUCAACACACGCAUACUACGUUACCGGGCUGUACUCGCGGUUUUCCAAUUGCCGAACACUGUCCAUUGUUACAAUGCUCUCUACAAACAAAGCGGUUAAAAACGAAACAGAUAACAAGCGACAGUAGCGAUAUUGUCGAUUUCAUUUCGAGUUUUAUACACAUAUCGAGACGGGCGCGAUUCGAUUCAUCUACUAGGAAGGGGGGGGGGGUUAGCCAAUAUCUUUUUGGUCCGAAAACCAUAGCGACUUUUAACAACUGUGACCAGCUGCACCGACCGCUUAACGUGAUAGCGCGCUAUCCGCGGAGGCUAUGGUUUUAAUAUUCAUUAACACCCUGAACUUCUACACAGAGCCCCUGGCCCCCACGGCCCCCUCCCUAAAUUCUGCACCUGUCCGGAGGGGCGUGCGAAUGCGAUAUCAUAAUAAUAGCAUGACGGCGUGCGGUAAACACGAUAGGCGCCGACCGGACGGAAUAAAUAGAAUAACGAAGAACAAGAAGACGCGCGCGACCGUAGGAAUGUCGAGAAAUACCGUCCAGUUGUUCGGAAGCCGCGUCGUUGCGACUCGUUUUAUUAGACGGAUUAGAUUGAUGUGCGGUACGAGACCCGAAGAAUUCAUAAUUCACAACGUGUACGCAAUUUACACGAGCGAUACGAACGUCUCGAGAAGUUCUGAAUAGUCCGCUCGCGGAAUAACGAAAAUACGACCUUACGAUAUACACGGCAAAACACGUUUUUAACGCGGACGCCCGUUGUGUCGUCGGAUGAAAUAUCUUCUCCUCUCCCUCUCCGCCCACAUUUCGCCCUUAUUAACGCCCUCUAAGAGUUUUCACCGCCAUCACUGGAUCUCUCCAUGUUUUCUCGAUUUCGGGCCAGUUCUCUACGUUCUUGCACUCCCAUCCCGUCAAGGUCUUCUUCCACAGUGUCCUUUUCUUGGUCUCCCUCGGGGUCUUUUCCCCGCCGGUUUCCACUUCAGCACUACCAUAUUAAUUAUACCGUCCUUAUUUCUCCGUCACAAGUGUCCUAGCCAUGGGGUCCUUUCUCCUCUUAUGAGUAUAAUUACUACUGAUGACAUUUACAUUUCUUCCUGUAGCUCUUAUAUUGUCUUUGUUGCGUUCUUUUUUCACUAUCAUAUACCGGUCCACAUAUUACCCCCCGUAUUUUGUUUUCAAUGGUCCUGCGUUUUCUUUCAGUAACGCUAGUAGCAGUCGUGCACCCAUAUAUAAGCAUUGGUCUUGGUAUUACCGUGUACAGCCUUGCUUUAGUUGUUUUGGAGAACACUUUGGGUUUUAAAAGUUUACUCAGAGCGAAUGAGGCUUUUUUAGCUUUUUUUUAUCCUUAAACCUAUCUGUCUAGCCCAGUCAUUUUUUAUACUCCGUACUGUUCUUAAAUACUCACAUUUAUUGGCUUUUUCGAAAGCUAUAAGGAUCCCAUAUUAGUGUUGUCUCCAUCAACUUGCAGUUAUUUUGCUGGUUUCAUCCGUAUCAGAUUUUAAAUCUACCUUACUGGCGGCUGCUUGUUCGAGCACUUGGGCUGCUUUAUAUUAUACUGAGCUGUCUAUGACAUUCGAAUCAUCCGAAAAACCAAGAACUUUUAGGCGCCGUUGACUGAUCGCUAUUCCAGUAGUUUCCGUUUGUAUCUCCCUUAUAUGUCUUUUUCCAAUGCUAUCGAUUGAAUAACGUGGGUGUUGGCGAAUCUCUUUGUUUCAAUCCUGUGCUAACUUCAACAACUUAAGACAUUGUUCGCUUGACCCUUACCCGACACAUCGUGCAUCUUCCGUGCACAUUUUCGUGAGCGCUAGAAGUUUGUUUGGGACAAAUAAAGCGAACAGACACGCGUCUACGAAACGCUUGUGAAACGGAUCCCGGCCACAUCGGACGCACGGACAAUGGGCAUUUUUCUGUUUUUUUACUGUAAACCUAGCGAAAACAAACGAUUGCGUUUUUUCACAGAUGAAAACGAUAACGUCCGUUUCGCGGUCGACACAGAUAAUAUAUAGCGUCCUAUUAUCCGAUUUUAAUUCCGCGUCGUUCAGCGAGUUUAUUCCGAUGAGUCGGUCGUUUUUUUUUUUGGCGCCUCCCCGCUUUGGCUGAAAAUCGUUCGAUUUAAUGCGAAAAUUAGGUAAAGGUCGGCGCAAGGUACUUACUGUGUAGGGCGGCUAUUGCCUAUUGGUAAGCCCGACGCGAAUUCUACCGUAAAAAACACUUCGGGACAUUUCUACGGCGGAAAUGUCUGUUACCCGUGUAUAACGGACACUUUUGAGUGGUCCGUGCGGGCGGGUUACGCCGUGCACAUAAAAUACGGCCGACGAUGCACAAUAACGAUAUUUUCCGUGCGAUUUGAUUAAUCGUUUUUAAUCGAACCGGCCGUACCGAGUGUGCCGACACCUGUAUAAUAAUCGAACUAUAUAUAUAGUACACCCGUAAAAUAAAAAUAAUAAUGGAAAAGUUUUAUCGAUGCCGGAUCACAUUAUAGUUCGGCCCCGGCCGAAAUGAUCGCAUUAAACGGCGUCCUCUGCAGAAUAUACAAUUUAUAUAUAAUAAUAUUAUGUCGCACGCACUUGGCGAAAUUCUUAAUCUCGUGAAAAAGUUAUCCGUUUCGUGAAACAAAAUGCGUUGUUUCCUUUCUUAUUUUAUUUUUUACGCCUUGAGAAUUUUAACAGGACCGUGCGCGCGUAUAACAUUAUAUGUAAUUUCGUUAUAGACGGUUAUUCAUUUAUCGUCCCACGCCAUUGCAGUAUACGUAGGAACUUUACGAAAAAUUUAACAUUUACCGGCGAUAAAAUAUUGUCGCCCAAUCGCAUCCGCGAUGAUUCUGGAAUUCCGGCGGUCAGUUCUAUAAGCGCGCGAGGCUUUUGAGCGUGGCACAAAACGGCCAAGUUUACCGCCGCAAUGACGUCUAUUUUUGAUUUUCGACCUUCCCGUGUAGUUACCGGACCCGAUACCUUAUACAGAUUAUGUCGAACCUAAUCCCUCCUCUCUCGCCUCCCUCCCUUCCGCUUAAUCCCCCGAUUUCACGACUACUUAAUAGAACGCGGUCGUGCGCAAUGAAACCGCAGUGACCGUGUAUACGCGGCUUUUAAUAUAAAACACGCGCCACAGCCUUACGGUUCGUGAAAUAUUUCGUUUUAUACGAAAACGACCGUAUAUAGAUAAAAUGUCCGAAACCGAAAUUAUGAAUAGUACGGUUAAACUGUUUUGCGUUUCGCAACGUAUUUUUGCUGGAAAAUAAAACACGCCGCCGUGUACUGCACUCUAAUUGAAAAAAUUAAGGAAUAGCGCACUACAGUUAUUGUACCGUUAACUGUAUAGUUACAGUCAUUGACGUAUCAUCUCAAUAAUAAUUGUCGGUCGUUAAUUUUCGUAUGUAAACGUCCAGUUGAGUGUUCUUCUUCGGAUUUCGGCGUUUUAAGAACGUUUCCAUAACACAAAUCGUCCUCUAGUUCUCUCUGUCUUCCGCCAAUUCACCCCCGAGUCCUCUGUCACUACAUUCAAUAUUACAAAAUCCUCCCGUCUAAGGCGUGGCCUACCCAGCUGUCUUUUUCCCAACGGUUUUUGAGUAUUAACGGGUCGAAUGCGACGAUUGUGUGUUUUUUUAUUUUAAAAUUCGAAUAAACGCAUUCAAAUUUGAUCGUUAUAAUACCAAUAUCGUAAUAUUCGUCGUGAAAAUCAUUUCGGGAAGUCGAUUGUUUUAAGCAAAGUCAAUAUAAUUAAAUGUUUUUUUCGCGUUUCUUUAUUCGUUUGACUCUGACACGAAGCGCGUUUUAUAAUUCGCACGUCUUCGGAGUGUUUUAUAACAAAUCCGUCGCUCGCAUUCUCGAACAAUUCGCCGGGCGACGAACCGGCAACGGCUCCCGCGAAAUUGCGUUUCGCUCUAAACGUCGUCAACCAGAGUUUCUCAACAAUUGUUUCAUUCCCGUGCCCGUUGACUUCUCAUCACUGCUCUACAGACGGCCCAAACGUCGACUUGUCGUACAUCUGCACACAGGAUAGACAAGACGACUAUCACUUUGUCCACCAUUGCGCCGGUUUCCGCGCGAACCUCCCGAAUACCCUCUUGCGCGUACCCCCCAUCCCCGCCACCGGUCGAGAAACGCUGUCGUAAACGAUAACAUUUUUCCGGCACGGGGCGGGGGUGGGGGGGGGAUCCCGGCGACGGCGCGCACGAUCGCGCGCCGUUUCUGCGACGCGGACGACGCGCGCAUAAAAAUAGAUCCGUCGAGUGUCGGGUUUAAAUUUAACGGGAAUCGCGGCGGCGGCGCGUAAUCUUACGUACAGGCGCCGUACGCGUGCGUGCGUCACGCGCGAUAACACGACGAUACGUUACGUAUCGUGUGGUAACGCGCGCGCGCGCGGCACGAACGCGUUUACAAUACGUAUUACACGAGUGUCGGUCGACGGCGGCGAUUUUGCAGACGACCCGCAACGGGCGCUUGGCCGCCGAACGAAAUAAAAAUCCGUCGUCGCCACAGCCGCCGCCGCCGCCGCCGACCCGUUUUAUUAUUAAACGAUACGCGGGGUACGGUACCGCGGGCCGUAACGUUCGCCGUUGUCGCGCGCGAUCGCGAUACCCACUCGCGUAUUUAUAGAACCGACGCGGACGGCGACGGGGACCUUUGGGCCGCGCCGUCCGCCGUCUCCGUCGUUGUCCGGCGUCUCCGCCACCGCGACGUGACACGACGGCGACGACGACGUGGCGGCGGCCGUAAUAAUAACGCGCGUACUGUACGUAUCGUGUCCCCGCGGCGCACGCGUUUUAUAAAUACCGACUCGGCGUCAAAAAUAAAUAAGAAAAAAAAAAAAAACGGUUUUUUUUUUUUUUUUCUCUCUCUUUUCUUAUGGUCAACGCGUGUUUCUAAAUAUGGAAUCGUCCGCCGGCACGUCGCGUCCGCGUUAUCCGGCCGCUCUCGUUGCGCCGCCGCCCGCCGUCACUCAUAAUAAUAUAUUAUACGCGCGUAUAUUAUCCUCCGCGUUGCGGCGUUGAAAAAAAAAAAAAUAAAAAAAAAAAAACGUAACAAUAAUCGUAAAUAAUAUAUUGCGUGUACGCUAUACGCACGCCGUAACGUAUAUUAUGUAGGUGCGCAUGAUGCUACGCGCGAACGGGGGAGGGCUAACGGUCGCACGUAAAAACGUUUACGCGCGCCCGCGGGACCGGGCCGCGCGACACGUUUACAACGGGCAGAAGGGAAGAAGGGCGCGGGAUUUAUAGGCGCGCGGGUCGCCCGUUCCGGACCCGGCGUUGUAAUAUUGUUCGUAUAUAUAUAUAUAUUUUUUUUUAUUUUUUAUUUUUUUUUUUUAUUAUUAUUUCUGUUUUUCGUUUCGUUUCGUUUCGUUUUUUUUUUCCACGGUAGAUCCUGUAAAUCCGGACGAACGCAAUACGUAUAUAUAUACACAUGUAUUUAUGUAUAUACACGGUCGUCCGGGGGAAAACGCGCCGCCAUACAUCAUGUGAUGUACACGCAAAUAUGAUACGGGAAAUCCUCGCGGGCUGCGCUGAAAUUUGAAAUAUUAACCGGACGCGUACGCGGGGCGGCGCAGAGCAGCCCGAGCCCGUACCGCCGGGCGCGUGAUGCAGCGCUGUCGUAAUAGUGUAGCGGCUCGGCGAAAUCAACGUUUCUCCCCCGGAGACGGACGCAAUAUUUCGGCGGACCUUUUACCAAACGUCUUACGGACGGGAACGCGUCUGCGGCCGUUUCAUAUCCGUCCGCGAACAGCUCUCCCCUCUCUACCCCCUCCCCCGCCUCCCCUCCCCACGACCCGGGAAAAACGCGUGAAACGCGGCGGAGGUAUAUUAUCGCAACCGCGGGAUUCGCGCGUCCGGAAAUGUAACGAAAACCGUCGUUUUCGCAAAACGAGUCGUUAAACGAAUCAUUUUAGACUGCGGAAAUCCGAUAGAUUUGACAACAUUUUUUAUUGAAAUUUAACAGAUUCCAAUACAUUUGUUUGUGAUAGGGUAGAGGCGUUUUCGGAAUGGGGUGGGCGAGCGGAAAACUAUUAUAUCGGCGUUUCAAGGUAAAAAUAUUUCAAGCCGCCACUGGUGAAACGUACACGUCCUCCGUCCCACCGUUAAACGUUCGGGGCUCCGUUCAGGCCUGCGUUCGAGAUCUAUGCGAUUUUUCUUUUCGAAAAAUGUACAGCAACUGUCGCAGUAAAACGUUACGGACGAUACUCAAUAGCUGAUAGAUACUUCCGAAUAACUCAGAGUUUCUCAAAUACGCGUUUGUCGCGUCACUGUUUCCGGUGAUAUUUUCUGACGAUAGGGGCGGAUGAGUAUACGCCGGAUAACUAUUAUACGUCAGCCACGGCGCACGUCUUUUUAUUAAACCGACGGAAUUUUACAAAAAAAUAAUAAACCCACUGAAAAUCUGAGUGUUUUGUCGUGGUCAUAGCGCGUUGACGUGAUGAAGUAGGAGACUCGAGGGCGGGGUAACGUGCCUAUACCUAUUAUUACACUCGAGUUUUUCAUUCUGUUCGAGAGGUUUACAAUGUUCGCUGCGUGCGGGUAAGGUCGAAUCGCACUUAUUUUAAUCGAAUUAUAUAUGGGGUUGAAAAUAAAAAAAAAAAAAAAGUAAUGGUCGAACACUGCGCUCGGGUCAAGAAAGGCGUUUCAACGGAAAUGUUAAAAAAUAUAUUUAAUUCUAAAGUUUCGAAAACACUCGUUUACCUUCCCGCUUACAGUUUUAAUCUCGUUGUCGUUUCUAAGUCCGCAGUAAAUGGAUCGGGAAACGAGGGUUUUUAAAAACUUUUUUUUUUUUUUUUUUACAAAAACCUUUUUCGACCCGAGUGCAGUGUUCGAUGAUCAUUACCCGUUUUUCACUCGAGUGCAGUUCGACCUUUCAAUUCGCGGAAAAUGUACAAUUCGACCGCAUCCCGCAUCACGAACGGUGACCGGAGUUAAGCUAAACUGUCAACCGCGGGCGAAACACAUUUUGCCGCCCUCUAAAUGUCGGUUUACGUUACUGUGACGUCUGUCCGCACAAAUUUUCCGCCCCGUCUGAACGCCGUAAAAUUCGACUCCUCCUCGUCGACCCCACCCACGAAUCGGUUAAACGCGAUCGGGGGGGGGGGAGGGGGGCGGACACACACGACAUAAAAAGGUUUCUUUUUCCUUUUUUUUUUUGUGCGAGAACCGAUCCCCGCGCGCCGGAUAUAUAUUUAUACCUGGAUAGUCCGCGAAUAUAUUACCUAUACAGGAUAUUAUUUUACCUCGGCAAAAUGUCCGUCGGAGGUAAAUAAUUUAUCCCGGUAUAUUAUUACAUAUUUGCCGGGGGGGGGCGGGAGGAGGAGAGGGGGAAAUAUUAAUAUUUAGGAGCUGGUAUAAUAAUAAUAUAGUUGCGCGGGCGCGCGCCGAAAUCCCCGACAAAUAAAUACGCGACGGCGUACACGUAAUAUUUAUACGUUUCGCGCUACGCGUAUUAUAAUAAUAUGUUUCGUCGUACCGCGGGUUAUUAUCGUCCCCGCGACGCGCAUCAACCGCGGUCCAAUAACGACGGUAACCCGCGCGGGUUCACGACAACGCGCGCACGCCACUCCGCAAUAUAAUACGAUAUUAUUACACGUACGUACGUCUGUGUGUCCACACACCGGAACGGGCCACCGACGGGUGAUUGCGGACGGCGACGUCGGGUGGUUUUUCCCACGGGCGCUUCACAACGCCUUUGUGCGCCCGUCCCGCCUGCAUUAUGCUGUGCUCGCGUGCGUGCCGGCGCGCGGAGGCGAUGGGAACGCGCAGGGCCGGCGGGCGGGCGACUCUUAGCGCGGGUCUUCGCAGACGUAGGCGCAUGAUGUGUUGCGUACGGGGGAAGCGAUGCGUCAUUAGUAGACAGGUACCGGGAGAUUGGCGCGCGUGUGAAAAACUCUCGAUCGCCGACGCCACUUGUUAUAUUGUUGCGUACGGGGCGCGCGUAUAACGCCGCGCGAGUGUGUGUAUACGAGAACGUUCGUGUUGUUGGUGUGUACGCGCGUCUUUUUCGUAAAAUAUUUCGCCGUCUCCGCGGCUACGUUUCGACGGGCGUGUGCGAAGGAGAGAGAGAGAGAGAGAGAGAAAAAAAAAACAAUAACCCCGAGCGCGUGUCGGGAAAAACGACGUCUGAAAUAUUUUCACAUUACCGGAAUACAAUAAAAAAAAAAAAAAAAAAUAAAAAAAAUAUUUAUUAUAUUACAACAGUAUAUACCUACGUACUCGUCGUCGCGUGAUGCGCGUACGCGCCGCGACAAUGUCAAAACACGAAUAAUAAUAAUAAUAUAUGCCCGACGGGAUCCCGGUUUUUUUCUUUUACCCCCCCCCCUCCCGUUCACUCCGAAACUUUUCGUCGGGACCCUUAUCGCGUUAUUGCUGAGCUUUUCUCUUUUUUUUUUUCUUCCAUUUUCACGCUCGUUAUCAUACCCGCGCCAUUGUACAUUUUAUAACAAGGGUUUAACGAGCGCGCCGGAAAAAUAGCCGAUACUGCCCGCAAUCGCGCGGGCAAUACAACAGUACGUGUGCGCCCGUCGCGCAGACGGCCGGUGUCGGAAACGCGUUCCGAAUAAUACACGCAAGCUAGGCACUAGGCGAUAGUAAAAUAACAGUCGUGUAUGGCGAUCGUCAUCCCUGUCCAUUGACUCCCGGUUUCGGCGCCACUGAAUUCCGUAUUCGACGACGAACGGUCGUGUACGUCAAACGCGACACUGUCACGCUCGGAAUUCGUGUAAUUGAAAACGUUAGUAUUUUUUCAAUAACAAUUAGGUACCUGUAACAUUACAAAAAAAAAAAAAAAAACAAACAAACAAACAUAUUACGACCUUAAAUAGUUUUUGUUUUCCUGAUAGUAAAAAAAAAGACUUGUACGAUCCUUGUACCUAUACAAUUUUCGCGUAUUUAUAUAAAAGCGGCUAAAUAUAAAAAUGAAACGCCAUUAAGAGGACGUGGUACCCUCGCGUACUGGUCUCCGCCUUACAAACCUACGACAUAGCAAAAUUGCGUUCACCGGGUACGACUUUGUGCUUAGUUUGAACAUUGGAGCGACCUAUUAUCAAACUUCAAACUAUAAGACCAUUGUCUGCAAUGUAACCACGUCGGUUUUUUCGAUAUUUUAUGUUUUAAGCGAGUUACAAGUAUUUUUAAUUCGCGAUGUUUCACGUGCUCGUAUAUUAAAAUAUCGAACGCCUGACGUGAUUCUUUACGAUAACGGAUCGAUUCACUCGCAAUAUGAAAACGAACGGCGCACAAUUUUUCCUGCUGAUCAGCACAGUGUUAUGCGGUUGAUGAAUGCCCGCAAAAAAAUUUAAAAAAAUGUCUAAACAACAAUUAGGCACGAGGAAUUUCAAAGAAAAACCGCCCCGACCAAAUUAAUUGGAAACGCUUCGAGAAAGCCAAAGAUCAAGUUUUAGCCGAUCCCGCACGACCGGCGUACAUAUAUAGCCAACAUUGUUCACCGAUACUCACUGCAGGUACAUGGAAAGCUUUAGAUGUACUUCUUGUACGAUUAUUGUUGCGGUCACAUGGCUCAUACCGGUGGAUUAUCGGCAAACUUGAUGUAGGUUUAAGGACUGUCAAUAUUUGAAUUAUUAAACUUGGUGUUUGUUCCCGCACAACUGUUAUUUAAUUGACCGUGUACAAACUCGGUUAUAAAUUAUACGAUAAACUUAUUUACUGGUCAACAACACGACCCGUGCGGGAAAAUUCACAGUUGCCGUGACAAGUGUCAAUACCAGAGGUUUCUAAAGGGUCUGUGCAGACCCCCAGGGAUUUAUUCCGACCUGCAAGGGAACAAUUUCAUCGGAAAAAAAAAAUCGGGCGUGCACGAGAUGUAAAAAAGAGUAAUGGCAAUGAUAUCAGAGCGAGAUCUACGGAAAACAUAACAAAUUGGCAAGUGGAGUACGGGGUAAAAAUAUUUUAGGAACCUUUGGUCUAUACGACGGUGCUGAUGCAGAAUACUUCUAAAUCACCAGCCGGUCGGUCGCCAAUAGCAUUGGUUAUAUUAUAUCGCCGGUGACAGAUUUCGGCCGAACACACCAGAACGGGCUUUAUAUACGGGGCAUUCGAUCGCCGACCAAUCGAUAGGUCUACUGCGGCGGUCCGAAAUACGGCCAAAACGCAUUUUGAACGGGCGCGCGCUCACUAAACACAAAUAAACCGACCGUUUUUUAUCAUAUCGCAGUUAUCGUUGUUACGGUACGCGAAAUAAAUUUACAUCGUCAAUUAUUAUUACGAUCGCAGAGAACGGUGUAUUAUGUGUAUUGUGCGUACGGCAAACCGCCGACAGUUGACACGCGGACUGCAGGUAUACGCGCGUCCAUACAGAAUAAUAAUAACAACAAAAACUAUAGAAAAAGAAAAAAAACAUUGGAUACGGUACACUGAUUGUAAGUCGAUCGCCUACAUAAUAAUCGCCGUGUGAACCACGUCCUUGGGUGGUGCCUGAUGACGGUCGCCGUACAUAAUAUUGUUGUAGAGGUGCACGACGACGAACGGCGCGUGACGACGACACAAGACGGCAGGAAGACGCUAUAUUAAUGGCGCAGGUAACAUGGGAUGUUACCUGAAUAAAAAUAAAAACAUCUGUUGUUUUUUCAAAAGAAAUUUGUUCACUACUGACACUCUCGUUUCCGGCUACUCGCCGUUGUUUCGGUGUUUGGCAUUUUUUUAAUUUUUUUUUUUUUUUUUUUCAAAACUUCACUCCCACAAUAUACGCCGUAUUACAAUAAUAAUUACUACGUGUAUAUAUAUAUAUAUAUAUAUAUAUAUAUAGGUACGUGUGUACAUAAUUUAUAAACGUAUUUUUAUACCGCGAUGACGGGUACCUGUGGAACGGAGAUACCUACGUAUAAUAAUAUGUUUAGUGCCAAAAAACAAAAAAACCACCAUAAUAUACACGGAUACACUUACUGCGAGUAUUUUCAUAAUACCGACCGUCCGAAAAUAAUAAUAAUAACAAGAAUAUACGACCGGAUUUUUCGUUUGAAUAUUAUAAUAUUAUAACACUAUUGCAGCGGACUGAAUUUACUCGCGGAAUUUCCUGCAGGACCGGCCCUUGUAUACCCCUUAUCACAGUUAAUCGUGGUCACCCGGCAAUUUAUCUUUUUAAAAGGGUACUGUUCCUUGUAUGUGACAACCGAAUUAAAUAAUAAUUGGUAGUUUCGCCCGUGUCGCCGUGGUAACCCAUAAAUCAACUAAAAGAAAAAAAGUUGAAUUUUUUCAUAUUUUUCGUACAUUAAAAUAUCAAAAACAAAACAUGAGUGGGUUUAGCCCUUUAGUGGUUGAAUUUUGAGAUUUUGAGAUAAAAAAAAACAAAAAAAAAAACCAUUAACAUUUUAAAUAUAAUAGUCGUUUUGGACUAUUGCAAUACGUAUCAACUAAUAUCGGUUACUUAUUAUUUACAUUGGUUCGUAUACUUAAAUACCUAAAUACAGUGUUAUAAGAACAACGGGAACAUAUAAAUAUCGACUGAAUAAUAGCCGUUUGUACAUAUUUUAUUAUAGAAACCUAUAAAUGGGUAUGGUCCUGCAGAUCUAUUAGGAGGUCCAUAUUAUAUUAUUAUUACUAUUAUAUAUUACGACGUUCUAUAGAGACUAUACGCGACCGUAUCGAAUUCGUUUAAACCCGUAUACCUAUGAUGUUGCAGUAUAACGCCACUAUAUUCUGUAUAGCAUACCUAACCAAAACACCGUUUAUUGUUGUUAUAUUAUCGACAUUGAUAUAACGGGUAUAUCGGAACUGCGCGAGAAAAUAAUAACAACAAUAAUAAUAAUAAAAAAAACAGUACCUUAUAAUGCGGACUGCUGUUUGGGGGAAAAAAAAAAAAAAAAAAAGACCGUUUGACCGAGACGUUAAAUGUGUCGAAUGUUUAUUUUAUAUUAUAUAUAUUUAUUAUAAACGUAACGGCAAACGAUUCGGCGCGGCCGAUAGGUACGCGUUCUGUAAAACUCGGCGUUGUAGUUGUUCUACUUAUACACGAACUAUAAAAAAAAAAAAAAAAAUUAUAAAAGAAUAUCGGUAAACGCGAAUCGAAUUCAGAUAACCGUAUGGAAAUAUGCUUUAUUAAUUAAUUAAUCUACUAACGAGGUUCAAUGCGACCCGAAAUUCAAUACGUUACAGUUUCGAUACACGCCACGCGUUUGCCGAAAAAUAACUCGAAAACCUGUAAUAAGCUAAUGAUAUAUCUGUUGGUUUGAACCCGAUACCGUUUCGUGAGAAAAUCAUAAUAAACGUAAUAUAUAGUCGGUGAAAAACCACGGCAGGUUCAGAUAAUAAUGCGGCGGCCAGAGGUGGGAGGAAAAAUGGAAAAUCACGUCGGAUAAUACGGAAGUAUCGAUAACAAUAAGGGAUAAUAGGUUUGCCGCGAUAUAAAUUCGUCCUGAUUAUGUUAUUUUAUAUCGUUUGUCAAAAGCUUAUAAGCCAAACAAAGGCAUCGGUUUUCAAAAAAAACCACUGGGGUAUAAUUAAUUGUAUUUUUCAACGAUAUUGACAUUUUUGUUAAACCGUUAACAGUGUUAACUAUUAUAACGUAUAUAAUAAAUACGGAAAAGCUGGAGGCAGGGCAUGUCCCCUUCCCCUUGACUUUCAAUAGACGUCCGCGAAACCAAGGAACAUAAUAAUUUCGAUAAUACUUUUUUGUGUACAGUGUAUAGUACAUCAGAGAUGUCUAUACUAGAGCUAUGCGAGGGCCUAUAUGUUUGGGCUCAACCUUGCUUAUAACCCCCGAUGAGGCCCACCGAGGCCAUUAUAGACCUGCACAGUCCUCUCAAAUUUAAAAUUAAAAAAUGAAACUCUCCCGGCCCUUCCCGGGCUUAUCAAACCCGAAUCCGCAGCCCGGUUCUUGCCUCUAAUAGUCUAGUACCCGCCCAAACCUACCUCCUACCUACCUACGUGUUCUGUACAUUCGCGAAGUAAAAUCAUCAACAUAUACCCCGCAAACGUGAUGAUUCAUCGAGAUUCACACGUUGCACAUGCAUGCCAAUAACGUAGGAUUAAAAGCAUUGUCAUCUGAAAUAUAAUUGUCUACUAAAUAAUCACAACGCACUGAACUUAACCAUAGACACGUUUAUCAUAAUUUUAUACUGUAACAGAUUUGGAAAUAAUUUGAUUAAAAACCGUUGCCAACUCAGUUUUGAAAUGCGUAAAACACGUUUGGGGCGAACGGGUCCCGCCCCGUGACGCGACCUCUAAUAUAUCGAUAUCGUAACUAUUGGGUUUCUUUACUUGGUACCGUGUACAAUAACGCGUCCAAGACAAGUGCCCAACGCUAUGCGUACCAUAGACAAAAGAAACAUACGGAUACACUCUGUAUACUCUGCCGGAAAAACGGUUCGCUUAAAAGAGCGCCCCGACAACGUAUAUUUGUUUGCGACUGCGUUGCGUAAACUAUUGCGAAUUCGUAUUUUUCAUAAUGAUUCUGUCUUUAAGCGUCUGCCGUUUGCCGUGUUUGCAAUUUUCCCGCGAUACGCACAAUAUUAGCACCGCAGCGAAUGGAAAACGCUUCGGCCGAAGCCGGCCGAACCGUUUAGCCCCGCUGCGGGUAACGCGAGCCGAGUGUCUACGCGGUCGCGCCUUUGCGCUACGCGAUACGCGGUACGUACGCGCGUCGUAAUAAUCAGUAAUAAUAUGUUCUAGAAAGAAACCGCGGUCGGAAACACGGUUCGCGUACGACGGCGUCGGUACUAUUUUGUACGGUUUCCGUUUCCAUAAUCAUUCGGUGUGCGCAACACGACUUGUCGUACGGUCCUAAUGACGGGUGGGGGGUACCCACUGCGGCGGGGUGCGGCGGCCGAUUAUCAGUGUCUAUACACGCACGAUAGAGGGAAAUAAACGGGUGUUUUUCGUGCGUUGAUAACAAUACCGAUAAUAGUAUUAUUUCGCAACGGGAGCGGCGAAUACGCGACGACGCUUCAGCGGGACAAUUAAAACGCGUAAUAAUAAUACGCGACUUGCAUCGGUGUCGGCGGCGGUAGGCACUCGCCGCCAUCGAGUACGGGAGACCGUAUUGUGUAUACGACUGCUCUAUUAUAAUAAUUAUUAUUUAAAUAAUAAUAAGGCUCGCUGUACAUUACAGGGGAAGUAUUAUAAUAUAUACUAUAUAUGCGUGUGUGUAUGCGUAUAGGGGCGAGUAGGGGUAGGCUGCAGGAAAACGAGAGGGAUAAUCAUCCAAAAUGUAUAGGAAUCGAGCGCGACUCCUCGAGGAGACGAUGAGGAGAGAACGACGCGUGACGCCGCCGCCGCCGCCAUCGUUCUCUCCUCGCUGGUCACGGACGGAGGGGAAGGCACGGCGCGACGGCCGCGAAGAAUGAAAAUAGAAUACAUUACUUUAAAAGGGCGAAGAAUAAUAAUGAGCCGGGUUCGUGUUUCGAGUAGGUACCGACUAUACAAUAUAUACGUAUAAUAAUAAUAAUAAUAAUAAUAAUGUAUAGUCGCUGAAAAACAGCGGUAUUAUAAUAAGUACGUAAUAGCCGGAGGGGGGAGGGCAGAACGCGUUUACGGGGCGGGUACAGCAACGAGUUCGGUUAUUAUUAUUAUAUUUUCCCCCCGGACGAGAGAGUGACGGACGAGUAACGGGCACAAUAAUAAUAAUUACUGGUACUCCGGCGAAUAACCGAAUGUUUCGUAGAAUUUUUUGUUUAAUUUUUUUUUUUUUCUGUCUACGGAGAGCUUUUCGAAUUUAUACCCCCGAGAAUUUCCGAUGACAAUAUAUAAUAAUUCCGCGCAAAUACGGUACCCACUCGUGCGAUAUUCUCCGCGGUAUUGUUAUUAUUACUACUAUUACAGAUAAGUACCCUAUAUAACAACCGUUCGGACCGUACAAAAUGUUACAACAAUUUCUAUAAAUAUCGACUUUGUACAACAGCCGUUACAUUGUAUUCGAUUUUCUCGGUCGUUUUUAUUGUGUACGCGUACCCGCCUAUUACCCUGCCCACCCCCGUCCGGUCAUCCGGUAAUAUUCAACGGUUCGCGAUGACGACGACGACGACGACGACGAUGUCUCGAACAACGGAGAAGAAUACUAGUAGGUACUGCCGUACUGCAUAGUUGUCGUACACAGGUAUAUGAUAUAUUAUUUAUUUCAAAGGCUCUUAUUAUUAUUGCCCGUGUGAUAUAUAUACGCUCUAUUAUUACAAUAUAAGAACGCGCUGUAUAAUAUCUAAAUAAUAAAUACGACGCAUGUCUACGAGACGUGGUUAGGAGGCGCAGGUACAAAGAGGAAACGCGUAUAAAACCGAACCGCGCGUAUAUUAUGGGCACGAUUUUUAUUUUUAGUGCAGCGCCACGGAGAAUUAUUCGCGUGUGCGUACGAAUGGUAUAAAUGUAUAAAUGUAUUUCGAGCAUUUUCUACGCGGUUUAAACGCGGUAGCUGCAGCAGUACUUAAAAGCUAUGCGCGCAGAAACUUUGCGAUUUAAGAGAAGGGCUUUCGCCGCCGCGCGGUCGGGUUUAUCAGCCCGUGAUUCCUGAACAUGUUGAAGCCGCGAGUCUUUAUAUAAAUACGUAUAAUAUAUUAUUAUGUUCGCGCGAGUGUGAGAUUUUAUACGUAUAUAGCGAAACUACGAAACCGUAUACGUAUUAUACGAGUAUGCACGGGGGCCGACAAAGGCUAUAGUAUAAUAUAUCGUACCUACAUACGCGUAGGAGAGAUUAAAGGCGAUAUAUAUAUAUAUAUUUACGUAUAUGAAUUAGCGAAGGGAAAAAAGGGAGAUUACUAGAUUUGAAAAACUGUACUAAAAAAAAAAAAAAAAAAAACCGUCCCCUAUACUCGCCGCCUGCUUGGUGCGAAAGGAGGGAUAUUCUGCUGCAGUGCAGCGGCUUCAAUUCCGAAAUCAAUCGCGUCGUAUGCAUAAUAUUAUUACAAACCAAUUCCGUCUCUCUCUCUCGCUCUCUCUCUCUCUCUCCGUCUCAUUCUCUCUCUUUCUCUUUUUUUUUCUGUUCAGUUUCUGAGCGCACCCAAGAGGUGCCUAUUGGUUUUACUAUAACGACGUGUGCCCCGUGUUUGUCCGCGUAAACGACUUUUCCGCCAGAAGUGUUUUCAUUUUUUAUUCGGUUCUGUUUUAAUACCACCGGAUUAAUAUCUUGCUCCGAUUUUCAAGAGCGGCGGCGUUUUUUCCUGAAAGAAAAUGUUGUCUAUAGUUUGUGUGUAAAAAGGUUGUUUUUUUAUUUUCCUCGUGGUUUUCUUAAUAACCGGCAAAAUUUUCGGCAAUUAUAACGUUUUCAUUAUUUUCAAUAUUAUUUAUUUGUUGUGAUUUGGUUAAAACUAUUGUAGGAACCUAAAAUUUUCUCGGAGCACUUAUAUAGGCUUUUUCUAGACGUGGAUACAUUUUCAAAAGAUUCUGUCGAUUUUUUGAGCUAUUUAUAGGCAUUUUAAUCUUUUUAGUGUGUUUUAGUUUUUAUUUGAUGUUAUGAGAAUACGAUUUUUUGGUCAAAUAGAAACGCUUCAUAAUUUAACACGAAUUUAGGGGUUUUUAAAAUUAUAAAUUAAUAUAACGAAAAACAUAAAUUUUACGGCAUUUAAGAACAUGAUAUACAUACAACUAAUUUGUAUUUCGUAAGUAAUGAUUCAUAGUUACGACAAAUAUAAAUUAUACAACUUUGAUACAACUUCUCACCUAUAUAACAGUGGCACACCCAUCAGCAGUAUCAUCUAUUUUUUGUUCACGAUCCAUCACCUACUAAAUAACCCUUGCGACAAAAGCCUUGUGUACAAAAAAUCCAUACAAUCCCGUCGUGCAGUGACGCGUGUACAAGACAUAAAAACGCACAAAACAUAAAAAAAAAAAAGUAAUACACUUAAUGCCAGUAAAGAAAGCAACUGUUUUCAAAUGGAACGGAGAAUAUUAUGUUGGGAAAUUUAAUUUGUACCCGUACGUGAAAAUAAACCGACGGAAAACUAUUCUGAGCAUUAUUAGAGUCGUAUUUGUUCCCUCGUCACGCGAAUAAUCGACGGGAAGGUUGGAGCACAAUUCUACAAGAAAACCUUCAGUUAUUCCCCGUUUAUCGAGAAAACUACGAGGAAAAAUCGAAAAUUUACCUCCUCGGCGCACCGAAUAGAUCAAAGGGGCUACAAGAAAGUUCCAAAGUUCAAAGUUUUUAAUCGGAGAGAGAUUUCUAAUAGAAAAGUGUUAAGAAAAAAAAAACCAAUAUACGCUUCGCUUGUACUUUAUAAUGUACAGCAUACCAUACGUUAUACACUCACUCGGGUAUAAUAUGUAUUUUAUCGUUACCGUUACGUAUUGUAACUUUUAGACACGCAAUGCGUCGUGUGGAUAAGUGCACGUAUAUAGUACAUUAUUAUUAUUAUAAGACUUGUGCAGCUUGUACGUAUAGGUAUGUACGGUUUUCCGGUGGUGUGUGGCGGAGGUACUUUAUUUAGGCCGGGGCCCGGCAGGAUUUUCGGUCGAGUGAACCCGACGACGAAACCGAGCGCGUAUAUGGAAACCGGACGGCGGCGGCAGUGGCGGCGGUAGAUUCUCCCACGGGAGGUAUAUAACGGUGGCGGUUACGAUGAGUGUCGAUAUUAUUAUAAUAAUAAGAACGGUGGCGGCGGACGCCACCUGCUCCGAAUGGUUACUCUUAUAAUAUACGAAUAACAAUAUAAUCGAGGAAAAAUCUAAAGGAAUUCUAUUAUUUUAUAUUCGUUCCGUUAAAAAUGUAUUAUAUGUACCUAUGCGUACCUCCUACCUGCACUAUGUUGUAUAUUACGAGCUUUCGAAAACGUUAUGAGGACUUUAUAGGACUCUCAUCUACUGUCUCAGUCCAACUACCGGUUAACAUGCAAAAACAAUGCUUACGCAGAACAAGUAAAACUAGAUUAAUUUUCAUUUUAGAGUGAAAGUACCAAUUAUGAAAUUUAACGAGAACAAUAUUUCGGAGGGAACAUCACAAACGGUUUUUGGAUUAUGAACUGUUAAAAAAGUUAUAGUUAUUUAAAAAAGAAAAAAUAGGAUUUUUUAUCUUUUAUAUCGAGCUGUAUAUUAUGAAUAAUACAAAACUCUAUGACGUUCCCUCCAGAAUAUUGUUCUCUAUAAAUUCCAUAGUUGGUACUUUUACUCUAAAAUCAAAAUCAGCAGAGCAAAACUUCUUUACACAUGUACGAGUAUACAUCCGAUGUCUUAUUAUAUUAGUAUUACCCAACUGAAAUCUUUUUUGACCGAAUGAAUCACAACAUUCAAUAUCGUAUCAUAAUAUAUAUUCUCCGAACACUGACUGUCGAAUGGUACCACAAUAAUCUCAAUAUUGAAGAAAAAAAUAGACUACUAUUACCUUUCUUCCACCGUGCUCUCCACAUUGGUAGGUCGUAAUGCGUAAAUACGUAUACAAUUUUUCGAUAUACAGUGACGCGGUGAACGACGUUUUCCUUAAUGUGCAAUUAUUUAACCCUAUAGAAAUAGAGUGAAAGGGAGGAAGGGGCAGUUGAAUGGUUAUUUCGGGUUAUUUUUUAAAAUUUUUCUUAGAGUUCGAAAUAUGUUCAUGACGUCACAGUAUACAGCAAAACAAAUCUGUACGCAAUCAUAUCCCUAUUAUUAUUAUUACAACGCUGACCACCGAUCGUAAUAGGAAAUCGCUGCGGAGAUGUGCGGUUUGACCGCAUUCGAGUAACGAGACGUUAUUAUUUUUUAUAACGCGAAUCUAUUCAUUGAAAUUUUUGUUAACGAUCUAACAAAGAGUCGGACUAUUAUUAUCGCGAGUUUAGUAACGGUAGACGUUUAUUUAGUGUGUAGGUGUGGUGAUCGAAAUCUUAUAUACCUAGUUGGGAAAUGUUGCAAUUUUUUUUUUUUACAAUAAUAAUGAAUGUGAAAUAGAACGUCUUCGUAGACGUGACAAUAGAAUUCUUGCGAAACUUGGUUGUUCAUGUAAGAUUUCUUUACUUAAAAUUAAAAAUAAAAAGUACGAUUAAAAUAAAGAAUAAAACGUAUAGUUUAGUGGUAAAAUGGAACGUGGGAAAUUGGAAUACAUGCUCAUUGCUCGUUUGAUGUUUGGCGCGUGAUCAAAAAUCAUAAAAAAAAAAUCAAACGGAAAUACGAUAUACGAUGUAAAUAAUGUCUAUAAAUGUAACAGCUCGGAUGCUGCGUAACACGAUAACGACGGCGACGCUUACCGUUCUGUAAAAUAGAAUCUUGUUGUUUUUCGAACUUAAUAUUUGAAUAUAACAAAAUUGUCGUAAAAUAUCUUGGAUUCUGUAUUUUCUUAAUGGGCAAAACGAAAAUGACACAACAGCUGCAGAAUACACUGUGAAUUGUACAAAAUUACAUUUAAUAAACAGAUUUUUAAUUUAGAAAAAAUCUAACUUAAACAGUUAUCGUGAAUAGUUCAAGUUUGAUAAAUAAAAAAACCAAAAUUCAGUUUAAUCCAUCGCUAAUAAUAAUCAUGGCUAUAGUUUAAACGUAUAUUAUAUAAUUUGAUUAUAUUGCGCUAUUAUAUUGUUUGUGCAAAAUAUUUAUUUCGCACGCAAGCGUAAGUGUAAAUGCGUAAUUCUGCCAAUUAUAAUAUUGUACAAUACUUUAUGGCAAACAUAAUUUGUUCGCAAACGUUUGUAUUAUUCAACCUUGGUUUCGUUAGGAUAGACGCUCGCGUCCAAUUAAAACAAAAUUGGAAAUUAUUCUAUUCGCGUAAACAUUAUAUUCUACACAUUUUUCGAUUAUAUUAUAUAACUGAUAAAUUUGUAAAUUUAAGAGAUUUGGCGCUAUACGAAUGCGACAUAAUACCUAUAAAGCUCAGCUAAUUACGUUAUAGAACUGUCAAAUGCAUUAUAAUUUUAAAUUAUAUCUAUAUUAUUAUUUGUGAAGUGGCAAUCACGACUGUGAGUACGAUUUUUAUAAGAGAGUUUCUGUACAUGACGUUUUGACGAAAUAUUAUAAGAAAAACGAGAAGAUUGAAGAAAUAAAGAAAGAAAAUGUUUUAUCAACGUAGGUACAAGUGGUUUGUACAGAGGUACUAGACGAUAUCAUAAUAUUUUCUGAUUUAAUCACGAACAUCAGGAAAAUAAAAAAUAAUUAUAAUAUACAAAUAUAGUUCUGUUCCUCUACACCUUGCACUAUACAAUUUUCAGUGUAGUAAUUUUUUAAUUUUUUAAAAAAUGUUUUAAACGUUAAAACUCUACAGACAAAAUUAUUUUAAGGUUAGUUCAACGAAGUGUUACCUGUUAGGUUUCAAGUAUAUUUUUGCAAUAAUUGCGACCCGUGUGCUGGAAUUACGUGAUGAACUGAACGUGUUUUUUCGGUAAAAUUUCGUUACUGUGACCGUUUUUUAAACACUGAAGUAUAUAUAUAUUUUUUUAUCUUAAAAAACCCGUCUAGCCAAACAGUAAAUACGUACCAUAACAGAGCAUAGUCAAAAAAUACGAACAUAGUACAUAGUAUAUAUCUAUAAUAUUGUAUUAAUUAAAAAAAAAAAAAACUAUUUACCGUUUUAUAAAAUAAUGUCUUGUAUUUUUAUUAUUUUUUUUUUUUUUAAAUAGUUUGUCUAUAAUUUUCCGGUGUUUAGUCGCAAUCCAAAUUUCAUACUCUUUUUCAAGCCCAAAUUAUAAAGUAAUAAAAAUAAAUGACGUAGGUAUUAGUUAAUGGUUAUUAGGUUAUAGUGAUGGUAUUAAAUUAAACUGUUCGGUACGGAUACCUUAAAACUGUUAUUACGAAACAAAAGUUUAAAUUAAAUUUACACGAAAAGCGUAUUUCCGGCACUUUCAUCGCGGUGAAAACGAAAUGUUAUAAUAACAUACGUUCCAGAGAUUGAAAUUCGCCUAUUAUUGUGUGUGAAUUUACGUGGAUUUAUAAAAUACAUUUUACACGCGCAGUUCGGGGUUAAUGCAAUAUUUGUAUCACUCUAUCGCCAGGACAUGAUAUUUACUCGCUUUUGCUACUAUGGCAAAUUAAAUCAUCCGUCUUUGUUAUUGUGUGAAGAUUUUAUAGCCGGUCGGGCAAGAUAAAUAUUUUUAUAUUUUUUUUCCACCGGUUUACAACCACACCCUCAUUAUAUUGUUCCCGGUUCCCGCAUACAUUAUAAAUAUAUUUUGACCAUAUUUACCUACUUUACACUCGAGUAAAAAUGUUCAACGUUUUAAAUUGCUCCAUGUAUAUUUUAUUAUAUGUAAAAAGCACACACACAUAUAUAUAUAUAUUCAAAGCAAACGACCUAAACGAUUAUAGGUAUACAUACACGAUAUAACUACUCAAAUAGCGUAUUUUUACACGCUACGGGGCUGAAAAAAAAAAUAUUAUCAUAUUUUGCAAUUUUAAAACAUAAAAACUAUAGUUUGUGUAAAAACGGUAUAGGUACCUUUACAGUUUAUAUAAUUUUAUUAAAUUAGAAACAUUAUUAGAUUCCGUGGUAUCGAUAAAAAAAAAAGCGUAGUUUUUGCUAUACUUAUAUAUAGCAUAUAGUUUUUCAGGUGAACGUUCGAGUGGGUUCGUAUGCGAGUAGAAAAAAAUAUUAUAUUAUAUUAUUAUGUACGUUAUUUCUAUCCUGUACGCAAAUAUAAAAUAAGCCGUUUAUUUUAUUCACUACUUUUUCAUAAAAAUAUAACAGUUUUCAAAUGUUUGAUUUAAAAAGAAAAAAAAUUGUGCAAGAUGUUAUGUUAUGUUUAUUAGAUUAAACGUGAAUGUAUUAAACAAAAUAAUCGGAGGAAACAAUGAAGGACGCAUAGGAAGAGAAGGACUUGGAAGGACUUAUGAGCAUAAUAUAUGACUCGAAUAACGAAGGGCGUGCAUAUACGGGAAUAAAAACAAGAAUCUACAAAAGUUAAGCUAUUUAUACCAUAUAGGCAUGGAGAGCUACAAAAAAAAUUGUUUAAGGGUCCAUAUAUACAUAAUUAACAUUAUUGUUCUUAUAUUGGUACUACUGAAGGGUUGAUCAAUGUUGAACUUUUUGAUUUUUAUUGACAUACUGUCGAUUAUAAUUUAUUUUGGGCGUCGGCGGUACUGUUCAAUGAUUCUCCGUGAUCAUUUGGCCAUUAAACUAAUAUUAUUAACAGUAAUACGAAAAAAAUGAAAAUAGAACAUUGAUUACAAAUUCAAAAUAAUAGACCAACGAUGUAAAAAUACUAUAAUUUUUUAAAUUUUAAAACACGUUUUAAAUUGUAAAAAAAUGUGUAUGUUUUAAACAUGUUUGUUUAUUUUAAACAUUAUUUUGUACAAUAAUACGUGGUUAAAACUAUACGGUAAAACUAGAGAAGAAGAAAACUAAGGGUGGAAUAUAUACUAUAAAUUGUGAGGGACGUGGGAGUGAAAAGUUAUCGGGAGCUGAAGAAGCUGAAUUAUGAUAGAGAGACGUGCUUCUGGAAAGUUAUGAUCAACCAAUCGAAAGGUCGAAGACAAAGACAGAGAAUAAUUGUUAACCAUAAGUAUAAUUUCAUGAUAAUUAUUUAAGAACAACAUAUUAUUAUUUAUCCGAAUUUCAAAAGCAAUAGGAACUGUUUAUUUUCAUUUAUAUUUUAAGAACGAAUUAGUACGACAUAGAUAUUAUCUUCACUAUUCAGAACAUAAUAUUUACUUUAAUUUAAUUUCCGAACAUUCACAACGUUUUAAUCGUUUAUGUAUAAAACGUUUCAUGCAUAGACACUUGAGAUAUUAUUACAGGCACUCCGAUACCCCGAUUACGGGCUAAUUACCCGCUUUGUCGCAUCCGAAAUAGAUUCGUUCCGUUCAAACCCACAUUAGAUGGGGAAUCAACACGAUAUUAUAUUUUAUUUACACGAUAACGUCCGUUACACUAACCGAUCAUAAGCACUGCGGGUUUCGUGUGUACAACAAAAUAGAAUUUAUCAUAACCCGAACACGCUUGAUUCCGUGCAGUGUAAGAAAUUACAUCGUUAUAAUAUAGUUUAUAGGCAGAGUAGAUAUUAUGUACGGCUUAAUACAUUUUUCCUGUUGUGAUUACGCCGGGGGCACGUAUGUAUAACUGCAAGGCACUUUAUGCGUUUAAUCCACGUAAAUUAAUUUCCACACGAAAAUACUGCCUAUGGUGUAGAAAAAAGAAAAAAGAAAGAAGGACUGCUUUAAGAAAAUCCCAUUACAUUUUACGUGAGUUAUCUCGCAAAAAGCUGCUGCUGUCGCCGGGUGUACUUAAUGGGACUAUACGCAAAGUGUAUAUAUAAUAUACGUAUAGAUAGUAAAUGUAAUAUAAUAUGCGUAGUGUGUUUAAUAUUAUACACAAACGUAAAUAUAUAUAAACCGUUUUUACAUUUUUUACGCGGACGUACAGUAAAAAAAAAAAAAAAAACAACACAAAGAGCAAAGUGCCGAAACGCCGCCACCGCGCUUCGCGAUUAAUAUAUAUUUUAUUAGAUUCUGAGUGGAAUGAGAAACUUAUAUUAGUUUUACAAGGAGGCGAUCCUAGUUUUUUUUUUUUUUUUUUUUUUUUUUUUUUUAGAAACGCUUUUGUUAGAAUAAACGUGUUAAAAAACGAAAAAAAUAAAAUCUUCACAUAUACCUCGUAUAGUUCCUUUAUCCGUUGAAAAAUUGAAAAGUAGACACAGAUGGUACGCAUAUUUAUAAGGAUACCGAAGUAUUAUUAUACGCAUACGUUUUUUUAUUUUUUUUUUUUUUUGCUGAACAUCAGACUUAUGAAAAAAAAAUCAUAAAAACCGCGCGUAAUAUAUUAUAACAUACUCGCGUAUUUAUUGUAUGUAUGCAUAUAUAGGUUGUAUAGGUAUAUUUUUAUUUUAUAAAAUAUAGUGUUUAUUGAAUUAUUAUUAAAAUAAUAUUAUUGAUCGUUUUUGUUUUUUUAACAAUACAUUUGGAAAAUCUUAUUUAUGCAAUAUUAUUAUACAAUAUAGUAGAAAAUUGGCAAUGUUUUAUUUUUAUUUUUUAGAAACUGAGCGUAUACAUUGGACUUACUAUUAAGAUAUUAUGUUUUCUAACUUUUUAACAACUUUUCGGUUAAAAAUCUCGCAAUCUGAUUAUCAACUUUAAGGGUAGUUUCCGUUUGCGAAUUUUGUCUAGUUGGUGUACUGAGAAAGUUAUUUUUUUGAUUUUCCAUUUAUAGUUUUCCUAAUAAUGGAAAAAAACGGUUACAUUUACACGGUAAGCGACGGUUUCUGUUCUGUUAAAUGUUGGUUUUGUUGUUGUAAUUCGGUUAAAAAUAAUCGUAGAAACCACGAAAAGUUUCACCUAAUAUUUUUAUUAGCAUUUUCUAGACCCGGUACAAUUUCCAAAAUGUUCUGGCGGUUUUUGAGUUAUUAAUAUAACUAUUUGAACGUUUUGAAAAUGUUUUGUUUUAUUUCACGUGGAUACAAAUACUGAAAUGUUAUUUAAAAAUUAGUUGAAAACCCAAAUAAUUGUAAUAAUCAUAAGCGUUUAGUAACAAACAAUAAUUACAAUUUCGAAUUUACACUACUAUCGAAAUUCGCGUUUAACCGAAACAGAACCGCAACAUUUCGUUUCCAUUGGGUUUAUCGUCAUUGCGUACACAUAUUAAAACAAAUUGUCCUACUAUAUUAUCCCACCCGUAGUUUUGUUUUCGUUUGUUUUCCAACGCGAUAGUCUACAUUGAAAUAUAAUACCAAACGAAAACACUACAGCAAUAGGUAUAAUACCCAACUAUGAAAUACCAUAAUUUGGCAAACCAAACGUUCAGCAAUCGCGAUAAUCACUUAUUAUGAAACUAAUGGCGUAUUAUAGGCGAACCGAGCGUGCAGUUUAAUCGUCUUGUUGUUCGUCUAUGUUACGUGUACGUUCGCGGCGGGCAUAUUAUAGCGGCGGUCCGGGAACUCCGGCCGAGGAAGAACCCUACAGCUACACAGUUGAUUCUCUUAAACCGUGUAGCCCGGCUCACUCGGGGACAAUAACAAUAAUGUAAUGCCAUUAAAACGAAAUGUUCGAUUGGGUAUUACACCGGAGCUGCACUGCAGUGUGUACACCGCAACCGUCGGCGAUGAAGACGAUUUUAUCCGCUCGUUAUCGUGUGUAUACUGUGUGCAUAUAUAUAUAAAUAGAACGUUGCGUGUUGUCGAAACAAGCCUCGGACGAGCUUCCGUUUUCCGGAGACGGGAAUUAUCGCGUAAUCGUCGCAAUCUCGCGGUUACGUGCCCACGUACGGUUUUCGCGGGAUUCGUUAUUUAUCGUAAGGCAGCUGAUGGGAAUAUUUGACAGAUGUCAGGACACACCGCCGCCGCCGUCGUCGAGUGCGGCGAUUAAGUUCGGUAAAAGCACCCGCGUUUCGUUCGAUAGUGUUGUAGGUAUAUAAAAAUGCGGAUAACGGGUAUUUUUUCCUUUUUUUUUUUUUCGGUUUUUUACCUAUCAGCCAUCUUGACAUUUUUCAGAGAAUACACGUGAGUGCGUCGGUAUAAGAAAUACAGUACUUAAUGUGUUUUUGGACCGCUUGGUUUUUCAACAUGACGUGUUUUUUGUACCUAUAUAAUACAUAUAUAUACAUAUAUAUACUGUACAAUGUACACAUAUGAAUCGUUCACAUCUAUUUGACGCGAGUUAUAUUAUAUGUUUUACGACUGUCAAUAUUUUUUAGAGUAGGUGUAAUCCGUAUUGCGUAUAGGUAUAUUAUGUUAUUGAGAUACUUAUACAUAUACGUUAUUUUAUAUUAUUGUCGGAACUGCAGUAGCGAUAAGAGAAAACACACAUUAAGAAACAAUACGGUUUUCGUAUAUUUUCGGCUUAUUUAAUUAUUGGAAAAUGUUAAUAAUAUCAUUUCUAGAAUACGUUCGAUAGUAUUGUAAAACCGGUAAAAUUUGAGGAAUACGAAAUAUUUUGUCAACAUAUUUCAUAGACUACUGUUAGACAGAUUACUACUAGUUAUUUAGUGAUAUCCUUGUUUACACUUCCAUUUAUUUAUAAAAAAAAUAAGCUCUUUAAAGUAGUUAUUUUGAAAAAAAAAAAAAACAGGGAUAAUAUUAUACUAAACGCAACUUAAUAAUUUAUACGAAUAAAAAAAUUUUUUUUAUGUAUCAGGAUGUUUUUUUUAACAUUAUAAAAAUGUAUAUACUAAUUAGUUUAGUAUAGUAAUCAAUAAUGUUUUAACCUUUUUAACUUUUUAAAGAAAUUAUGUAUCUAAGGAAUAACUUGCUAAGUAAUUUUUAUGGCAUUUUUCUUCGGCUCUCUUACAUAAUUCAGCAUAAAUUAAUUUAACUCGUUUUGCACUUGUUUUGUGAAAAAAUAAAUGGAAAUGUUGAAUGAUUAAUCUGUACCUAUAUAUAUAUAUAUAAAAGUGAAACUGACUGACUAAUUUAUUAACAGUUUAAAUAGCUCGGGUUAGAAACAUAUCUUGACAGUAGAUAUAUUUAAAAUCGUUGACUAAGGAAGGAUUUUUGAAAAUUUCACCCCUAAAGGAAUAAAAUAGGGGAUGGAAGUUUGUAAGAUCUGUCGUUUUUAAAGUGAUACAUUUAAAAAAGAGCUUCCUUAGUGGAAAUACCCUUUUCAAAAAAAGAUUAUACCGGACAACUACUGCGAUUAACUGUGAUAGGGAAACUGGCGGAAACGGGAACACGCUUUAUAUUGAAAUUCUUUUAUAUUGAUUUCUGUUGUUAAGCCCCGGAAAUACCGAGUAAUUCAGUUAGUAACUAAUAAGAUGUCAAUUAUAAAUAAGUAUUUUCAAUAUUGGUAAAAUCUAAUAUUGUCUAGUUCAGUAAUCACGAGAAUUACAACUGUGUGCAACUGACCCACCAAGAGAACAAUCGAAUAUCAAACAAACUUAUAACGUGAAAGAAAUAAAAAUAACAAAUAUUGAAAAACCAAUAUUAUUUUUUAGCAAUACACAGUCUUCAUACAGUUUCGUAAAACAUGAAAAAAAAAACAAUUGAAAUUUUUUCACUCACGCGUAUUUUACUCUCGCGAACAAUUAUAAUACAAUACAGAAUGUUAUAAUUAUUUAUAAUUUUGUAAUAUAACGUUAUAUCGAAAUAUUAUUAUUAGAGACCGGAUUUAUACGUUAUUAAAAUCCAAAAAAAAAAAAAAAAACACUUGAAAACGUCAAAGAGCCUGGAAAAAAAACCGCAUAAAUAUUAUAUAAAAAAGCAAAAAUAAUAGAGGAGUUUAAUGGUACCCCUCUCUAUGGGAUUUAAUUAACAUUUUCCAACGCCACUAAAAUUUUUAAUAAAAAGUAAUUUUUUUUAUUCAAAAUAAAUUAUUCUGUAUGAAUCAAUUUUGUAUAGAGUUAGGAAAUUUAGUUUAAUAAGUAAGAACCAUUAUAAUGGGAGAGAUGACUUAUACACUUUUCUAUCAUUUUUGUUUUUUAAAAUGUUUUGCUCAGAGUAUUGUUUGAUGUUUUAAAUCGCCUGUUUGUGGAUUAAUAUGAGAAUAUCAAUCCGCUCUGUAAUUAUUAUUAUUGUUACUGGCCGAAAUGUGUCUAAACCGCGCAACCAUAAUGCCUAACAAUAUCAUCGCGGUAUUUUCUGUAUCGUCGUCGCCGUUACAGAAAAACGAAAAUAUUAAUUGCGCGGUAUAAAUUAUUAUUAUUAUUAUUAUUAUUAUUAUUAUUAUUAUCCGUCGUAUUAUAGGUAUACGCGUGUACAAUGUACGCGCGCGCAUAUAUUUGCAUAAUAUUCGACGGCGGCGAAGCGGAUAAAAUCGUCUCCCCCCCCCCCCCCCCNGAUCGGCGUUCGAAGGGAUCGGCAUUUUCGAAAGGGUCGAAAUGAUAAGGGGGGGGGGAUACGGAUGUCUGUACUCGGCGCCGUUAAUUUCCUCUUUGACGUGUUGUCCCUCGUUUAUAUUUACGUGAAUAUAUAUAUAUAUAUAAACACGCCACCUCGUAUAUAUUAAAAUAUGACGUUAUAUGCGCGUGUAAUAAUAUUAUUCCGUCAUCGAUAACGCCCGGGGCCGAAGUUAUUUAAUCGCGUCGGCCGCCGUCGAUUCGGAAACGUCCGGGAACCCGGCGGUUCGUCCUUAUGCCGGGCGGUAAUUUAUAAUUAAUUUUCCGGGCGCGCGGCCCCCUUCCCCCCCCUUCCCCCCCGGGAACGAUGCAGUCGCAUCGUCGUCGGUCACCGCCGAUUUCCGCGAGAGAUCACCGUCGUCUCGUGCACGCGUAAACUACCCCGUACACUUUAACGUCCCGCGACGAAGUAGGACCGGCGAUUCGAGAAGAUGGGUGUGGGACGGGGUUCUCGGGAUAACCGCUCGGCCGGCGUUUACGUGCGCCGCAGUCAAAAGGGAUCAACGCCAGGAUUUAAAUAACUAUACGUCCUCUAAAAGCUAUCGAAAAACCGUCCCCGGAAAUUCGGCGAAAAUAAACGCUGAAACGGAGAAACGGCGGAAAAUGCGAUUUAAAAGUUUCGCUUGCGUAUUCGCUUGUUAUUCGUUCGGGUCGAGUGACGUUAAAUAAAAACACUAAAACGUUACCGAAAUAUCAAAUAAAACUAUUGACAGCGAGCCUAAAUCGACGAAAAAUAUCAAAAAUCUAUUAGAUCAAAUCCUGUCGAAAUACGAUUUAUUGUAAUAGGUAAUAUUUCAAAUUAUCCAAAUUCAAACUAUCAAUUAUCAUCGUAUACAGUAUAUUCAUUAUACAUGUGCACUUACAAGUAAUAAAAUAAUCGGAUAAUAUUAAAAAAUACUCUAAAAACGUCGGAAAAUGAAAAAAAUGUAAAAUUCAUUUUUGAAGUAUCGUGCUACGUGAAACGAAUUAUGAAAGCAUUGUCUUAGAUCACUGGAAGAAAUGUAUGUAGCAUUGAAAUACGGACCCUAUUUUAUAAUAAAUUAAAGUCUCGACGGAAGUUGUCCGUAUAAUAAUACCUACUUGUAUAAAUUCAAAUAAAGAUUCGAAAAAUAAAAAUUUCAAGCGAAAAAAAAUGGGGUUUUCUAAGUUUGUUUUUCAAAAUCUGUAAAACAAUCAGUUCAUGACUGUUGUGGGUUACAAACUUAAAGUACCUAUUAUACUGUAUAUUAUGUAAGCAAUGCCAAGUUGUUGCGAACAAAAAAUGAUUCUGGAAUGGAGCAUGUGGAGCCAUUGCGUAGGAAAAAUAUGCUGGGAUAAACAAGAUUUGAAUUGAAAAUUGAGUUAGUUUUCAAUUACUAUAAUUAAUAAUUUAAUUUGAUCAAAAAUAUGAACUUGUUCGAUUUUCUUCAUCAGAGGGAAUAAAUUCUAUCUACAAAUGUUGAAACGGCUACCAAUAAUUCAAAAAAGACUAAAUAUUUUGUACUACUCGUGUUCGCAUCUAGAAAAUAAUAUGCUAAUAUUGGCUUUCGAGAAAAGAUUCCGGAUCUUUAUAGUUAUUUUUUCUAAACCACAAAAAGAAAAAAUCGAUACGUUAAAAAUUGGUGUUGCGUAAAUAUUUUCUCCGUUUUUUUUUUUUUGUUUUGUCGGUGUUUUGUUAUUACCCAUGAUGUCGAAAAAAGUAGAUACUAGAAAUAUCAAAAAAUGACCUUCCAAUUACUAUACAGAUCAAAAAUACUAUAAUAUACUAGAAACCUUCGUAUUGAUGUUUUUUUUUUUUUUAUGAUUAUAGCAAGUUCUUCCGGUCAAAAAAAAUGCACAUCAAAGUUAAACCAAUUCCGCUAAGAAUCUAAAAAAAAAAAAAAAAGGGUCUCCUCCGGGUCGUAUCUGCGUAUAAUAUAAUGAAAAAUUCAAGAUGAAAUUUAUAGUCGGCAAUAUUUGAAGAAAAAAUAACUCUCCCUCCCGCGAUUUUGGUCAUGCUCGUCCCAUGCAGUCUGUAUUAUACGACGAGUUUUAUCCGACUAUAAACUUCAUGGGCGUAAACGCUUUGGCUAUACAUUGCGCGUUAUUAUAAUAAUAUUGGCGUAUUAUCGUUAUUUAUUUUAUUGCACGAAACGGAUCUUCGUCUAAAGUACCUAGUUUAAAAAAAAAAAAAAAACUAUACUUAAUGCUAAACAGAUAUUAUGCAAUACAAUACAAUUUUCGCAAAACAACGAAUAUAAUCGCGAUUAAAUAGAAAGUACGGAUCCUGAUUUCUCGCAAUGCGCGUUAUAUUCUAUAUAGAUUGAUUGGUCGUAUACGAUAGUAAUAAUCAGUGUCCAGUGGUGUAAUUUGCGGUAUAAAGAACGGAACUGACGGGACUGAAAGCUACAGAAGCUUUGAAAUUAACUUGGUAAAGUAAUUUGCUGCAGGACAGUCGUUUUUUCCAGUGAUCAACUAACUCUGUAUAGGUCGUUAGAACACGCGUGUUAUCCGCCAAGGAAUGCGGAAACUUAUAUACCUGGUCAUGACAUUACGGGCUCGUAUAUAUAGUCGUGAAGCUGCUCGUGAUAAAUGUUGAACACAUAAGCGGCCAAAUUAAAAAGUUUACGUUGUUCCUACCCUCUUUCGUUCCGGAUCUUAUUAUAUUGUAUAUCUAUAGCGUACGCGAGACUAGAACUUACACCGGUGAACUCCAAAAACUGCUGUCAGAAGAGAUUUUUUUAAUUUUAUAUUUAAAUACAAAAACUAGUGAGGGAGGAGGGAUAACCUAUAAUACCUGGAGUGGCGUUUCCAUUAAUUUGUCUGAAAGUAUGUACUCUACAAUAAAAUCGUGUGUUCCCUUGUACUUAAUAUUUUAAUAUUUAAUAUUUGGUAUUUAAUAUUUGUCUUAUGAUUUAUACUGUUUAAUUUUUAUAGGAAAAUAGAUCAAGAAUAUUAGAUUAUGGAACAGUUUAACUAAAAUUAUCGAAAUAAAACACUCGAUAUUUGAAAAAAAACGUAUUAAACGUAGUGGAAAAGGUUAAUUUUUUAAAUAAAAACAACAUUAUUAUAACUAAAUAACCAUACAUUUUACAAAUUUAAAUUUUUGAAAACGUAUUAUGAUUAUUUAAUUUCUUUAUAUAAGAUACGUUUGAAAUAUUAUUUUUUUAAUUUUAGUUCUCUUUAUGUUAUAAGUAAUAGACCAAAAAUAUUCUUUCGGAUAAUUUUCCAUACGAUUUUCCGAGUAUAUUAAUUAAGCGUCCAAAACUCGUCAUAUAGUACAGUGGCGUAUUAUUAUAUACAGAGUAUACACACAAGCUUAUGUUCUACCCUAUUGAUCUUACCUUAAAUGUUUUUAUUUUGUUUUAUUUUUGUUUCUGAUGACACUUUUUCAGUAAAAAUAAUGCUAAGCGUUCAAUUUCAAAAGAAAUUUCAGAUUUAAUUUUUGUGUCUAUAUAUUAUGCAUAGAACGCCUACACAAAUUAAUUGAUGGGGGGAGGCGAUCAUCGUCUCCCCCUUAAAUACGCCACUGCUAAAGCAGGUAAUAAAGAAUACGUGUAAAGAAUCAUAAUCCGUUUUCAGAAUCACGUAAAUCCGUCAACACACAAUAUAUAUCGCUCUGCUGUAUUUUCUGGCUUUUACGUCGAAACCGACUGUAUAUUAUAAUAAACACGAGAUUUAAAUAAAAUAUCACGUAAAAUCCACGCGUGGUAUAUUGUACAGUGCGUUCACACUAAGAGGUACCACUAAAUAUUUCAGUUGGUUGACCUAGUAUUGAAAUGGAAUUUUCGGGGAAUGAUAGGGAGUACCCAAAUACGCAUUUUUUACAAAAUUAGUAGUUACAGUAUGUUGAAAUUUAUUAUUUACGAACAAUCUGUAAUUGACGAAAUUUUAACUAUGUUCAACUUUUAUACUAGAAUAUCGAAAUGAUGAUAUCUCCGAUAUUGUGAAAUACCUGUUUAUAGACCGAUAAAAUACAAAUAAACACUUCAGCUUUUUUUAUGGGGCCAUUUAAAAAUUAUUGUAUGUGUGGAUCCUCCUAAUAAUGUCCAAGAUUUAAAAAAACAAAUUACGAGUAGCAUGUAAGAGAGAAGUCCAAAUAACCGCUGCAACAUCAAGAUGAUUUUUAAACCGCUUGGAAUAAUGUUUGGAACACCAAGGCGGAAACUUUAAACUAUCUAUAUGAUAAAACUGUAGUUUGCAAAUAAAUAAAUAUUAAUUUGAAAUUCAUAGUGUGUACAUUUUUAUAAUUUUCAUUACUUUCAAUUUAUUUCGAAAUAAUAAAUUAAAAAAAUAAGAUUAAAUUACGAAAACAAAAAAGUGUUUAUUUGUGUCUUAUAUCUAUCUACGAACAGGUAUUUCAAAAUAUCGGAGAUAUCAUUUCGAUUUUCGAGCACUAGUUGAAAAUAAUUAAAAUUUCGUCGAUAACAAAUUAUUCGUAAAUAUUAAAUUUCAACAUACUAUAACUUUGCCAAAUUCGUAAUUAGAAAAACACUUUUUAUACGAAAAUUGUUUUUAAAAAAAAAUAUACUCUAUCCGAAUUUGUAGAAGAAAAAAAACGGCGUUGCCAUAAAAAAAAAAAAAGAAAAAGCGACGUGUAUUGCGCAUGCGCGUACCAAAAGUGUUGACAAUUCGAAAUUUUUCCGAAAAUGUGUGUUCGGGCACUUCCUGCCGUUCCCCGAAAAUUCCGCUUCAAUAUACCGGGUCAUCCAACUGAAAUAUUUAAUGGCACCUGUUAGCGUGAGCGCGCUGUACAUUCCAAUAAUAACGCAGCCGUGCUGUUGCCGUCAACCCGCCGCCAAUUUACACGGCGACAAUGAUAUCGUAAUAAUACGCGUGUAGACAUUUUCGCGCUCGUCCGCGGCCGUAUUGUAAUUUCGGGCCCGCUGUUAUGAGCGCGCGCGAAACGGACCGGACGAUUCCGAUUCGGCCGAAAACGGUUGCCGGAGUGUAACGCGCUCCUUGUUGUGUACACAUAGAUUUAUAUUGUACCCGUAUAUUGUAGUCACCGUUGUGCCUAUUAGGCGUAAUGUGCGUAUUGCACGGCGAAUUAUCGCGAUUCUAUUUCGUCACCCGGCGACCACGCUCCCCGCAUUCUCGGCGGCGCGGCGGCGGUCCAUUACACCCGGCGCGUCAUUUACCUAUGCCCACAAUCGUCGCCGCCGCCGACGACGAUAUCGUUUAUUCGUUUACGCGAGGGUUCGUUAAACUCGUCCGCCGAAUCCGGCGGUCCAUUAUCGUCGCGAUUCGCGUUAAUCAAAUAAUACCGACGAAAAUAUUUCGUUGUUACCGGCGGCGCAUUGGCGAUUUUCGUCUAGGCCGGUGGCGGAAGGGGAAGAGGGAGGGGGUUAGGUGCGCGAUCAAAUUCAAAACAAAAAGCCUUAGCGUCGGGGUCAGAGGGCGGGCAUAUCUGGCACCCGCUUAUUUGUUUUCGUACGGUUUCCGUUUAGUCCACCGACAUUAUCGAUCACUGAGUAACUAACGUACUUCACAACGCCGCGAUAAAUGGGUAGGCGGUACUGGUAUAAUACAAGACGAUUUGCUCGUGGUUAUAGAAUUAUGACUCGAUUUCAUCGUCGUUACCGUAACGUUUCUCACAGCAGUAUAGGGACAUUCUUGAUUAACAAUGACAUUUUGGUGAAACCACCAAGACUCUUGAUAUAAUUUUAAUUUUACUUUAUCUUGUUUAUUAAUUCGUUAAUUCUAUAAAAGGUAUAUACAUUGAUUUUUUUUUUUAAUCUUAGAUCCAUAUAGCGUUUAAGUGGCCUGACGUGCAUAAAAACAAAAAAAUUAAUUUCAUCAAAGAAUGGUAAUAUAAAACUUUUAGGAGGAUGUAAAAUUUAAGGUUAAGUAAAAAAAAAAAGGGUCUGCAGCGUGGCAACCUUUAAAGUUUAUAAUUACCAAGAAAAGUAUUUGUAGUAUGUAAAUAAUCUAAUCUAACUAAAUCCCGUGCUAAAAUGAUUAAGAAUUAUGUAUGCAGUUCCAUCAAGAUACGAUUUUGAUCGGUACAGUUGUACUGAUCAAACAUCAUACAACCUUAAAAAAUUACGCAUUUUAAUUUUCCUAAAUAAUUAUUAUUGUAGAUUAUGUACUAAUAAAAUUUAAUUCGAUGUGUUACAGAAUACCAUGGGGUAUUACCAAUGCAAGAAAUGAAACAAUUCCAGAGACCACGGCCUCUCAGAACUCCCUACAUCACGCCAAUGGGUAUGUAUGUUGUAUAUGUAUUUUCUAACUGAAGUUUACUAUCCAUGUUUAUUAUGUAUUUACAUUCAAGACCCGACUGAGUACACGUACUUUUACCAAAAAUUACAAAUGGAAAUUUACUUCCUCUAGUAUGUGACAUUUACCUAAUUAAAAACUUAAAACAGCCAAAUACACUAGCUCCUAUUUCACUAUAUACCUACCAUGUUACCAAAUUUUACCAUUAAUAUGUAGGUACUAGCCACUAGAUAGGUACUUCGGACCAUUCACAUAGGCUGAUUUACGCAGGAAGGAAUAUAGAACACUUAUAUAAUAUAUGUAUGGCUGUAGGAUUUAUAUAAGUGUAGUCUAUGGGUAAAGAAUCUAAAGAUACAGUAUGUAAUGAUAGUGACACAAUUGAGCAUAAAAGACCUUUUUUCAACACGAUUGAGGAUAUUUGUCAGCGUAUCAAAGGAUACAGACAUACAAAAGAAAAUCUUAAUGAUCGAGCAUAAAAAAUACUACGACGUUGCUAUUUUCCAUGUUAAAAUUUUGAAUUAUAUUAUACAGAAAUUAUGGUCCAGGAGUUUUUAUUAUAUUACGUUUUUUUGAAUCGUUAAAAAUUAUUUUCGAACAUUUAUCAUUAGUAAACUUCCGUUUCAAAAGAUUGUCUCUUUUUCGCUCAUCAAAUAAUUUAUAUUUAUUUAAAUUUAUUAGAACUUAAGAACUAAUUCUUUGUCUCUUUUGGAUAAAAUAAUUUUCAUUUUAUUUGUUACUUAUUUAUUGUCGUGGGAGGAGGGAUAUCAAUUUCAAAAAUAACAGGUAGCCCACUGUUGAAAGUGUGUAGUUUGAGGGUUUGUACCUACAAGGUAAUUUAAUUUAUAAAAUGUGUGUAACAAUAAAUCAUUACAAACGGAAAAAUAAACAUUCUGAACAUACUAGUAUUGUAGUAUAUUAUAAGUUGUUUUUUUCCUUAUUACCAAGGCAACUUUGAAAUAAACAAAAAAAAGACAUAGAAAGUAAACUGCUGAAACUAUUGAUAAAUAUUUUAUAUAAAAUAUUACAGAGCAGAAAUUCGACAUUUCUUGAGACACUGCGUGAAAAAACUGAAGCAUUUGCUUGAGCAAAAAAAAAAAAUACAAUAUAUAAAGUAAUUUUUCAAAAAGUAUUAAAGAUGUCGACACAAUUUCCAAUUAAAACACCAUCAAUAAAAAACCGAAUCUUUUCAGAUCAUACCUGAAUACAUAGAAUCAUAGCAUUUUUAUUAAGAAUGAAAAUAUUUUCCGAUUCAUCAUUAUAUCCAGAAUCUAAAAUUGAUUGGAGUUCUGUAAUCUGGUAAGGUGUUGGGUUUUUUUCCCCGUUUAACCUGAAAAUCAAUAAAAGAAAACAAAUGCAUCGAAAUGAUUUUAAAAAUAGUUUGAAAAAUAUAUUGUUAAUGUAGAAAAAUGUUUCAAACGAAAUACCACAGAAUGAAAAAUGCAUUAAUUUAAUGUACGAUGUGAUAGAUUUCGAGUAAGUAUUUUUACUAACUAAAAAGGUGAUUUCAGGGAGAAAAAAAAUGUUUGUUUACAAAUUAUAGUUUAAUGUCUAAAACAUAUUACAACAAACAUUUAGUACUUACUUUUAGUUUUCAAGAAAUACUGUUAUUUGAUCCAAGCAACACAAAUUAUAUUACUUAUGAUUCGUAAAAAAAAAAUAUUAAAUUUUGGAGGGACUAGGUAUUCAAAGGCUAACUACUGAAUUACUUCAAUAAUAAUUUGGAAAAUAUAAUUUAAUACGAUAAAACGUUGCGUUGUUAACGGUCAGUAUCCCGUAUAAAAUUAAUAUGUAUUGCUUUGUCGCCAUAACAUUGCCGAUAAAGUUGUGCUCAACUCAUGGCGUAUAUUGACGUGUAAAAAAAUACGUGAAAAUAAUAUAAAUUACAAAAUUUCUGUUUGAUUGUGGUAACGGAGCAUAAAAUAUGCUACGCUCAAUUGUGUUUCUAAAAAGGUACCCAAUCGUCUUUUACCGGAUGGCGGAUAUAAUAUACGGUCGAUCGUGUUGACGAGAACAACCCGCCCAUCUUGAUCGUAAGCCUGAUUUUCAAGGAGAUAAAAAAAAAAUAUACUAAAUAAAAGAACACAUUUCCAUCAAUGAUUUACUGGAAUAUAUUUUUAGAAUUUAUAAAACUAUAAAUCUUCUAUCGUUGCGCGGAGGAAAAGAUGCGGAGUAGAGGGAUUUAAGUUUAUAUUUUAGUUUUGAACUGAAACGACGAAAUCGUAAAUUUGGCACGUAUAAGAGGUUUUUUCCUGUCAACCAUCGCAGUAGAUAUAUAUUAUAUGCAACGAUAAAUCAUUGCGAACAAAAAAUAAAGACAAUUCUGAGCGGAGCUCGGUUAAAAUUUUUUUUUAAUUUGUUUUUCUUUAUACCGACAAUUUUGUUAUCCGGUAGGACGACCGAGUUUUCCACUAUACAUAAUAUAGUGAAGCGAUUUAGGUUAGAACAUAUCUACCUACCCAGUAUUAUUUUAUUAAAUAAUAUAGUACCAAAUAUAUACCGCGGCGGACGUAUAACACGACGAGCUUGUGUAUUAUGGGUUUUCCAUAAUACCUGUAUAAAAUAAUUAAUGUGUAUAAUAGAACCCUUAAUAGUUCGAGCGUAAAGCGCGUAGGUCGAAACGUUUGAAAUUUAUACUGCAGAGAGAAAACUCUAUUCGAAUACACUAUAUACGUAUAUUGAAAAUUCGUUUUUUUUUUUCGCAUGAAAACUACUAACAUUAAAGGUUUUACUAUGAUGUAUACUUGGUUGUUUUUUUUUUUUUUAUCGUUGCGUACAAAUCUAGGUACCUAAAUAAAUUAAAAUCCCCUUUUACAAAUUCUAUUACCAUCCCACAUCUAAAAUUUACACUGGUGGGGCUUAUCCAUAGUUUAAAAUUUAUUACCAAACAACCGGUAUAAUGCGUAUUACACUGUUUGUCGAUACUGGAAAUAUUAUUGUGGAAUAUUUUUGUUGACGCGUAUAAUUAUUUUGCCGUUCCAAAGUUGUCGUGCGCUCAAAUUGUCGCACUCGAAUGACUUCGAUCCCGAAAUCGCAACCUUCUAUAGCUUCGUUCGAUCGUGACGUGCCCGUGAAUUUUCCAUGGGAGUUGUGUAGCGAAUAAAAAUCAUAAAUAAAUUGUAGAAUCUUCUUCACUAUACUCAACUCGACUGUGGACAUUUGAAACCCGGAUUCCGAAAAGGCCAAAUGCCAAUCAAUAAAUCAAACUUUUCCUUGUGACUUGACUGAAACACAUACAUUUCACGAUUAACUUUCCAAAUAAAUACCCAUAAGGUAUAUGUCAAAAAAGAGAUAAAUAUAACCCCUUUCCCGCGCACAAUUCCGGGAAGGGUCUUUGUUGGGGUGUUAAAAGCCCGAAAACACCACGCCCGCACUAUAAUUAGUGUGACGUAUUACGACGAUAUGGUAUAUCCGUAAAUGCGUGUAAAAAUCAGUGUCGGGUCACAUACUCGGUUUUUUUUUAAACGUUUGGAUAGUCGGAAUCUGAUAUCCGCGGGUAAUUUGAAUGGAAAAAUCCGAAUACGAUACGCCCAGGCGUCCGCAAACAUUCGGAUGUUUAAAGUAUUCGGAUUUCUUCUACUUUCAGGUAUUUUAAUUUUUAUUGUAACUCCGGUUCGUGAUUCAAUACUUUAAUUACUACGUCGUUCGACCCAAAUAUAACUCGAAUAUUCUCGAUUACAUUUUCAUGUGCAUUCGCGGUUGAUAAAGAUACCUAUUCGAAUAGUAGAUCCGUAUAAUAGGUGUACGUACGUAUGUUACGCAUUACACUCGAACAGCACUUGGGGAUGUCCGAUUAGAUUGAGCGAUGCAAUUAUAUGUCGGACAAUAGUCCUGCUAUCCGAAUUCGUAUUUUAGAUUCUGAGUGGAGCGAGGGAGCUAUUGGUUUUACUAAGAUGUUAAUUUUUUUUCUUUCUUCCUUCCUUCUAGUUUCUUCCCUAGUAAACUGGGUCCGAUGUAUAAGCAUAGCAUCUCUUCUGAAAGCUCAAGUAGUCUAUAUGGUACUUUAAAGAGAUCAUUUUUUGAUUUCCUACUCCAUUUUUUAAAUGAAAGCAUUCGAUGGGAAAAAAACGUAGGAAAACGUACAAUUUCAUGGUUUCAUCAUUUUAUAAAAACACGAACGACGUUUUCUACCAGAAAAAAUGAUUUAAUCGAAAAAUCACACGAAAACUUCUUUGUUUCCUUUUUGAUUCAUUUUCUUACAGUAUCAUCGCUAAAACUUUUGAGCCACUUUUGAGUUUUUAAGAAAUCUUAAUUUUUGGGAAUUUUGUUUGCUGUAAUUUGAUUAUAAAUACGCGAAGAGACUUGAAACUUGGUAAUAAUAUUUAUGUUGGACUUGCCUUUUUUUUUUUGUUUUUUUCAAUAAGCGUUUUGAAAUAAAAUUUAAACGAAAAUCGCAACAAAAAUACUACACUUUAAAUUAUGUAUUACCGAACUACGCUCGGAAUCGUCUUUCGUCAAGCAAUGGUUUAUCGCCGCUUACAGAUAUAAAUGAAAUAACCUUAUGUAUCCUACGUUCCCAGCUUCUCAUCUACAACAGUGAUCGCUUUUCAGCUCUCCUACCAGAAAUAUUACUCCGAUUUACAUGUGUAGCAUUUUUUUUUUUUUUUGAAAGCGCUUCAGAGAAGUCAUUUGUUGAUUUUCCCAGGAGUUGUUGCGUUCACAAAGAAUAUCACUAUCACUCAGCGACACUAGAACCGAACUCCGCCCGGCACUGUUUUUUUCGUUAGCAAUGGUUAAUGGUUGUUUACGGAUAUACGUUAAACGCGUCCCGUUUGUGUUCCGCCUCCCUAACCGGCCGGCUACAACAGUGGCCGGCACCCGUCCCCGUUAUCCUAUAAAACAGAUUUUUUUCAUCCGGGAUUUUCGAAACGGUCCCGACGCCGCGACGCCGUAAGUGAAUGUCGCUGUACGCUCUCUCGACAUUUAUAGAAAAAAAAAAAAAAAAAAAAAUACCCGACGAUAACAAUAUUACGCGUACUCGUUAUGGCGCAGAAUCGUUCGUAAUUGUUAUCGUACGUCGCGUAUAAUACUAUACUCGUGUGCGUGCUGCGAAGUGCUCCGUAAUAACACGAGACGCGCAAGUAAUAGUAGUAGUGGUAGUAAUAGUAGUAGUAGCAGCAGCAGCAGCAGUAGUAGUAGAGCAGUGUAUUAUAAUAAUACGUGUAUUAUCAUUAUUGUUAUACGAACACCGCGUCGUCGACGGUGACAAUGACGAAUAACAAACAACGGGCGGCGGUUAAACACGACAAUAACCGCUCGCGCAGUGUACCGAUUAGUAUAUUAAUGCGCGCCGCGGCCGCGCCGUACGCAACGUAUAGACGCGAAAACUUUCCGCGGCGUAUUAUUAUAAUAUCGUAUACAUACGGUAUGUACACGGAGUCACCGGAGCCGAAGCCGCAGCCGCCGCCGCCGCCGCCGCCGCCGCCGUACAGUACCUACUGCGCUCCUCGUUAAUUAAUUACUCGCGGCGAAAGAGCGGUCGAUCGAUAAAACGUACGGGUUAGGGGAGGUGCACCGCGCGCGAAUACAACACGGCUCUCGUAUAUUACGCUGUAAUAAUAAUAUAGGCACGGGGCCAAAGAGAAGUUUAAAUACCGUCGACCGUCGACCGCCUCCGCCGCCGUCGCCGCGGCCGCCGCCGCCGCCGCACUGUACCGCAGUCGCCCGUCGCCGUCGUCGUCGUCGUCGUCGUCGUCAUCGCGCCUACGCGCCCGGAAAAGCCAAUCCCUUUGCCGAACACGCGCGUCACAAACACCCGUACGCGAUACAUAACAAUAUAAUAAUAAUAAUAAUAAUAAUAAUAGGUGUAGUACCGCUUAAGUACACCAAGUUGCGUGUAUAUGUAUAGCGCGUGUAUAUAUAAGACCGCAACGCGCGUGUUUGAGACGGCGGCGGCCCGAGUUUCGCGGAAAAAGUUUCUGCGGCCGACGCGCGCCGUAAAUCCGCCGGCGGCGUACCCGGCGCGUAAGCGCCGGACGCCCUUCCGCCCUCUCCUCCUCCUACUCCUUCUCCUCCUCCUCCUCCUCCUCCUCCACCUCCUCCUCCGUCCACGCGCAAACCGCCGUGGCCGCGGGCCGGCAUAAUCCGAAAUAAUAUUAUAAUAGUUAUACCAUCGGCGUAUUAUCGUUAUUGUUAUUACGGUUAUUGUCAUCGUCAUUGGUAUUGUUAUGGGUGCCGCGCGGGGGUUUUUAUAACCGCGCGCUGUAUAUUUUACGCGUCGCCGUUGUCGUGUACAACGGCGGCCCCCGACUUCGGCGUGUCGGCGACCCGAGGUAUUACCCGAUUUUUCGCGCGACCUUUUUAAAAAUGUCCCCAUCCCGCUCAAUUGUACGGUUACCGUAACCGAAAGAGACUUCGUUGUCCUUCGUUCAUUUUUAAAAGUAAUACACACGACAAACGGACACCUAGUGCACGACACCUACCUUAUGUACAGUUUUUACGUACUCGUAUUUAUUUACACGCCGUCAACAGUCCGCUUAAUAUGUAACUCGUUCGUUGGUAUUUUUCGAUCUUAAUGGCGUAAUAGUUUAAGUACUAAUUCGUGUAGCUCUUCAAAGUUCGACGGGCUUGUGUUGAAAGCUGUACAAAAUUUACUUAAGCCCUUUUUCCUUCAACCCCGGACCAAAGAUAAAUUAAUAUAAAUCUUUAUAAUCGUUAUGAUGAAUAAUAAAAAAAAUAAUAGGUACUUAAAUGGAAUCGUCUAACAUCACAUUUGUGUAAGAAUCCGAAACAUUUUGUAUUUUAGACUCGAAUACUUGUUUUAAACCUUGUUUUAAACUUGUUUUAAUACUCACCCUGAACACUCAUCUGUCGAUCAUAACAAGUGUACAGUAUAUUCAAAGCUAUUUAUGUAAGGAGAUUGAUAAAGGUUUUUAUAAUUUUUUUUACUUGUAAACUACCACCCUGACGAUAAGACUUUUCCACUGAUCUACUGACCAAUUUAUGGGAAAGGGGUACGGCCAUUUUCGCGGACAAACAUGACGUUUUAGACAGAAAAACUAAAUAUAACUGUAGGAAUUCCGUUUGGUAGAUUUAAAUUUAGAAAACGUGUAAUGAUUCUUCUUUACGUUUAUUACUAGAAUACAUUGGAAUUAUUUUUUUAAAUUUAUAAAAGCCAAAUACUUUAAGAUUAUACUUUUAAUAAUUUUUCUAAAAUCAAAUCGAAAUUUUUCUACGAUUUCCAAUAAAAUAAUUAAACGUUCAUUUCCUGCAAAACUUAUUUGAUAUAUAAUCCGUUUUCAAAAAUUGUAUAGAAAUCCGUCAAACACAAUUCCUCUGCUGUUUUGGCCGGCUUUUAAAUCCACUAAAUUAAACACCUUUAUAAAUAAACGUAAAAUAUACAUUUCGGAGCUGUCGUCGUCAACCAGUCAAAUUCGAUAAAGUAAUUUUUUUUUUCGAUUUCCAGUAUUUCCAGUUAAAUAAUGUUAAAUUUCUAUAUCCGCUACUUACCCUAUAUAGUAACACUUUUCCACCGGUCUAUUGCUCGAUUGAAAGGGGAACGAAUACUGUGAAUACAUGUUUUUGCGGACGAAUAUGACGUUUUAGAUCAAAAAGCCAUUAAUUUACGACCGCUAUAACCACCGAGUGGCAGAAUUUUAAAUAUAAUAUUAUCGCGUCGGUCGACAUUUUACAGGCAGUUUUUAUUUCAGGAAGGGUGACCGGUGAUAUUACCAAAAAAUAUAUAUUACCUCGUGAAAAUGUAUAACAUUACUACACGUAAACUACAUGCGACGCGAUAUACGAAACGGGUAAUGGGCCGAUUACGAGUCAUUUUGUUGGCAAUCAAAUUAAAAAAAAAAGGACCGUGUUGAAUAAAUACCCGUAUUUUAAUGAGCUACGAAAAAAAAAAACUCGUCAUUGAGCUUAUUUUUGUAAUUUCUUAACCGGGCGCGAAAAUUCCCAGAUCCGGCUCUGCCUUUGGCAUACCCAUAGACGCAACUAGACCACCAACUAUGGCGGCGCUAAAAUUAUAAACACAUCACAGACCCAUGGUUUUGAUGCCUCAAAAAUUCUCUUUACACGAUAUCUAUAUUAAUAAGUAGACACCGGAUUAAUAUGUUCUUAAAAUCCACAAAAAGCACUCGAAAACGUCAAAAAGCCUUGAAAAAAAUCAUUUAAAAAAUAUAUGAACACGAAAAACUAAUAGAGGGGCUUUAAUAUUCCCCCCUCUAACGGAUUUACAAUACAAUUUUCUAACAUCACAAAAAUGAAUAACAAAAAGUAAUUCUUUUCUUUAACAAUACGUACGAUUUUAUUUAAAAGAAAUUAUUUAAUAGUGUUAGGAAAUAAAAUUUAAUAAGUAAAUGGGAGACCUUUUAAACUCCUCUACCAUCUUUGCUUUUUAAAUGUUUAAAUCUUUUUUCAGAAAUUGUUUUUGAUGUGUUAAAGCGCCUUUGUGCAGAUUUUAAGAGAAUAUAAAUCCGGCCUCUAAAUUAAUAAUUAAUUACACAUUUCAUUUGCAAUUUUCGUAUGAAAACGUAUCAAAACUUUUGAACUUUAUAUUUUGUGUACGCGCAUAUUGUGUUGUCUGUAGGUAAGUAAUCUGUAGUUUAUUCUGCUUAUUGAUAUUACGAACUACACGACGGAUAAAAUAUUUAGUCGAUUAUAAAUAUACAAGGAAAAAGUUUAUCGCGUAUAUUUUCGGGAGCGCUAAAAACCCGCGUAACACCGUCCUAUAGUUGCGUCUACGGGCGUACCCCUUUGAAAAUUUGCGAAAAGCCCUCGGGGAAAAGAAAGUAUCUGAAAUAAACGCUGCAUAAGACAGGUAUGUUAAAUUAAUAAUAUAACGAAAAUAUUAAUAUCGUACGACGGCACGGCACGCCGACGCAUACAACGUUAAUAUUUAUUUUUUGAAGAACGCGUAAAUAAACUAUUUUCUUCAUAAGUUGUUUUACGCGUAACGUCUUCGGGGUUCGCCUUUAUAGUCCCGCGCCAGCGUAUACAAGUAAAUCUUGAGCGAUAACGUAGCGGGAUCGGUAAUUUAUAUUAUAUAUAGGUACGUGUAUAUUCUUAACGAUAUUAUACGUUCGCCCUUUGAAGUGAGAUAUAAUAUUAUAUCCGUCUUAAUCUAUAUUAUAUUAUUAUUAUUAUUGUAUUACUCGGUCUAUCUCGAUUUAUUUUCCCGCUUUAUGUGUCCCACGCGCGUUUAUACGAAAUAAUAAUAAUGUACGUAUACAUAAUUCGGCGGUAGAUCGUGACGUCCGUAUUAUAUUUUAUAUUGUAUUAUUUUCGCCCGUCGCGCGCGUCUCUUUUGAAAUAUUCGUCUUAACCUGUAUAUAAUAAUAUUCUCUCUCUCUCUCUCUCUCUCUCUCUCUCUCGAUUUAUUUUCCCGCCGUCUCGCCGUACCGUAUCAAUAACGUGUAUAAUAUUCCUCCGGCUCUAUCCCUCGGAGACCGCACGCCGCCUCCGCCGCCGCCGCCGCCGCCGCGCCGUUCACGUUAUUACUAAACGAAAACGAUAAAUACAAAUUCGGCGCCGGAUUUAAAACGUUAAAGGCAACGGGUAUUUCGUAACCCCCCGGGUGGUCUACAAAUAUAAAAAUCGCGCGGGUUUAUGUCCCGUCAUAACCCGCCGGUCCGAGAUUUAAAGUUUCAAUUUUCCCUCUCGUAUACGGCGCGUAUCGUACAAAUAGUAAUAACAGUCUCGUCGAUAAAACACUCUGUUGUAUAUUAUAAUUUAACUUCUCGACGGACGCAACAACAUCGAAGUGUAUAACUAAUAUAUUAUAUAGUAACGAUAUAUUGUACGUUUCGAGAAUGUCAGUGUCGAAUCCAGACAACUGUUAUUAUUAAUCCAUGAUAGAAUACAGUUUUAAAAUAUUUCGCCAUUCGUCAACAAUACUUUGCUAUAAUUCAGUAAUAAAUAGAACCAGAAAAAAUAUUGGGGGUCGGGGGGUUGAUAGUGGCGUAUUUAGGAGAGGUCCCGUGGGGGGAAACAUUGCUAAAAUUAUAGUAUGAUAACAAUGAUGUUUAUUUAUUUUUUUUCUAUGGACAACUUUUCUACCAGCAGUUUUGCUCCGAUUUACAACGAUAGCACUUUUUGCAAAACUGGGGAGAUACUUUAAGGAUGUCUUUGUUUGAUUUUUCCAGGGGUUUUGCCAAUAUAUUGGAAAAACCGGGAAAACGGAAAAAUAGGUACAAUAUUUAACAAAUAUUAUUAAAGAUAACAUAUAAUCCACGUAUAAUUAUUUUACCAUGAUAUGGCAUAUAUAUUGUUGACAAAACAACACUAGUAACUUAAAUUUAAGUAAUUAAAGUUUUCAUAUUGUAUUCUAUUUCGAAGUAGCCCGUCGCCAUUGAAAAGUCUACAUCUAUAAAUUCUUAUCGGUUGUAUUUAUGUAUUUAAAAAAAUUAAAAAUUAAAAAUAAAUAAAUAAAUUUUCUUUUUACCAUUUUUCGUUUUUUUAUGACCCAUUAUAGCUUAUUUUACGAUUUGUUAGGUCGUAUUACAGCACUUAUUUUACGAUUUGUUAGGUCAUAUUGUAACGCAUAUUUCAAUUAUUUUCAGUACAUUAAAUCCGAGCCCUGCGUAUAUCACAACACCUUUAGUGCUCGAAUCGGGGUCCCUCUAACAUUUAUUUUAAGCGGAAAGCAAAGUCCGGUAUAGGUUUUUUGCAUUUUUACAACUAAUCGUAUUGUAUAACUCAUAAUAAUCGUUUUGUUAAAUUUUCGAUCAUUUUUGCCGAGCCAAAACCAUUUUUAAUCAUGUAAAAUCAACGGACGGUUGAACAAUGACGGAAACUGUACCGUGUCUCGAAAAAUCCGGUAGAAAAGUAUUCGGCGAAAUUUUCCGAUUAUUUUUUUUACAGAAUUCGAAAAUAAAAAAAAAAUCGAAUAUAACAGAAACCGUAUGAACGCGGUGUGAAUAUUAUACUAUUAUAAUAUAAUUCUCGGUUUCGGCCAAACACACGGCCGAGAAACGAAAAAAAUAAUAAUAAUAAUAAUAAUAACGAAUUUCUCGUCGCGCUAAUCGUCCGUUUACGGUGUCGCCAGAAACAAUCACGAAACGGUAAUUCCACCGCAAACAAACGUACUGUACGCCACCGUCGGCGAUAACCUAGUCCGCGGCGGCGUGAUUAAGUAUGCAAUAUGAUAAUACAGGGGCGGGCUGACGGUUCUCGCCGAAUCGGCUACGCUAUAACGUUCUUUUAUUUUUUUUUUUUUUCAAGACCUCAUAACAUACCGCAGUCGCCUUUCAUUUUUCCGGUUCGGGCAGCGCUCUGGACCGGGCUGCCCGGGCCGCCGCACGCCGCGGCACGAUGGCGAACCCGAACCGCACACGGGAAACGCGCGAGCGACCCCCGCGAGCCCUCCGCCCCCCGUCGAUUGCCGACAAUGUUUCCAUUUUCCAAACGCUUCGUCUUAUCUGUUCGCCAUUGUAUAAUCCAACGCGCGCCGCAUACCGCAACAAUAUAAUAAUAUCGGUCGGUCGCCGGUGCCGACGUAUUAUAUUUUCGCCGGCGAUAACAUUACACCCGCAAUCGCGCCGCGUCUCUCCGCCGCCCCUUCCGCACGCCGAUUAACGUUCUCUCCGCCGCCGUCCGCCUGUUCGCCGCAUUAUGUAUUACGGUUAUCGUAAAACAGACCGUGAUACGAUAACACAUUAUAAUAUCGCGCGGGUAGACGCGCGCUUCUCUUACAUACGCAUUCAACGGACGUUAUUAAUAUUAAAACGCGACGAUACCGUACGCGCGGCCAGGUGCCCGCGCCGCAGUAACAAUUCCCGGGUUUAUUCAUCAGCCCCGGCCGCCGCGUAAAAGUCCCGCGGCGCGGACGACGCGAAGAGUUAUUAAUGUUGCCCGCGGCCGGGACGCGGAAAAACCCGACGAAAACGAUUUAUCAUCGCGCGCGCGAAACGAUGUUGCGCGCGCGCGCAUAACGUUAUCGUACAACAACGACUGCGCCACCGCGUAUAACAUAAAAACGCGCGCUCGACCGAAUGCACCGCGGCCGUGUUUAUUAUUAUUACCGUUACCGUUGCUGUUAUUAUUGUUGAAUUCGAAACGCGGGCGGGCGUAACGUAAUGAUAAUAUUAUUACAUCGUUCGCCGUUGGCGCGCGGGGCUGCAGCAGGUGUCCGCGGCCGACGUGAAAUCCGAACGAAAUACAUUAUACGCGUGUACGCAUCACGCGCGCGGCUACCUACCUGCCUGCCCGCCCGAUGGCUGCGCGCUGUAAGGUUUCGCCCCGGUGUAUAAACCAGACGACGGCGACAGAUAUAAUAUUACAUUUCGGGCGUGUGUGCGUGUGCGGGCCACGUAUCGCGUGUAGGUGUACGUGCGUAUUAUACACGUAUACCGCGCUGUAAUAUAUCGCGCGAGUGGGUAUAAAUUUCCGAAUAAGUCUGCGGGACCGCGGACCGCAGUGCGGCGGGAGCGGAAUACGCGUUGUAUACCCCCCCACCCCAUACAUACCUGGCCGCCCGCCUGCCUGCCUGCCUGCCUGCCUGACGCCCGAGCUUCUCCUCGGAAUUGCUCCGGCUACCGCGCAUUAUGUUACACCGACUCUCUGCCCGCGCCGCCCGUCGCCUGUACGCUCGAGCUUACCCGCGUAUAUACGUGCGCGAGCACACGUCCUCCGCCCGUCCACCCGGCCGCCCGCGCGCCGACGCGCGACCGCACGUAUAUAUAUUAUAUAAACCAAAACGCACGCAACCGAACGUCUCCCGUAUAAAGUUUUCGACGUAACCCCAAUAACUUAUUCCCGGAGAGAGAGCGGUAUGAGUGGGAAAGAGAGUGUGCGCGUGUGUGUGUGUGCGUUUGUGUGUAAAGGAGAGCGCGGAGGAGGAGGGAAACCCGUCACCCGGCCGACCCGCCGAGACGAUCCUUUCGCCCGAGUCGUACUCAAAGGUCGCGGCCGCAACGCAUAUAUACCGCGUAUAAUAUAUAAUAGAUACUUCCGACUAGGUAGUACCUAUACAUCGAAACCGGAGAAGAUAAUAUCGUUAAAAUUUCGCGCUCCGGUACACAUAUAAUACAUAUACGCCCCGUCGUUAAUGUUUAUAAAUUAUACGGAGUAAGAGUAAUGUUUAAUUUAUAGGUAUAACGGCGGCGGCGGCGAGCGGAAUACCGAAACCGAAAUUACUUUUAUAGAUUCCGAUGAAAAUAUAUUGGUUUUACAAAUCUGUGCGGUGGUUUUUUAUUUAUUUAUUUAUUUAUUUAUUUAUUUAUUUAUUUAUUUACGGCUAUCGCCACUUUUUCGUUUAAUAAAAAUUGCGUUUCGAAGCUUACUUUAUACGUCGUCUAUAUUAAAAUAUAUAUAUAUAAAUAUAGGUACGAUGCGAUGAUGGGAUAUCUUAUAAGAAACCCAUAUACUGUAUAUUAUUAUUUUGUAUGACGCGUUUUUCUAUAGACAACAUUUCAUUUCACACUUGACGAAUUGCGGACUUUUUAUAUUCGGGACGGGCGAUAUAUGUUUAUUUUGCUAUACGAUGUGUGCUUUUUUUCCCCUGUCAGUUUACAACUUUUUUAUCGCAAAUCUUGCUCCAAUCAGAAAAUGACAAGAGCGAGUAUUUGCGAGUAUUGGAUUUAUUCGAUGCAUAGACGAGGUCGGUUUUUUCAAGCAGUUUUCAUAAUGCGGGAAAAAAAUAUAGAAAAACCGGAUAAAUUUGCAGAAAUACAAGUUUUGUUAUUUUCGAUUUUGUUUCAUUUUUUUUUCUUUUGAAAAUCCAUUAAAAAAAAAAUACUUGAAAUUCUUACAGAAUACUUGUGGUAAAAUUAUCAAAAUAUUUUGGCGAUUUAGAGCUAUUUAUAAGUAUUUGACAUUUUAACGUUAUUUUAUUUUUAUUUAAUUUUAUGUGAAUAAAAUUGUUUUAACCGAACAGAAACGCUUGACAAUUUGAUACGAGGUUUAUCACAAAUCGUACUUAGUAAAACAAAAAAAAAAAAUUAGCGUUAUGUAGUAAUUUUUAUAAACUUUUUAAGUAAAUAUUUUAAAGGUAUUUCAAAGCAUACUCAACCGAACUUCACUCAGAAUGGUAUUUUGUUAGCAAUCAUUAUCGAUACGGAUACUUAGCAGAAACCGAACAUGACUUUCAGAGAGCUCUAGUUGAGAUGCAAGUGAUUAUAAAUGAGUUUCAAAUGCAUAUAAAUUAAAGCAAAACAAAAAUUUUAGUUUGUACUCUCGAACCAACAUUCAAUACAAGUAUUUGUUUAGGAAAUCAUCUUAUAGCCCAAGUUUCCAGUUUUAAAUACCUGGGUAGCUUAAAAACUGCAUACGGAAGAAGUUCGCAGGAAAUCAAACAAAGAACAGGACAAACAAAGGCAGCUUUUAUCAAGAAAAAGAGAAUUUUGGCCUCGAAAAAAAUUAUCAGAGCAAUAAAGAAGACGUUUCUAAAAACUUUUGUAUAGAGCGUCGCUUUGUAUGGCUGUGAGACAUGGGUUAUGAAUUAAACGGAAAAAAGAUCCUUGAAGCUAUCGAAAUGCAGUAUUGGUGACAAAUGGAAUUUAAUUGGGCAGAAAUAGUAAAAAAUGAGGAUGUACUGACCCAGGUAGGAGAUACAAGAUCCAUAUUGAAUAUAAUAAAGCGACGUCGAUGGGACAUUUUACGCCAUUACGAAUAAUUUUAUCGCACUAUCAAAGAAGGUGCAAUGGAAGGACGAAAACCACCAGGAAAACCAAGAAACUAGUACAUAUCUCAAUUGAAAAAAUAUGCAGGAAAUAAUACAUACGCCGGAUUAAAAAGGCUUGCUGAAGAUCGUGAAAACUGGAGGACGAAGUUAAACGUUGUAAACCAACCUAUUACCGAUUGAAAAAAAAUCGAUACAGAUAUAUAUAUAUAUAUAUAUAUUAUAUUACUAUAAUGACAGUAUCAGCUAUUAGAAUAGUUUUCUGUUCACAAUGAUUUAUUCAAUACAUUCGACAUUGAACUAAAACACCAUAAUAUUAUAAAUCCUAUCUUCCUAACUGCCCUUCUACUGUUAUAAUGGCUUGCCCGCGUUGUGGAAAUAUGUCCGGGUUUUUUUUAAAAUAUUUUUUUUAAGUAGCUAUUUUAGAACAAGAGUAGAUUUUACGUCACAACUCACUAUAGUUGCGGAUUUCCUAGUUUUCUGACGAAUAAUUAUUUUGCGGGUUGUCGGUUGACACGAAUAAUUUUUUAUAUCAUCGUGACAAAAAUCUCGGCUCAGAUUUUUCGAAGAUAAAUGAAAUUACCAUUGCGUCGUUUUCGGUGUUCACAAAAUGUCGGCUUUUUAAAUAUUAUUUAAUAUUAUAAUAAUACACUUACUGUCCUGCAUAAAUUAUCCCGUGCACGGUAUUAUUAGACGAAAGAAAUAAAUUUAAUAAAUAAAAAAAAGUGUCUUCUCGCUUCCACCCCCGUUCCUAUCCCAGUUAAUCGUUGUUGCCCGGUAAUUUAUUUUUUAAAAAGGGUAGGUAUACUUCCUUGUCCGUGACAACCAAACGACCUAUUAAUAUUUGUUUUUUUUUAUUCGUGUCACCCAUAGGUGAACCAUAAAUCAACAAAAAAUUAAAUUUCCGUUCCAAAAUACCAAAAACACCGUGUUAACACAUAGCCUUUAGGGAUUGAAUUUUGUAAAUCCGACUUUGAAGUGCACACAGACUCGUUUAUCUUCUUUGUUAUAAGCAAAUGUCAAACUUCUGAACAUUCAACUUGUUUCAACUUCCGACCCCCGCGUCCGCUUCCACCGUCUGUUUGUAUAUGCAAGUAAAAUUCUUGAAAACUACUUUACCUAUUUUGAUGAAACUUUUUUCAUUCCAUUCCUUAACAUUACCAGACACAUAUAGGUUCCGCAAUACGAGAAUAUUUUUCGUUUAUCAUAAACAAGGGAGGGUAGUAGACCGUGAAUUAAAGCGAGGGUGGAGAGUAGACGUGAUUAAUGGUCGAACACAAAUCAUAAAUAAAUACAUUUACGAAUUGAAUUUAAUUAAGUAUACCAAGUGUAAUAUUAUACAUUAUUAACACCAGUGAGCGAUCAUAUGUAUUUUAGAUCAAUUAUGAAAACACCCACACGCCGUAAUAAAACCGAUGAAUCGUAUAACGGCAACAAGUCAGCCAAAAGGAAAAUUCGAAUUCUCUUGCUCGCGGUCGUUUCGUUACCCCCGUUCGAGAGACAGAGAUAAGGCCGUUUCAUCUCGACAUUGCACACAAUAUUAUCGUUACUCGCGAUGAUAAAUUUAAAAAAAAAACCGCGCACCGGGACGGUAAAUAAUGAAUUAAAAUAAUAAUAAUAAUGUACUCGUACGAGUUAGCACAGUUAGCAGGUGUACAUAUAAUAGUGUUCAUAUUAAUAAAUACAACAACGGCGGAGGGGAACGGGCGGGUGAGUGUGGUUGGGGGGGGGGAUUGCAGCGUCCGGCGAUAAAGCGAACAAUUUAUUGUGUUGCGAUAACAUUAAUAUCGCGUAUCCAGAAAUCGGAACCGCGUUGUCGUCGAAAUAAUCGUAACGGCGAUUAUUGCCGGUGGUAGGGGGGAGGGCCCGUUUUACCGUGUAUAAUAUGAUAUAGUCGUGAACGCCGGAAAGGAAAUAAUCCGCGUACACAAUACGCGUCGUCGACGUCCCCGAUCGGGCGGCGGAUACGCAAAGCCCGGUCGUAACGAAACGGACAUCCUAUAAUAUAAUAUGAACGGGCUUUAAACGACGGCUACGACGUGCUGUAAUACUAAUUUAACGGUUUAUACCCGAUACCUAUAUUCCCGUACCGUCUCAUUUUAUACAGUAGAUUAUAGCCAACUGAAUCUAUAUCGCCGAAUCGAUAACAACAACAUAUAUAUAUAUAUAGCGUGCAGCGUACAAGAUGACGUGUAUAGGUGUCUACCUAUAAUACGCGUCGUAUUGUAUUAUCUCAGGUCCCGGGGAAAAACGGCUUAGACGUCAAUCGUGUAUACACAUCAACGUGGACGGAUUAAAUUUCGAAAAUGACAAAAUAUGAUUGUUUAAACGGCUAAACCGCGGCCCUAAUCUGAACGCCGUCGUCGCUUUGUAACGGUUCGAGUCAUAAUAAACAUAAUAACUAUGUUGUUCGAACAACAAAUAUUAGCGGCUUACGAUAUAUAUAUAUAUUUAAUUUUCACAGUAAAACCCGAAUAAAAUGCAUGCACUUAGAGAAAAUAAUAAUAAUAAUAAAGCGAAAAAUAUUGCAUAAGACACACUAUCAUAGAAAAAAAUAUCAAACAUUUACUUUACAAGCCUUUUUCCUUGCGAACAUUAGACUAAAGAUAUAGUCCGACCGCUCGGUUUACCCGAAAUCAAAGCGCAUGUUUAUAGGUAUACACUUUGUAAGAAAAAAGAAAAUUGUAUUAUAUUACAGUUAUUAUAAUAAAGUAAAAAAAUCACCAACGCAUUUCUAUACUUAAAAAAUGAUUAAGCACUAUUAUUAUUAUUAUUAUUUUCAUUAUGCGUUAUUAAAGCUUCAACAGCAAGGUCAUUUGAAGCCUGUUAUUUAAAUUAUUAAUAACACUGUUUUGAAUUCGAUCGCUGAGCUUUAUUUAUACCUAUAUAUUAUUCCAAAAAGAACGAUAGUCAUCUAUUCUUAUUUUAUGUAGCAUGAUGGGAAACGUUUUUGGCUAUCGACCAUUUAUUUUUCUGAAGGACGUGGACCAAAAAUGUUUAUUAUUUUCCCGGAAAAUGUAUAUAAAAAUUCGUGAAUUUAUUUACAAAUACAGCACGCCACGGCUAAUAUAGAAUAGCAGUGGCAUAAUAUUCAUGUUGUACAAUAAUAUGGUCGAUCGAAGUACCGGGUUUGUCGAAAAUGCGAAUACUAAUGAUAUUUUUAAAUAUUCAAAAUAAUCGCCGACAACCUAAGCCGAAUAAAAUCAACAAAUAAUACCAAACAAUAAAACGUCGUUUCCAAACAUUCCGAUAAUAUAACAAUAUCGUAUACGUGUCACUCUGCGUACGCAGCGGCGCGGUGAACUCAAAUAUUUGCGAGUAUUUUUUUCCCCGGCAUCCCGAUGAACCCAUGACUCGCCCGUUGGCUGCUAUACAUUUACUGUACGUGAAGAUUUAACAUCGGGUUUUUAUCGAUUUCUUAAAAAUCGUCAUACAAGGCACAUAACAGGCACAUAUUCGGACCCCUUAAAAAAAAAAAGUCGCCUCUCGAUUAUCCCCUUCGCCACGUCAUCGCGCGCACAUUGAUCAAACAGCCCCUUCCCGGGUCGUUACGAGCUCCGUAGAUCGCCAACCGUAGCCGCGGUAAGUUGAAUGCAAUUUCGUACGUUCUCCGUUGAAAUAAAUCCGAAAAAUAAAUCGAGUAGGUACAGUAAUUAUUAUCAUUACAAUAUAACACCGCGGACUGGUGUUAAUGUGUUGUGCCUUCCUAACGCUACCUGCGUAUUGUAUACACCUGCGAACGGGUCUAAUAAACGCUAUGCAGUUAUUUUGUAAUACCCAUUUCGCGUGUGAAACGAACACGCGAAACUAUACGUUAUCUGAUUCGUGUUCGUACAUUACGAGGGGAUCGGAUUGCCGUAUAAAUAGUUUAAGCGGCGAGCGGUUACGGCGAAUUAAUUCGUUUCGUUACUGUUUUGUUCGACAGGCGAAAAACAGACGGACGUCGACGCACGUCUGGGAACGCCGGGGUUUUUGCCGUGCGAACUGGAACCCAACAACGUCACCGAUGGAUUUAUUAUGACAUCCAGGUGCGGAAUGGUCCAUUCGGUGAAAUGGUACCGAGGAGCCACGAGGAUAUUUCUGUACACGGGCGGCAUUCGCGUGACACAGCCGCAAAGAGACGGUUACUCCGACAGAUACGACAAGUAAGUAUACCGAAUCGAAACCGAUACAUUAUAGUGGCGGGCCGUCAUAAUAAUACCGUUUUUGAACGUUCGGGCAACCGGAAUCCGACGACUGCGGACGGAAUGACAAAAUCCCGAUAUACUCGAAUAUCCGGAUAUUCGUACACAGUGUUCGGAUUCGUAUACUUUCAAAUAUUUUAUCGUGACUCGUGGGAUACAUUUUAAGAGGAUCUCGUACAUAGUUAUACGCGGGUAGAUUAUUGCGGAUUUAAUAUGCUACAUUUGACGUGUGGUGGAUAUCCGAAUUGAUUCUUAUCUGCAAUUUAAAAAUAUCCGAAUAUCCCCGAAUAGUUCUGAAAUUAAUUGAAACGUAUAAUAUAUAAACAUGUUUUAUUAUCAUAAUCUUUGUCGGAGGAGAGAGUGCGUGCAACGCUGAAUAAUAAUUCCACUGUAAAAACUGUUUCACACGUUGAAAAAACUACUCGGGCUAAAGAAUUAAUUAUUGUGAAAUUAAUUUUUUCACCAGUAUAAGGAAAAGGAGAACAGUUGUAGUGUGCAACGUCUGUUUUUUUUUUUUUUUUCAAUAUAAUGCAAAUACAUACAAUAAAAAGUUAUUAUUGUUUUGAAAAUAAGACAGUUUUUCGUUUUUCAAACUCAUAAAACUUUUUUCGUAACAAUAUUAUGGAAAAACUAAAACUAUCGUUGCACGAUACAAGUUAUCGGAAAAAAAAAAAAAACUAAAUUUGUAACUAAGUGCAUACAGCUCGAGUUGUUUUCGCCCUUGCGAAACCGUUUUUCAUACAUUUUUUGUUGAUUCCACCUUAGAUUAGAUUAGACACGAAACUACUUGUAAAUGUAUUUGAAUAUUUUAAAGUUGAUAGAAUUUAAUUUUCCAAUAAUGUCGAGAAAUUUCCUAUACGCAACCUCUUGAAUACGGGAGAUGGCAUCUCCUCUUAAGAGGACGUGUCACCACUCGUAAAUCGAUUGUAAAAACCGUUUUACCACGCGACAAUUUUAUUUAUUUUUUUUGACACCGUUCUAUUUUAUAAUAGAAUAUUAUCGACAUUUCAAAACGCGUAGAACUUAAUUUACGUUUAAUAUUUUUCUUAACAUUUUUUACAGCUAUAAUUCAUAUUUAUUUAUAAAGUUUCCGUGUUUUUUUUUCUGUUUGUUCGUUUGCUUAUAAAAAACUUAUUGGCAGCGCUAAUAAACAUAGUAAGCCCAGUACGGCCCAAAUAAUGUUCUUCCCUGUAUGCGACCUGUAAAUUAGAGACAAGAAGAUUGGGAUAGUUAAAAACUACGUUUAUAAAACGGUGCUUAUUAGCGGAUUUCCGCGGUUAACGAACAUUUCAAGGCCGAAAUUGGUUAUCGAUGUGAUUUCUAUUGCAUGAAUGAUGUGCCUACCUUCAAACCAGCGAUUAUACGCGAAACUGUCGAUUCUCCGGUAUUUUUUUCGUUUUUUUUUUUUUUUUUUCGUUCCGAAUUAAGUGAUUCACAAAAUAUUAUGGGCUCGUAGGACGGAUUUUCCGUCCCGUAAUAUCGUAUUAUUAUAAUGUGGUAUAUAUAAUAUAGAAACGAAUAAAUAAAAUAACGUAAAACAAUGCGAAAAUGGUUUUAUGUAUAUCGACCAAAGCUGAUAUGCGCUCCCUCCGGGUACUCGACUCGUUGACGUAUUUUUAAGUACGUAUAGAUUUUAAUGAAUUAUUAAUUAGAUGUUAAUUACGAAAUCCGUCCACUACUCGCCCUCCCGACACUUAAGUUGCCGAUUAAUAUUUAAAUACACUACACCGCCACCGACGCAGUGUUUAUUAUAAUAUCGGCUAUAUAUUGCAGCGAACCGUUUUCACGUUUUGUUUUCAUUUUAAUAAUAUAUACUGUAGACUGUAGAACCAUUUUUUUUUCUUUUUUUUUUCUAAUUUUUCGUUUCGUUUCUUUCCCUCGUGUCUUAAAUAAACAAUGUUUUGAAUAUUCGGAAUCGACGUCAUCCGGUUCAUUUCGCGUUUGACAUUAAAAUAGUAAUAACAUUACGAAAACGUAUUCCAAUUACAAACAAAACGUAAUUAGAUAGUAUAAAAAUCGUAAAAUAUGCGGUUAUAGGUAUUAUGUUAGGUUGGUGUGCCUACUAUAUUAUAAUACCCAUUUACGGUAUAAUAAUUAAUAUUAUUAAUAAUAUACAAGUACAACCCAAUAUCCCGAAAUUGCUUGUGAUUUCCGCUCGGUAUUGUUUAGAUUUUAAUUUUAUGGAUAUUAUCAUUGCGAAAAUACCAUUAUAAUAUUAAUUUGGCCGUGUCGAUUUCAUUAUAAUUCCAUACCUACGAGUAUGCGAGUGCAAUAUGGAACGUAAAAUAAUUGGAUUGAUUGCACAGAUUUAGAUUAAUCUUGGCACCGAAACCCGUGUAAAAACACGUGUAACUUAUGUCUGUAUUUUACGUUUCUUAAAGAUUGGUAAUAUCAUUAGCGAUUUUCACGUUAUUUUUAUAAUAACGGAAGUGCGUUGUACAAUUUAUGACAUUUUGCAAUUUUAAAAAUAUUUACAAGAAUUUCCAAAAAAAAAAAAACUCAUUAAAAUACAGACAGUAAACUGAAAAUUAUUUUUGGAAUUCUACACAACGUCGUUGCGUUCAAAUUAGAAAUAAUUACACUUCAAUUAUUAUUACAUUACGUUAUGCUGCGAGGUAAAUGAAGCAAAACGAGUCAUUAUUCUACCUUUAAAAUUCGUUUUUUUCCAUUUUAUACAAAAAAAAAAAAAAAAAAACGAACUAUUUCAAAUCGACAUCACGUUAUUUUUUUUUUUUACAAAUAAUAUAUUUUCGUACAUUUAUUAUUUUAAUCGUAUUUUGUUUUGUAUUUUCUUAAGUAUAUACUACCUAUAUUUACAUUAACCUAGUUGAAUACGUUUAUUUUGGCAAAUAUUAUCGUUCAAUAAAUAAUAACUAACUAGUUUCGUUACUGUAUAGACUAAUUUGCUAUGUGUUUAUUACUUCCUAUAUUUAUGAAUAGUACAUUACUCAUUACCAAAAAUAAAUAUUCUAUUUACGCAUUGCUAUUUUAGUACCGAACGUUGCCAAGAAGAAAUGUUUUUAGUAGUGAAAUCACGAUCGCUAAGAUAAAUUAUUUUUAAUUUUCUGUUUUAAAACUAUUGAGUAUAAUAGAAUUGUAUGUUUUUAAUAAUCUUAUUAUUUUCACACGAAAUCGACAUAAAUAAAUCGUUUUAACAUUUUAUGCUCACACCUAAACCUAAAUUGGAUCAGCUGUAUUUUUAUAAUAUAUAUUCAAAAAAAAAAAAAAAAAAAACUUUCCAGUCGUUGCUAAAAAAUCGUUUUCAAGUUUAUUCCAUAAAAAAAAAUAUCUAACCCAGACAUCCACUUUAUUAGCAUUAUAUAGUUUGGCGCCAUUGCACGCCUUUUGACCAAAUGUUUAUUAUUUUUCUAUAGGGUAUACCCUAUUGUAGCAAUUGUCAAAGCGAAAUUUGAAACUUUCUUCAUACUUUGAACCCUAUAUCCGUCCUAGUAUAGGUUAUCGGAGUAUUAUUUACGAUAUCACACCCGAACCAAGUAGGUAUAAAAUAAAUAUAUUACAGCAUUCAUAUUCCAUAACAAUACAAAUUUUAAUAUUAUCAUCUUUUAUUAUUAUCAUACAUCAUUAUUUAUCUCUAUAAAUGUUUAAAAUUAUUAUUAAACGUACAUUUUUUCUUAUAAUAAUAACAGUAUUUAAAAUUGAUACUUUUUACUAUAAUAUGACAAACGACAUAGAAAAAAUACUAUACGAUAUAAUACAUGUUGAUGUUAGCCAAAAGUUCUAAAAAUAUUUUGGCUAUUGUUGCUUAAUUUACCGUGUAAAUGCUUCAGUAAUGCCAAAUAAGUUAGAUACAUAUUAUAAUUACAUAUAUUUGUAUAGAUUUUUUUUAUAAUGAUCUUUCGAAUAAUGACAGAAUAAUCAAUUUACACGUAUAACACUACCAUUAUAAUAUAUAUACCAUUAAUAUGAAAAAUGCACAUUAUAUCGUUGUAAAACUUUUUGAAAUAAAAUACUAGUUUUAUAAAUAACUAUAAAAAGCUAAAAGUUUUAGAUUUUUAUUAUAGGUAUAAAAGUUAAAAUUAAACAUAACGUUGGAGUUUAGUUACAGAUUAUUAACAUUUAAUAACUUUUUUGUUUUUAAAAUAUUUCAAUAAAAUUUUGUUAAGUUUAGAAACGGUUCGUGUUAUAUUUUUAUAACUGAAUUAUAUAUUUGUAUGCACACCUACACAUAUAUAACGUACGUUUACCUUAUUUCAGGUAAUAUUUUAGACUAUAAAUAUUAUUAAUUUUUGAACAUCACGGAUUUAUUUUGGUCCAUAUAAAAUAUAUGGGUAGCAUAUACUCUUAGUAAAGUAUAUAUCUAUUUAACAUAUUUAUUAGUUUAAUUCGUAUGAAUAUAUAUCUUCUCGUAUAUAUCUAAUCAAUAUUGGGAAAGUUCCUUUUGUAAAGAAAUUCGUUCCCAUUCCUCAUUCCUACUACAAAAAAAGAACUAUCGUUCCUUUAAACGGGUAUCUCUUUACUAUAAUGCAGUCCAAAAUAAUUUUUUUAUAUUGUUGACUUGAAAUCAUCACUGAUUUAUUUAUUUUGUAAAUAAAUACAUAUUUGAUAUUAAAGGUCUUUAUGAGUUAUUCAUUAGUGAAAGUUAUUUGUGUGAAUACCUAAUUUUCAUAAAAAAAAUUAGUAUAGUCAGAGUUAAUCAAGUCAACUAAAAUUGGAAACUAUUUUACUCAUUAGAAUUGACAUGUUUAAAAUUAAAAUUAAUUAAAUUAAAUUUAUUUCCCACCUUAAAAUAUGAAAAUAAAAUAAACGCAUAAAUUGAAAAAAAUUAUGAUCAAUCUAACCAAGACGCCAUUUAUAUCACGGUUAUACCAGUAUGUACAGCCGUGAUUAAUAUUAAUAUUAUCAUAUUUAUAUUACGUACCUUGUAUGUUAAUAAAACUGGAAGAGUUAAGAAUGAAUUAUUAUAGUGUAGUAAUUUAUUAGUAACUGACGCAGUGAACUAGUGAUAGCAACACUAAAACAUUUCUAAACUGCAAUAUUAUCGUUAAAAUAACGCGUGUUUCAUUAUUAUCUAUUUUUCAUAAUAUGAAAAACGUAAAUUAACGUUUACGUUCCUCAUAAAUGUAGGAACUCUUUCCCUGUUCCUCGUUUCUGUGUUUAAAAAGGGACGCGUUUAAAGCUUUAUUCCAAUAAAUAAGAUCUUAAUCAGUUUCAUAAAAAAGCUAAUUCAUUUAUAGAACUAUGAAAAUUGUUUUUUUUUUUUUUUUUUAUGACAGUUUCUUCAAUUGGAUCAGAAACAAAGAAUAUUGCACAUAUUAUUAUAUUAUAAAUAUAAUUAUAGUUUAGUUACAUUAAAGUGUACUUAAAAAUCAUGUUUCACUAUCUUAUAACUACUGAUAACUACACAAUAAAUUGCACAAUUUGACAUAAUAUUAUAUUUACUUUUCUUUCUAUAGUUUCAAUACGCGUAAUAUUAUAAAUUAUCUCUUUAUCCAUGAAUCAUAUAUUUUUUGCUCGUCUCUCUGCUCCGACGAGGCAACAUUUGGAACGUCGCCAACGCGUUACUACACGUCGUAUAUAAAUAAUUUGUCUCCUUUGCUGUUAAUGAUAUUAUAACAUUAUAAUGUGUGCAUCAAAAUAUAUAAUUAAUUAUAAUAAUGAAUGGUAUAUUUUUGUAUAGCGUGUAUUGGAGUGCAACACCGGGGAAUACGACUGGCUUCUUGGUGAUUGACAAUAUUACAGCACUCGAUGAGGGCAUAUAUAAAUGCGAGAUCACAUAUACCAAAGUGCACGAGGGUUGCAACAUCAUUCAGUUCAUCAAUCUCACGACUUUCAGUAAGAAAUAGAUAAACCGUUAAAUUAUUGAUUACGAAUAUAUUUAAUAAUUACUAUUCGUAUUAGAAGCACUUACUUUCUAAUUUUCUAAUAAACAUAUUUAUAUUAUAUUUUAUACUAUAGUAAACUUCCGUUAACGGUCGCCUCUAAGAGACGGCCACCUCUCUGUAACGGUCAUUAUUUCUGGUCCCUUCGGUGACCGUUAUAUAGAAGUUUUACUGUAUAUAUUAUAAUACGGAAUAAUAAUCUUUUUCUCCUUCACAUUUUACCACUUUUUAGGGGAUGGCCAACUUCGUCCUAAACUUUCACUUGCCCCGAUUUCCUACAUAAUUCCUGCAUGCAUCGGCCGUCGUCAUAUCGUUAUCAAACACUUAUACAUUUUUAUUUUUUAUUUUUUUUAUUUUCGUUCUAAAUAAAAAUUAGUUGAAUGGUAUUAAAAUUAGAGAUGGAUGAUAACCAAAGUUUAGAAUUCGUUACUCGUUUUAUUUCACUGUUUGAUAGUCGAUAUCACAACUCGAUUUUCGAUACCUUAUGACUUAUUGUUUAAAAAUAAAAAACAAAAUACAGCUAUUAAUAUAUAUAUAUAUUAUUUAUAUUAUUAUAAAAACUACUCUCUAGAAUCUAUAUGUAAAAAAACUAAUAACGCAUUAUAAACUGAAAAAUUAUACUAAUUGAUUUAAUCUUAUUUCUCUAACCACGUCGUAGUUAUUACGUAAUUGCUUAACAUUUUAACAUAACAAAAUAUCGAAAUAGAUCUAAAAUAUUAACUUGAUUUCGAUAUACAAAUCUUUCUUAAGUGUUGAAUUGCCUAUCCUUUAUACAAAUAAUAAAAUAUUACGAGUAUUAAUAUCUAAAUUGGGUUACAAAUAAUUAAAAAAAAAAAAAAAAAAAUUAUAAAUGUAUGUUAAAAUACAAAUUAAAACUUUAAAUACUUGUAAAAAUCACAUCGACUGUAUUUAUAUAUGCAUAUAUAUAUAUGUAUAUGUAUAUGUAUAUGUAUAUAGUAUAUGUCAUAUACAUUUCAACAGUUUAAACAUUAAAUUCGUACUUCACACUUUACAGUGAUACGGUGUAGUCGUGUCACUGUAAAUUCGGAAAAACAAAAAGUCAACCCCCCCCCUCUCUUGUUUAUAACAGUUCCAAAUGUUCCGACGUGCCAGUACUCGCGGUUGGGCAACUACCCGAUAAUUUAGUAUUGCGUGUCUGCAUUACUCGACACACCCCUCGUUCUACGUAUAACUAAUUAACAAUUUAAACUUAACACAAACUGUCUGCUGCAAGACUUAUGGAGAAACUCGCGGAACUUGCGGGUGACAGUUUACCGGAUUCGCCGCUGUAAAACAAACUAAAUUAAUAGCCGUAAGACUUAUCCGGAAAUCUAAAAACAAACCAAUUAAAUACAUUUUCGGAUUUUGAAAAUCCGUAUUGAAUAUGAAAAUUCGGAUUUAUCCCACUACAUUCCACUGGUUAUAUGUAUGUACAGUUGACUUUUCAACUACGACAAUUUAUAAACCACAAAAUCAACUUUUAUUGCAACUGUACAGCGUUUGCAGUAUUUCGGUAGUACCCGUAAUUAUGUAUAAUUUCAUUGUAUGCGUUAUUGUAUCUUUGUGAGUCACGCCACGAAAUACAUCUAUACAAUUACGAUUAUUAAUUUUAACGAGUUAGGAAAGCCCACAUUACGAGUGUGUACGGAUUUUACACGAUCGCAAUGAAACGGCGGUGAAAUGUUUAUGCAAAUUUCCCAGUUCCAAUCGCUGUUCAAACAACAGAUUAUAACUCCGUGUACAGUUUCAAAGCAAUUUGGUAAUCUAGUAGAUUAACCCACCCACACCCAGCAACAACCACUUCCGCAAUAAUUACAGCGGAAACGUCAACUCUUCGAGUGACAAGAGUUCGUUGAAUUUCCCUUCUGUCAUUGUGCGUAAUCGGUCUACGAAUGCUUUAGAACCGGGGGCAGCCAAUAAUAUGGACACAAUAAUGAAACGCUAUGAAGUAAAUACUCAUUAGUCGUUGAUCCUAAUAUAAUGAUGUAUUUUUUUCAAUAACCAUCCAGGAAUUUUCGCGUUCGCUCUGAUUUCAAUUGAAGUACAAUAAGUUCCGCCAUUUACUUGCAUCGAACGUUGGUGGGAUACAUUAUAUAUGUAUAUAUAGUGAAUCAUCUUCUUUUAAUUGGUUAUUUGGUGAAGGUAUAAAUAAUCUUUUCUUCGGCCAUAACUUCUUUGAGUAUUGUUUGAUUGUUCUCCUAAACCCUUGUUUAGGUUAUAUCAGCUAUUCGAAAAAUGUAUAAUUAACUUAUCAAUUAUUCAACAACAUUUAAUAAUUACGUGUUUGCCGUAUUAAACAAACGCACAACGAAAUUACAACGAAUUAAACAAUGAACUUAAUCGUGUUAAGUAAACAAACAUAAAAACACUAAGGUUGGAACAAAAUUAAUUUGAGCAGGAAGACCUGUGAGUAUAAUGAACUCACCCUUGAACGGGAGUUCGCUUUAUUUAUUAUAAGCUGCGUUUCGUACGAGUAAUAAAUCAAUAGUUUUCAGUAGGAAAAAAAUACUUGUACGAGUUCCUAACAUUAUAGUAUUUCGAAAAUUUCAAUCGGCAAACCGAGAUAACUAGUAUUUAUGAAAUUGUUUUACCAGUCAACUGUAAUUUAGUAAGGUUAAUAGUUUUUAUUUAAUAAAACCACAAAUUGCACAAACAGAUGCCGAUUUAUGUAUAAUUUCUGACAGCGCCAUAAUAUUCUAAAAUUAUGAAAGUGACUGCGUGUGAUCGUCAACUACUAUCAACUUAUUUUCUGUUUUUUUUUUUUUUUUUUUUUUUUUUUUAAUUUUCUACAAUGCUGAAACCAUUUCAAAUAAUUAAAAUUAAUUUACAAAGUGUGUAUGCUGAAAACAAAUACACAAACAGAAAAAAUUCGAUACCGCCGGCGGGCCGUUGCUGCAGGUGGGAAGUGUAGAGGAAGAAGAAUACAGAGUUGUUUAAUUUAUUUUUACCGAGAAGAGAGAGAGAGAGAGAGAGAGAAAGGCGUUAAAAUCGUAAAAAUGACGUAAUUCCAAAACGCAUCUGACUUCCGUUUAUUAUUUCGCAUUAUUAUUAAUAUUACUAUGAAAACACAUUAUCCAAACGCGUUUAUUAUUGCGAUUUGCUUGCUUGCUUUUUUUUUUUUUUUUUUUUUUUUUUUUUUUGUAGUCUGAGUUAUUCGCGGAAUUUCAUAAACGCCGCAGCGCGCAAACAAAGAAACUGCGAGUGUACAAAACGUGCAGUUUCCCCAUAACACUUUUAAAACUUCUCGCGUUUCUCGGAAACGGAACACCACUGCCGCGGCCAAUUAAAACAAAUGCGUUUCGAGCGCAAACAUCCAUUAUGCAUGUUACACGUAAUAACGUAUUAUAGCCGCAUGCAUAUAGAUGAACACUAAUUAUACUCCCAUUACAAUAUUACGUCAAUAACAUUAUUGAUUUUCAUUCGAUUCGUCAACUUCCCGGACGGACCGUCGCGCGAACACGCCGCACGACGACGAAUCGGCGAAUUCGCAGGGCGAAAAUAUCGAUCGGAUCGCGGGGAACUCGCCGUGGGUCACGCCGGAAUUUCGCAUGUACGGGACGGAUUAAAUCGUUUCGAACGGACUCGUUAAAUUUAAUCGUUUUAUCUGCGCGGCGCGAGUUUACCGGAUAUGAUGUGCUGCGAUCGCGUUUCGAAACGAUAUUAUUUACGUAUACAUGUCGUGUUUGCGACAGGUACGCGCGCGUUUUAAACUGCGCGGUUUGGACGCACAGUUUUCACAUAUUUCCCGGUGAUCGACGAAAUCUACGCGUUAGCGUAAGCAAUGGUUUGAAAAUAACGUGUUUGGAAAAUGCUGAAUAAAGCGUAAUUUCUUUCUUUUGAUUUUUCAUUCGACAAAAUGUAUAACCGCAUUUAUAUAUUUUAAUAAAAGUUGCCAAUUCUUUUAUUUGAUCACUAGUAUAAAUAUUGUUUUUCCAAAUAAUUCCAUAAUAAACUGUUGACAUUAUAUCCCUGUGUGGGUUUUGUUAUUUAAUUAACUAUGAGCUUUGCUUGUUUUAAUAGUCGAAAUAUAAAAGCUCGUCUGGCUAAAAUUGCAUUAUAUUAAUUAAAAAAAUAACGGUAUGUAUCUAAAUACUCUAAAGUGCCAGUUAUUUUUAAAGUUUAAAAUUUUAAAAAGCGCUGGCCGUAAAUUUGUUCGAAUAUAUCUGAAAAUGGGGUUCGUAAAAAAUGAGCUUGGACCUAACUAACAGGACGUGCUUCAAGCUCAAAGUUUUUAUGAAAAAGUAGGUAUUUAAUUGGUUUUUACAUAUACUUCGUUAAGUCUUAAGAUUACAUAAAAUUAUAUUUAUUUUUUAUUUUAAAAUGAAUUGUCAUUUUUGAGCUCUUUAUAUGUAUUUUAAUUUUAUCGGUUUUUUUUACGUAGUUUUUAUUCGAUAGGUAGGUACUCUGUGGAUAAAAUUGUUAGACAAACAGAAAUACUAGACAAUUUAACUGGAGUUUAUAAGACGUACUUAAUGGUAAAAAAAAAUUGAGUGUAAUGUAAAAUUUUAUUUUUAAAAUAAUUUUAAUAUAUUAAAUUUGAAAAAUUGAAAGCAAUACUAUAAACUGAACUUCACUUAGAAUAAUCGUUUUUAGUUAGUAAUGGUUAAUCGUAUAUACUUAAAAUUUCUCCUCUACUUUCCCAACUUUUCACCUGCAACAAUGGCCCACUCAUCGUGCGAAAUAUGUCUGUCAUUUUUUUUUUUUUUUUUUUUUUUACCAAAAUUUGACAAAAAAUAUUAAUCUAUAUUAAUAUGCAAAUAUAAUAAAAGGUCUAAAUAUAGUAAAUAGAAUAUAUAACAAAAAUUAUUUCUGUUACAUUUAUUAUUAAUACCAAACUGGCAUAACUCAUUAAUAAUUUGACUAGAAACAGUAUUAUACGAGCAAGUUUCAGAUUUAAAUGUAUCUAAUAAAUUGUAUAGGCAAUUUAAUUUAUCAACUUGAUUCAUACUUUUAAUGCGAAUAUUUUAAUUUAACUAUUACUAAAAUGUUUCCAUGAGUAUGAGGAAGAAAAAGUAAAAGUUGUUACAGGUUUUUAUUAUGUUUUAACAAGCUUAGAAACUUUCCAUUUUUGCAGGAUUAUCAAUAAUGCAUGAAAUCUAUUAAAUUUAACAAAACUUUAGUAAGAUUAAAUUAAAAGAUUUGACUAAUUUCAUCGGUUUUUAUCGUAGUUUUUUGAAUGUAUUUUAUACAGAUAUUUUUAAAUACAUAUUUUAUGAGUACUUAGAUAUUUUUAAGAGGGAAACACGUACGUCAUUAUUGAUUCAGUAUUGUAGCCAGGGAAACACUGAAAGGUGUGCUCUCAGUGUCCCCGAAAUCUUUUGUUUUAUUGGUUACUUCUGCAGUUAUUCUUGUGUAUUUUAUUAUUCUAAAAAUGGUAGGUAAUAAUUAAAAUUAUUAGUGAUAAUAAUUACCCCUCUCCCUCCAACAUUUUAUUCAAGCUACAGUAUUACCUUGAUCAUCAUUUUAUUAAAAUAAGAACAUAAAUAUUACAUUUUUUGAAACUAGAGAUGAGCGAUAGGUACCAACAAUUUAGAAUUCGAUACUUAUUUUAUUUCAAUAUUCGAUACUAAAUUCUCGAUACCUAUCUUUAUUAAAAAAUUAAAAACAAAACACAAAUAUUACAAUAUAAAAUUAACAUUUUAUAUUAUUUAUUAUCAUGCAAAUUCACUAUGUAAAAACACAUAAUAAAAAAAAAAUACCAAUUUAUUUAAUCUACCUAAUCUAUUUAACCACGACGUAAUUAUCAUGUUAUCAUUUAUAAUUUUAUCAUAAGAAAACAUUGAAAUUGAUUCCAAAAAUUACUUCGAUUUCGAUAUUUGAUAGUCUGUAUGAAAUGUAUCGAGAUAUCGAAUCAUCCACUUGAAAUUUAAAAUUUGAAAUUGGUUUGAAAUAUAAAAUAAAAACUAACAAAAUCAGUUAUGUUAAUUUUUUUUUUUAUCAAUAUAAUUAUGAAAAAAAUAUUUAUUAUAAAUUAAUGAAAUAAUAUUUGAUUUAAACGUUAAUGAGUUUUAAUAAUUGUUAUCGAUCACUCUUAAUUAGAUAAAUAUAUAUAUGUUAUAUAGAUUAUAGGUAUUUUGAAAUUGUAGUAUUUUAUUGUGUCUUGACGUAUUUUUAAUUUAUCGUUCUCUGUUUAGGUGAUCCUGCAUCCAUUGGCGUCGGUACAUUUGCCGAACCCGGUGAUCUUUCAGCAUUUAAUUAUGAUGACCCGAAGUCGGAUUUUUACGACACUAAAGAGAGCUACCCAAAGUUUGGUAUAAUGAAAAGGUUGAUAACUGGAAACAAUGUUGGACCGGUUGAUGAAGGAAGCAAAAUACGUCUGGUAUGUCGUGCUGGUCGUACCAGACCUAUACCCCAAAUCACAUGGUGGCAACAUAACCGUGGACAAAUUUAUGACGAUGAAAUGAGUAAGUAGUUUAUAAAUCGAUUAGGUGAUUGGGGGCACAUGAUGUAAAUAUGAAAUAUUUGUAAAAAUAUGUUUUAUUUAUACUUAUGUCAGUAUUUAUUUUGUUUUAACUAUUAUUUCUAGUUGAUUAUCAAUACCGCAGUGUUGAUUCCGAUGAUUACGAUGAUUAUUACGAUUAUACAGGAUUAUAUGUUUCGCAAAGUAUCCUCACUGUUGUUGGUAAGAGAGGUGCCAACGGACGGUAUGAGUGUAGAGUUAGAACGGUAACAGAAUCAACAAAAUCUCUAGCCGCCGCUAUUGAUGUCAUUGUCAACGGUUAGUAUGAAUAAAUUCUUAGUUUUCAUAUACAGUCUCUUGUAGCUAAAAUGCUUAAUACAUAUGAAACAUUUUUUUUUACGAUUAUUAUACCCACACAUUUUUAAGUUAUGAAUGGUUCAUUAAAUAUACAAUGUCUUCUAAAUGUCAUGAUACUGCAAAAUUUUAAUUAAUGGAAUUUUACUUUCCGUCGACCCGUUUACGAUAUAUUUCACGUUUAAGUUUAACGUUUUGUAGAUAAGGGGAUUGUAGUGGAGUAUCAUUCGUGUGGUAGCACAGCGAAAUAUUUCGUCAAUGAGUAACUAAAAAUAUAUUUAAAUUAAAACUACAUCUACUUAUGGUAUUUUUAAUAUGAGUUGCUAUUUGAAAACCAAAAUUAAAUUGCAAUUUCAUCCCCAAAAAUAAGGACAGUGCAACAUUUUAGAAUACAUUAUGAUGAUUUCAAACAAUUUUUAUAUUGGAAUAAAAUAAGUAUUUCGUAAAAAUAUGACUGUAUUAUUCAAUUUGAAAGAACCUGUAUACUUAUACGUUAUAAUAUAUUAUAACGAUAAACGACUAAUAAGUUUUUUAUUUUCAUCUACGUUUUUCAGUUAGUCCUUACUCUGUUGAAAUGUCCUCGUCAACAUCGGGACCAACAGUUUCUAAAAUUUCCAAAGUAGAUGACGGUCAAACAUCGCAAAACGGCGAACAAGAUAAAAAAGCCGAUGAAGUCGUUUACGCCGAAACCACAGAAGGACAACCAUUAGUAAUCCGGUGCGCAGCACGCGGAGCUCGUCCCCAAGCAAACGUGACGUGGUAUUAUUAUUACAAUGACCAACAAGACGACGAUAACGAUUACGCCAGCGGAAUUAGAAAUGAGUUUAACGCUCGUACACAAUCUCUUCAGCCAUCAAAAUCUUCCAAGCACGGUCCUCCGGUUAUGUUGGGAGGUACUCAUCGAAUCAACUCGGGCUCCGCAACACCCAGGAUGCCCAGUGAUUAUUUAAUUUCAGAAACACGCCGUGUGGAAAAUGGGGCCGAGAUUAUAGGCCCCGUGGAAAUAGCUCAGCACACCGAAUACCAAGUAAAUAAAAACGCGACGAUUUAUUUUGAUAAUAUACCUAACAUUAUUUCAAUUAAUGUUUUUAUCACUUUGACUACCCUGUAACAUAAUAAAUUAUUUCUUUUUAUAGUCUGACGGUACUCGAGAUACGCACAGUCAGUUAUCAAUGUCACAACUACACCGUCAACAAGACGGUUCUGUGUUGCGGUGUGACGCGUUCAAUCAUGUCGGCUCUUCACCAUCUCACCCUCUCACUGUGAACAUGACAAUCCGCGUGAAAUGUAAGUCAAUUAAAACGGAAAAAAAAUCAUAUAAGCCGUGUAUAAAUCGUAUAACCAUCAUUCAAUUUCUACGUUUAGUUAUGCCAACUGCUUGGGUAGUGCCGCUUACUGACGGAGAAAAUUCUGGCGCUAUUGUCGAGGACGAAAUAAAAACUGAAAUAGACCAACAGCAUAAGGGACCCGAGAGUAUCAAUUUCAACCCAGGUGUAAAUGAUGGUUCUAAACCUACAGACGACGGGCUUCAUUAUCAAACAUAUUUAUACACGGUUUUGGUCAACGAAACAAAGGAAUUGAGAUUGCUGUGUGCAUUCCAUGCCAAUCCGGACAAACUCCGUACUCCGGUUAAAUGGUUAAUAAAUUAUAUUAUACAUAUAUUUUUUUUAUUUUAAAGAUAUGUAUAACACUAUAUUGUGCUAUAAUUUAAAUCUACUUAUUUUCGUACAUAGGUAUCACGAUGGUAACGAGUUACAGUUGGUGGAUGAAGACGAACAAACUCAGUCAAAUUAUGGACCACCUUAUUUGAUGCACGCUAACAUCGGGAACCUUUUGAACUCCAGAUAUCCGGCAAAAUACGCCAGAGUCAAAGGAUCACCAAAUGGAAAUAACCGCCUUUACGGCGACGGAAACGGUGAAGAUGCAACCGUGUUGGUGAUAAGAAGGUUGACGCGUUCUGACUCUGGUCGUUAUGAAUGCCGCGUAAGAAAUUCAGUCGGGGCCGCUAACUCGACGAAUUUUGCAAAUGUCCGUGUUCAGUGUACGUAUAAUAUUCUAUAUAAAAUACAUAUAAUAUUAUAUUUCUUGUUUCAAUUCGAUAAAAUAAAUAAAAUAUUUGCAGUUGUUACAAACGAAAGUGUAAAAUAUUAUAGUAUUUGUUGUUUCUAUUGCAGAUUCUCCCAAGGUAAAAUUGCAGGUUAUCCUAGACGAUUCACAUGGCGAUAACCAAACUUCAAGUAAUAUGAUGAUUGGACCCAACCCAAUCGUAAUAGAAUCGGAACAUCGUAACGUUACUCUACGGUGUGCCGUGAAACUAGAAUCGGAUCAAGAAAACAUGGAAGAUAUAGAGAGUGAUCAGUCUUUGAAUUUGACAUUUGUUCAUUGGUAUUGGAACGGCGUACAAAUGCAGUUACCUAACUGUACUAAAGCCUCAGAUUCAAAUAGUUUUAACAGCGAACCAUUUGAAAUCGAACACACCGAGGGGAAUACUGAUUUUGAUGUUUCACAAGAAAACGAUAAUGCUAUGAAUGUUAACUACUAUACCGAUGCACGCGAAGGAGAUCCAGAUUACGACUCGAUCAAUGUUGAUAACGAAACCAAGAAACGCAAUAGAAAACUAAGAAAAAUAGUAUGCACCGAGAGAGAACUUAUUUUAGUAAAUGUCACGAAAAAUAUACACGGAAAUUAUUCAUGCCGAGCUCGAAACGCAGCUGGUCUUCUUACUACAAUGUCUGAUCAGACACCUCUUAUUGUUUACUGUAAGUGUGUUUCGGUAUAUUUAUAGGUAUAGGCUAUUAGCCGUAGGAUAAUUUAUAAGCUGAUUAAAAAUAAAAUAAAGAAACAUUAACACAUUUAAAAUUGAAAACUGUCAUCAAAUUUGUUUGGUUAAUUAAUGUACCUGUACAGUCCUGCAUAAUCAUAUUGACCUAUCAUAUAGAAUGGCCCGAAUGACUUUUGAUGAACAAUUGAUAAUCCCAUUAUUAUAAAAUUAUAUUUAUUGAAAUAAUUUAUUGUUCAAUUACAGUGUUAAUUUAGUAAUUAAAUUUUAAUUUUUUUUAAAUUUAUUAUAAAUUAUUUAAAAACUCGAAAAUGAUGUUGGAAAUAAAAUAUUAAAUAAGACAAAAAAUCUAUUUACAAUUGCUAUUGUUAUUAAAUAUUAUUAUACUUAUCAAAAGGGUAAACGGUAAAAAAAUGAAUAAAACAAAAUUUAAUUUAUAAUAGAUAUAAUAAUUAUUAUAACCAAUAUAAAAUGUUACAAUAAUUCUCUAUAAUUUUAAUACGUGACGAUAACAUUAUAUUUUUGAGUUGGCAUUUGAACUUUUAUUAUAUAAUUAUUGUACUAUACGUAUACACAAUUUUACGUUUAAUAAUUGUUUUAUAAAAUAAUUUUGACAUUUUUAAAUUUAUUGUUAGGCAUAAAAAAAUGUAUAAUAUAAAUUAAUAAUAUAUUCCAAUUUUAUAGUUGCUCCAGGGCCAGUAACAUUGGAAUUUAAUCCGGCACUAGUCAUCAAAGACAGAAAUGUCACUUUGCGCUGUAACGCACAAUACCUUGGUCGGCCACAACAUCCUACCCGUUACUCUUGGUACCGUAACGGACAUCCGAUAUAUCAUCAAAAUCAAGGAAUGACAAAUUCUGGAACCGGAAGCAUUUCUAUUUCGAGUGGAAACAUCGGCGCGGGCAAUUUCAAUCCCGAAUGGUUUAUCGAACACGUUUCGUUGGAAACCCAUGCUAAUUUUACAUGUUCCGCAUGGAACGAGGGCGGAAUCACAUACUCCGAACCCGUAUCUAUUGAAGUCAAAGGUAAUAUUGAUCGAAAAAUCAAAAUAUAAUAAGCUGUAUUUUACCAAAAACUAAGAAAAAAGAUUGACUAAAAUUACAUCAUGUGGCCUAUAAACAAUUUAAUCGUUUGCAGCUCCUCCAAAAUACAUUACUGGACCUCCGCAAUACUUGGGCGUUGCUUUUAAUGCAACACACGUCAACGCUUCUUGCACCGUAGAAUGUUCUCCUACUUGUUCCGUGUAUUGGCUACGACGGGGUGUCCUCAUCGAUCCCAUUAAUAACGAAUACGAUAGACAAAGGUAAAACGUAUAUCUGUUCUUGUAACGCUAUAAAUUAUACGUCGCAAAGGCAGUAAUAACAAUUUUAAAUCCGCGGCGAAAUUUUAAUUUGUUGUACCCAUAUAUUGUUUAAUUAUUUUAUGGAGAGUUUUAAAGAAUCUUAUAAUUUUUUUUAGAUACGUGAUACUGAUCGAAACCGUAAACGAGACACGGACGAAAAACGAUUUCGAGGCAGUGCGCAGCACGUUAAUAUGGCGUAUGGAGAAUUGGCCCGGAGGUAUGGGUUUGGAUCCAAUAACAGAUUCCACGGAAUACAGUUGCCGGAGCAGUGGCAACGAAGUCGGACCGCCGGUUGACGAAACAAUAAUGAAUUUCUCUGUCGAAUGUAUGACGAAUAAAUACAAUUUCUUUUUUUUAUCAACUCCGUGCUCGAGUGGAAAAUAUAUUUUAAUAUUUGACAUUUUUUUUUUCUGUUCGUUACAGACCCCCCCGGAAACAUGACCGUAUCCAAAUCAAUCGUGCACGUCAACGAAGGCAACAUACCCGAAAAGGUAUUUUGCCACGCCGAAGGUCGCCCCCUACCGUUUUUCGAAUGGCGGUUCGCGACGAUCACAAACAACUGGAAGGUCUCCGGGAAUAACGCUACUCUCUCGCCCACGCAACAGAAACUUUUGGUUUCCAGCAUCAACGGCGGGGUCGAUACCAGCGUCGGAAGCAUUUCGGGAGGCAGCAGCCAAACCAACAACCAACAAUUAGCGUUGAAUGCAGCCGUGACCAGACAACAGGCCGGCUAUUACGCUUGCAUUGCCCGCAACACACACGGAAAUGGCACUGCCUACACUUACCUGGACGUCAUGUGUAAGUUGAGACUUACAAACGCCGUGUGUAACCCCCCCCCCCUCCCCACUGAGUAUUUUACAUUCUGAGUGGGGCGACGAAUGUAUUGGAUUUAUAAUGAUAUGUUUACAUGUAUAUAUUUUUUUUUUAUCUGUGAACAAAUUUUCUACUAGCAAUUACACUCCGAUACACAAUGAUAGCUUUUUUUCGUAUAUACGAGUAGUGUAAUCGAAAUCCCAUAAUUUAAACCGGUGUUUUAGAGAAUUUGUACUUAUAUCAAAAAGGAUUAUUAGAAUAGGUACUAAAAUGACACGCCCAACUACAAAUUUUAAAUUACUGGUUUCUAAUAUUGUUUCGUUAUAACUAUUCUAAGCCAAUAAUUUCUAUCAUUAUUAUUAUUAUAGACAAACCAAGUUGCCAGCUCAGAUUGAUGACAGUAGACCAACUUAAACAGGAAACAACCAACGGGGUGGAACAAGCCUCCGAAUCUGGAACAGAAGAUUUGAACACAAUUUUAUCAUCAUACUCCGGUGAAAAGAGAGUUCUAGUGUGCACAGCUACCGCUAAUCCGAGUCAAGUACAAUACACGUGGACUGUUAGAAACUCGGGUCGCCAGAACGAUACAUCAACUCCAUCGUCUUUAACAUCUGAUUCUCCAGCUUCUGAUAGAAUAAUCACCGUCGCAAUGAGAUCGACCAAAGACGGUUCAACAGACAUGGACAGUGCCGAAAGUUGGAAUCAAAGCGUAUUAAUAUUACACGACAUUCUUGAGGUACCCGACGACGAGAACGACAAUGACAAUGAGGAAAACGGAAAAAGUAACGACAACGCACCGAAUAAACCAGCAGAAGGCGUCAGAACAUACGUGUGCACAGUGAACAACACUGUUGGUUGGGACCAAUGCACUAUUCAAGUACAAGGUAAAAAUAUUAUUAUUAUACUAGAGCUCGGAAUUGUAUUCACUAAAAAAUAUUAUAUGGUUAAUAUGCUUCCGAAAAUGUAUAUUUAUGCAUAAAAUUCAAUUAAAUAAUUUAAAAUUUUCAAUUUGUAUUCAUCGCAUGCAUUUAUUACGUUUUCCAAGUUUCCAAAGAAUUAAUUUAGCUAAUAGAUGCUCGUGAAAUGUGAUCUGUACGUUUAAGUUAAAAUUUGAAUCCGUUAUAAUAAUGUUAAUAAUAUUAUAUAAUGUGUUUCAUUUUUUUUUUUUUUUUUUGUACUAGCUAUCAGUGAAAGUGAGUCUCACAAUAUAGUAUACUAUAAUAUUUACUAAUUUAUACUUACUAUUAUAUUUAUAUAGCAUUAUUUUGAAAAUACUACAAUUUGAUUAUGAUAUUUAUAAUUAUUCGAAAAUGUUCUUCCACUUUUCUACAUUACAGUUAUUAUUGUUUUUUAUUUUCGUUUGCUAAAAAAAAAAAAAAAAACGAUAUGGUUAAUAUUUUACGUUGACGUCCGAAACAGAUGACGCUCCUUGGUGGAAACAGUUUUUGGUGACCAUCGGCUUGGGCGGAUUACCCGUAAUGGUCGUAUUGGUCGGCUUGGUGGUCAUUUUGCUAAUCAUCGUCAUCAUAAUCAUUGUUAUUCUGUUGCUGUUCGUUUGCAAAAACCGAUACUUUAAACCCGGGAACAGCGCGAACGGAGGACGUCAAAAAUGUAAGUGGUUAACGUUAAAAAAAUAAUGCAAUACUGUGUAACGAACUACCUAGUUUAAUGUUAACGGAAGCUUUUAAAGACGUCGCGUACAAAAUGAAAGGUAUCGAACUAAUAACGUUUUUGAUGUUAUAGUCAACUAUAUAAUAAUUAUUAUAGCAUCGUUUGUAAUGUGCGUGUAUUGUUCCGUCCGUUUUAUUUUACGUAGAAUAUUAUAAUAUAAUUAGAUUGAUUUAUUCUAGAUUCUGAGCGGAGUGCGGAAUGUAUUGAUUUUACAAUGAUGUUUAUUAUUUUCUUUAUGGACAUCUUAUUUUUCUACUAGCAAUUUUGCUUUGAUUUUCUACGAUAUCACUUUUUCUGAAAAGAAAUCAGACUGGGGAGGUAUUUUGGAGAGGUCAUUUAUUGAUUUUCCCAUAAGUUUCCUCAAUAAAUGGGGAAAACCGUAGGAAAAAGGGGAAAACAGGUACGAUAUUUAGCAAAUAUAUUGUUAAAGAAAAUAUAAUAUAACGUAUGUGUAAUUGUUUUACUAUAACAUGACAUAUAUUAUAUUGUUGAUAAAACAAUAACACUUAACCGAAUUCCGCUCAGAAUCGUUUUUUGCGUUAGCAAUGGUUUUUAUUUUUUGCAUUGAGCAUUGGGCUUUGUUAUUGUAUUUCGUUUCUGUUUUGAUUUUUGUUUUUUUUUUAUUUAAUGUAUAGAUGUUAAACAAAAAUAUCCUUCACUGACGGCGUGUAGGGUACCGGUCGUUUGGCGCCGGCAACGAGGCCGCGACUCGCUAUUAAACGUAUCGAAAGUACGGCAAAAGUGAGUAUAAUAUUGCGGUUAAUGUUGAACACUGCGGACGCGGGUCGUUAAUUGGUACGCUAUCGCUAGCACUUACAAAACUCACUGGUUUUUUUUUUUUUUUCUUUUUUUUAUAUACAUAUAUAUUAUUUAUCGAUUAUUCUUCUUCUUCUUCGGAACGUGAUAAUAUAAGUAUUACAUGUUUUGGUGGCGGACGACAAUAACCUUUUGUUUUCUAUGCACUUAAUAAUAUACCUGCAGUACUCGACACGUUUCGCGCUAUUUUUCUGCAUCGCGGUACAGGGACACGGACACCGGCAGAUAUUAUAUGUAUGUUACAAUACCGGCUAUACAAUCGCUACAAGCAGUCGCAGCUGAUCGCUUAUGAACAUUUUUUUUUUUUUUUAAAAAACACUAUUUGAAUAUGCAAAGGCGUGGCUACGGGUUGUGCAGGGCUCGCUGUGCGCCCUGCAGUGAGUCGUGUCAAUAAGAUUCUUAAAUCAGAAAUUAUAUACAAUGAAAUCAUAUUAUAGUUAUGAACAAUAACCGAACUGGUUUAGUAAUAUUAUUAUGUGCGAUACUAUAUUACGUGUUAUCACUUAUUGUUAUCAAAUCGAAGACGAAUUAAAGUUGAAAAACGUUUGGCGAAAGCACUCGCGGGCGUCUUGAAAAAGGUUCCACGACAAAAGCUGGCCAAAAAAAAUAAUCGAAAUAGCAUGAGAUAGUUUCUCGGAUGUAUUUAAAACGCUUUCAAUUUUUGUGACAAUAUACAUGUCACAAGCUGCUCCGCCGGGCGGAAAAUUCCUAAAUCGAAUAUCGUGAAAAUAAAAUUUGAGAGUGAUAUGACACGAGAAAGUCUCGACUCAAGUUAUCGUUAUGAAUUCUGCGGAACGGACAUCUUGGUACCGAAAUUAACUGCGAUGAAGUCGUCGAAGGUUAUUAAAACCAAACAUUUAAACGACCACUGGGCCGUUUAGAAUAUUAUCAAAUAUAAAGCGCGAUUCAAAUAUUACUUUAAAACAGAAAUUAGAUUUAUAUAGAUCCCCAGGGAAUUAUGUGGCCUGCAAGGUGACAAUUUCAUCGAAACAAAAUCGGGGGGUGCGUGAGAUCUAAUUACAGGCGAUAAAUGAUAUCACGGGUGUCUACGAACAAAAAAAAAAAAAAUAUAGAUUAGCGAGCGGUGUACGGAGAAAGAAAGUUUGGGACCCUAUGCUUUAAAGCAAUUAGUUUUUUUUUAAGAUUUUGGAGAAAUCGUACGGGGUUUAAGGGGCGGGUGUGAGCACUUUCUACGCAAAUUGCCUAGCCACGCCUAUGUGUAUAAAUAUACGUGUACACGCGUAAUGUUAUAAUUACGCCCGUUUGGCCGAGUAUUCUUUGUAACGUUUGUACCUGUAUACUGAAUUGUAGUCCCGAAGGGAGUGCCACGUCUUCGCCGUCUCAUCCCGCCGAUCCCGCGAACCCGCACCAGCGCAGUCCCGAACGAUCCGAGAAUACCGCGGCGGGCACGCCGAAACCGCCGCCCGGAUACGGCGACGAUCUCGGCGGCGGCGACCCGACCGAAUCGUUUUCCAAUCAGCAGACCACGGCGAACGCCGUGGGAAAAUGGCCGCUGAAACCCGGCGUGCUGGUGCAUUCCAAACAGCAGCUGCUCAAACCGCAAUCGGCCGCGGCCGUUUCUCCGCGGGCGAACGGCGCGGCCGCGAAAACCGAUGCCAACGAAAGCGAUAAGCCGAAAUCGAAAAAAACCAACGGCGGCGUUUGUAAAUCGAAAUCGCCGGCCGACGGUAUUGUGUUGACCAACGAAACGCAAUCGGAGCGCGCGGCGCGCAUCCGCCGCAUGAUGAUCGGAUCCAAUAACAACUUGUCGAAGAAACCGGCGCCCAUGACGCCUCCCCCCGCGCCGCCUAUUCGGCAAAAUCCAGACAACGUCGUCGCGGGGAAUUACGCUUCCGUAACAGGUAGACAAAAAGAACUAAAUGUGUAAUCUCUCGGGGUUAUCAUCAUUUCGUUUCGCAAAUUUAUCUAUCUAUCGGUGUCAUUGUAAAACUAUAUGUGUAUGUAUAUUAUCAUAAUGUCGCGUUGGACAGUGGCGUAGUUCCGGAGGGCGGGGAACCGAACUCUUAAAAAAUACAAAAAAACGCGAGUGACAGAGCUGCCGUCACUAUAUAGAGUCGAAUUUCCCCCCAGCUGACUUAUUGUUACAAAAUAGCCAAUGUGUUUUUUUUUUUUUUUUUUUUUGUGUACAUAAUGAUAAGGGAUUGAACAAAGAAGUUUUGCCAAAAAUCAAAAUACGUAAAGUAGGGUUAGCACUCGAGAUUUUUGAUAAUACAUAAACAGACGGCGGGGUCGACAGUCGGAAGUUUAUUAAACCUUCUAAAGGCACGUAUCCUUGACAACAAUAAUCUAUAUUUAUGUGUACAAAUUUUAACGGAGUUUCAUUCGUUUCAAGUCUGAGAGUGAAUUCAAAAUCUGAUAUUUCCCGCGGAAACCAUAAGGAAGAGCAUAAAAAUGGUCGGAGAAGGGGUUGACAUUUGAAAUUUGAUACUUAUACCACGCGUGUACAAAACAAUUCGCCCUCCCGGCUUCAUUUAGGAGGUCUGUAGAGGCGUACAAAUCAAAAAAACAACGCUUCUCCCGCAACAACUUGCCGAAGUUCAUAACGAAAAUUCAACCGAAAUUUUAUCACUCUAAUCCGCUCGUAAAAAAACUCAAAUUUCCCAAGGUUGAGCUCUUUUAGACCGGAGGAAGCCGCUAAAUGUACCCGGAAAAAGAUAUAUAAUAUUACAGUUUCAAUUCAGUGCAAUUUUCUCCAUAUUCAGGUAAAAUUCGACAAAAAUCCAAUUAUUUAUGAUGAAAAAGUAAUUAUAUUAUAUACUCUAUAAACGACUCUGAACUCCUCUCAAUUUAUAUCGUUUGGGACUAGGGUUUCGUCUUUGUUCCCGUCGUAUCGAUCACAUCACGUGCGAAGUUUACGAAACUCUCGGUUUUUGUUAAUAAGAGAAUAGCUGUCGAAUUCAAACUGACAAACUCGCUCAAGACCCUGUAUUAUUGUACCCUAAUUAGACCAAUACUUGAAUACGGCUCGGUUGUAUAGGACCCACGUGGCGUAAACGACAGCCAUCAAACUCGAGUGGGUUCGCAAAAAACGCCUAAACUCUGCGCGCCAUAAAUUAAAAAUGAAUCGCCCUCCACGUGACUGUACCCCUCUUAAUCCAGCCCCACUAUUUACGACCGUCGUCACUCCCGUGACUUAACCUUUCUUUAUGACUUCAUUGUCUACCUCUCUAUAGUUGAUCGCUCGUCAACUUUAAAACACCCUUACAUCCCACUCGUCAAAUCACGUAAUUUUUCAUUUUACAAUGCACAACUGUUUAGUAAAUUAACUCUCAACUGUACAACGAAACUCGUAAAUUAAGACACAUCUUUCUCUAUAGGAAUUAACGCUCAUAAUACGUUUAAUAUUGCAUACUUAUCGAUCAAAUCAGUAUCUCGGACUACGUUGAUACGUUUGCGGCAGAUAAUAAUAGACGCGCGAGCUUUUAAAUAUUCUAAAACUUAAAAAAAAAUUGAUCGCACAAAACAAACAUUUUAUUUCGGUUUAUAAUUUUUAAAUAAAUACAUAAAACGCAGCGUACACUAACGGUAGAAUUUGCGUGUAUCCUUAUUUUUACGUAUUUUGUUUUUUUUUUUUCUUUACAUUUUCAAUAUGAAAAGUUUUCAUUUUCGACUCAGAGUUCCUGACUACCCCACUGUCUACAUACAACCGAUAUUAUAACCGUAUAUUUCUAAUGGGAAACAAACAAAGUUCCUUUUGUAUGGUUUUUAAGUUUCGAAAAUUAUUUAUUUUUCCGUUUAGAAACAUCAUUAUUAUAACGCACUCAACAACGCGACAAAUUUGACAUUUUCUACUUAAGCGAUUGUGUAAACAACGUAAUAUUUUAAAUUAAUUUUCUCGUGGUAAACAUUCGGGCGUAAAAAUAUAGAAGUUCUCCGUAAAACAAUACACCAUCUUAAUACUGGUUUUAAAAUAAAAUAUUCUCGAAUAAUUCAUUUUACGGUUUCUCGUCACUCUCGAGCCUUAUUUUAUGGUUAUACCUAUACCUGUUGGUUUCAAAAUAAUUAUAAUUACAUAUAAAUAUGUCGCGUAAACGAAUUUUUUUUAUAUAACACCAGCUCCAUCCCCAAACCUUCUAUUCUGUAUAGGAUAUUAAUGUCUUAUUAUUAAGGAUAAUUUACGUAAUAUUUGUUAUAAUAUAUUAUUAUAGUUUCUACAUUAUGGUAUUAUUAUCCGUUACGUUGCUACGAUAGUAUGAUGUUUUAGCGUACCGUGUUAUAUUUUAUACUGUUUUUAUUAUUUAUUAUUAUUGUAUAUACAACAUUAUAUACCGUGUGUUUAUUUAUUCGUUCAAACGCUGUGAUUGUUAUUUAUUAUUGUAAUAAUAUCGUAGACUAUAACGUCUGCGGCGUUUAUAUUGUAACCGAAAAAACAGAAAUAUAAAAAUAAAAAAAAAACAUGAAAACAAUAAUUCCUCGGUGAGUUUCCGACUGAGUACUAACGGAUAUCGAGUCUUGUGUCCGGUUAUUGGGCCGCGCGGUAUGUAUAGGUAAAUAUUAUAAUAAUACUAACCGACUAAUUAGUAUACGUAGACGGUAGACGUUGUUUGCGCGUUUGCGUUUGUGUCGUUUUUCGUCCGACAAGUAAUAGUAAAAAAAUAACAAGUAAUAUUAUAAUACACGGACGUGACCGUAUAUGGACGACGGUCUUCGCCGACGAUAAGCACGCAAGUAUUCGUAGAAGAUAUAAAUUAGAUUUUCUUUAUUUUUUUUUUUUUUAUUUUAUUUUUAAAAACGACAAAACGAAAAAACUCGUCCAGAAGUUAACAAACAAAGAAAAAAACACCGCCAAACCCGGUAAUAAUUAUUAUUUCACGCGUGUACGGACCCCGGAUUUAAACGGCGUCGCUGUUAUCGCCGAUACGCCGUGACGUGCAGAUUAUCGCGAUUUAUCGUAAUUUAAAUUAUUCGUGUUUUUUCGUUUGUAUUUGUAGACACCCGAGGCAGAGCCGGACAACAACAGGACAACGAUUCGAACUUGGGGACGACCGGCGAAACGAAAGCCGCGUUCUACGAGAAUUUACCGUUCCACGGGAUGCGACCGCCGCCCGAUCAGGUGAGAAAAAGGAUUUUCGUAUUUUUGAUUAGCGACGAAUAUUGUCAGUGGCGCGCAGAGGAAUUCCGAAAGCAGCGCGUGCAGUGAAUCUCGCUACGCUCCGCAAUACAUUCUACCCGAGAAGACGUUAGCUGUCUUUGAGACAGUGGCGUGCGCAGGAGGGAGCGCAGAAUAGGGGUUAUGCAUCCUCCUUAAAACCGGAACACAAAUACGAGUAAAUUCUAACGUUGAAAUGCAUAUAAUUCGGCCGCGUUACGAGGAAAAGCUAUUAUUGAUCAGAAAUUGACUUUCAUUAGAAUCCGGCUUUCAAACUAUCGCGGUUCCCACAGUCGGGACGGGCACAGAGAAGACGAUUUUGCAAUUUAUUCACGAUUCUUGUUUGCUACGUCCCCUGCUCCCGUUGAAAAUUCCCGGGCUCGCUUCGAGACUAUUUCGCGUAAAAUAAUUUAACGUGCGAACGCUGUUGCCGUUUAAAGCUCCGUGCACGAAUCUGAAAUGUAAUAAAUGUCCGAGUUAAAAUAACAACAACGACGCACCCAGAGUGUGUUGCAGUAUUGGAAUCUGGGCGCCACUGAACAACAAUAAUAAUUUGCGAGUUUUAAGUACACAUAAAUCCGAUCCCUAGAUUAUAUUAUACACCAAACUGUUAGCGUAUACGACCGCGGUCGUGAUUAUCGUUGUUGUUAUUAUUAUUUUUGUUUGAACAAUGCAUGCGCUGAACAAACAAUAAUUUUUGUUCGUUUGGCUUUGUUAUUAGUUUUAUUUUUUUAUUUUUUUUUUUUUUUUAUUGUUUUGUAUAUGCGUGUGCGUGUAUUGUUGUCUGCGAAUUAUGAUUUGUUUACCCCUUGCCGAUAAUAUCGAAAAAUCAUCAGUCGCCCGCCACGUGCCCACGCGUAAGUAGUAACGAUAGUGCCGCCGGUGUCAAUAAGCCGCCGUGUCCUCUGCCGAAACCCUCAGCGGCCGGUACGCCGGCGCCGUUGCUCUCGUCGCUGAUCCACCGGUCGCCGAACGGCGGCUACGUGUCGCUGUUGCGCCGUGCCGUUUUGGCCGCGGACGACGCGGUCCGGUUCAAUUCGCUCCAGAGACCGGGCCGGGGAACGCCGGACGCGUCGCAGCGGUCCGUCCAUCAAUUCCGAUCGAUGAGAAGCGUUAGCAGCAUCAAAAGCAACCGCGAUAAUAACGGGGAGACCGCGAAAACCGUCGGCCGUCGCGCGUCCGCGGCAUCGGCCCGGGAUAACAACAACAACAACAACAACAACAACAACAACAACGAUCGGCGAGACUUACUCGAGCGGCCGAAUAACAACGCCCACAACAGCGGCGAUAAUGGCGAGCCGAUUACGCCGGCGGCGGAACGUAACAGGAACGCGAGCGAGGAGACCGGCCAGCAACGGAAAGACGUCGCCGGACCCGCGCUUCCCAAACCGGCACCGAGGACGCGGAUACCUUCGGCUACGGUGGCGCCGCCGGCGUUGGCCCACCGCGACACUUACGCGAACCUGCAGCAGCUGUUGAACGGUGACAAUAAAGACGAUAGUAAUAUGAUUGCCGACAAAAAGGUAUGUAACGGUCCCGACGGUCGCUUGUGUCGCUAAUAAUAACCGCACUUGCCGGCAAUAUCGAUAUUGUUAUACGCUUAUACGCCGUCGCCGUGUACCGUACGGUUUCUAAUCCCGGGCGUACGAACUUGGCAGAGAAACGUGUGUUCAAACGUUCCGUGAUUUUUUUUUUUUUUUCCAUCCGUAAAUCGGCCGAGCGGUGCGUCCCGCAAUAUAUCCCGCGCAUAGUAUACUCGGGACACGCAGUGCGUCCCGAGCAUCUGUAUGACCGACCGUUGCUAACGAAAAACGAUUCUGGGCGGCGUUCGAUUGAUGUAGCGUUGUUGCAUUGUCGAUAGUAAUUUCCCGGUUUUCCGUGUUAUCACGGAAACGUCUGGGGAAAUAAAAACAAACUACCUCCCUAAAGUACCGCCCCGGUUAGGUUUCCUUUCGGGAAAAGUUGUUUACAGAUGAAAAAAAAAAAACAACAACAAAUAUCGUUACAAAACCAAUAUAUUCUCGCUUCGCUCGGAAUCUAAAUGUUGCGACUAAAUGGGAGAGAUCUAAUCGAGAGAUUCGUUACCGUUUGAAUGAGCGUACCGCGUUGCGUAGCGUUUUAUUGCGAUGUUCGAAUAAUAAUAAUAAUUUGAAGCGUCCCAACGAGUCCGUGCUUAUGCAUAUUAUAAUACACGUGAUACGUAUACGCAUUUUCGUCGGAAUGUUUUCUCGCCGAAAUCAUUAUAAAGUCGCUCAGUUAGCCCGUGCCCGGGGGCACGACGACAAUAUCGGAACGCGAUUCUUAUGCGCAAAAUAUUAGCAAAGGUCCGCGACAAAAUACGCGUGGGGCGCACAAGUGUAUAAUGUCUAAAAAACACUUUUUUCGGCCAAGUUCGUCGUGAAUAAAGUCCUAUUAACGCUGUACACGGUUUUCGAUAUUUUUAUUUUUUUUUUUUUUUUCGUUAUUAUUAUUAUUAUUUCUUAGAACAGUAUACGCUUGCAAAUUGUACCGAUUAACAAAAUAACAAUAACACUUUACUAACAUCGCAAUUGUGUGUGUGUGUGUGUGUGUGUGCGUGUGUGAUUAACAGCUACCCGGAGUCGGGAUCGGAGCACGGAGCCUGGACGAAUUUUACCGCAUGCAAAUACAACAACACGAGUCGCUUUACCACCGAGUCACCGAGGACGAAGCGGCGAUAGCGCUGUCCGCCGGAUAUUCGAUGCCCAUCGACGGCACGCGGUCCGCCGGUUCGCAGCACCAUCGUCAGCAGUCCAUCGAAAUGACGCAGUUCGAGACGACCGCGGGCGGCAGGGGGUCCAACGGCGACAUAGUAUUGGAAUCGUAUCAGAAACCUAGGAAACACCAUCAGCACCGUAACGCUCACCGGACGAUGUGCGACGAGGACUACGACGCCGAGGACGACAUCGACGUAGGCAUCAGACUGCAGUCGAUGGUCGGCGCCGGGACGAUGGGCAGACGUCGCCGCGCGGCGAGUCAACAAGUUCUCGGCGGCGGGGGCUAUACCGGGGGCAACAACGGUCGCCAGUACCAUCACCACCAUCAGCAAUACGGCAUGACCGCCAGGAGACGUAACAACAUCAAGGGCGGCGUCGAAUGCUUGUCCAACGGGCAGCCGGCGGCGGGAGCGGCGUCUAAUACGCCCAGCAAUUACAAUACCGUCGGCGGCGGUAGCGUGGGGUACUACGCGGCCGAGGUUUACGCCACCAUGGAGUCGCGUCAACAGCAAGCAAAACAACAACAGCAGCAACAACAACAACAGCAGCAGCAACAACAGCAACAACAACAGCAACAACAGCAACAACAGCAACAGCAGCAGCAGCAGCAGCGUUCCUACUUGGGCCGCGGCGACAGCGGCGACCACCUCGCCGUUUCCACGGACAUGGUCGAAAACACACUGGCCGCCAAACGUUCUUGGCGACGGCAACAGAACCGUCGCCGUAGGGACGCCGGCGGCGGCGUGUCCGCCAUGGUUUCCGGUUUCGAAGCGGACGCCGGUCCGUCGUCGGUACGCCCGGCGUCGGAUUACGCGUCGUCGGCGAUGGACGCCGUCAUCGGCGGCCGGAUCGGCAUGAACACCGAGGACCCGUUGGACGGCGGCAGAUACCGCGGCGCGAUCACCGCGACCACGCAGCUGGAACACCACCACCGGUCUUGGCAGAAAGCCGACGACCUGGGCAGCCACCCGUUAGCGGACGGGCCUAUGCCCGCGGCGGCGUCGGCCGGGCUGUCCGCCGACCAAUCCGCGGUCAACGGCACCGGCGCCGGUAACUCGAACGGCAACAACAGCGGCAGCGCGAACAAAAACGUCGUGAAAUUCCACGACGUGGGCCGCGAGAUCGACGUGUAGACGCCGCGAACCCCGGCAGUAGUGUAACAUUAGAGUAGUGUUUAAAUACCGACGUCUCCGCGUAAUAGAAGGUACAGCUAACGUAUAGUCGUCCGCGAUCGCGGUACAAGUAGGUGCGACGCGAGAUCGCGCGCCGUCCGCUCGCAUUAUUCCCGAUCGCAUAACCGCGUAAUAACCGCUGUAACCCGCUAUAACCCGUGUGCGUUUUUUUUUUUUUUUAUUGGUUUUCAACGUCUAACGCGCGGACACCAACGGAGAAACGGAUGGGCAGCCCGGAACGCACGUCAGGCGGCGUCCCGGCGGACGCGCGGAUAAACCAGACAUCACCAGGAUGGCGCGCAUCGUUUCUUUUGCGUUUCCGCCUUGGAAUAACACUGUAUCCGCCGCCGCCCGUCGGAACGCCGACGGGUUCCGGGCGCGUACCUAUCCGCGUCUUCGUCGUCCGCGGUCUAACACCGUCCGACAAACGGAAACAACAGCAACAACAACGGUCCGACAUACGCGGUUCGCUGACACCGUGGCCCGGCGGAACGCGACGACGAACGCGUCCGUGUCACACCGGGUGCGUUUCGCCAUCAUUUCAAUAACGCGUGCCGUGUGUGUGUUGUUUUCAGCCGUACAAACCGCCGGCGGCCAGCGGAUACGCGGAGAGCGGUAGCGACUUGGAGUACGCGGACGUGGACUACCGUAAUAUCUAUUACGGACCGAUCAAUUACAAACAGUCGUCUUGAACUACUGUGCGUAACGCGGUCGCGCGACUCGUUGAAAUUGAGAAGGAGAAAAAAACAAAAAAAAAAAACAAAAAAAAAAAUGUCCAAACAACGUUUUUGUUCCGCACGUCCCCACCCCCACCCCCUUCUACUAUAUCUAUAUCAUAAAAAAAAACCCCACUAUACACAUACACACACACACACACACACACACUAUUAUUUAUAACAAUAUGCAUUUUAAACCCUUAUUAAUACGACGCGACGUGUCUCGCGCGUGUCUAUGUGUUACGUUUAUGUACACGGAGAUACUUUUGUGUAACGUGUGUGACCGAUCACGGGCGUGCUAGCGACGACGGUAGGACGGGGUCGUUGUGUUCGGGGCAUCACAACCGUCCCCACUUCGCCCCGUUUGGCAGUGUUUUUUAUUUAUUUUUUUUUUUUUUCGGAUCGGUUCAAAUCGCACGGUAACCCUCCGCCCGUUCCGGUAAAGCGGAGGAGUGCGUCCGUUUCAAAAAAAUAAAAGAAAAAAAAAAAAAUGGAAAAAAAGAUGAAAAUCCGAGAGCACGCCGCCGCAGUGACCCGCGCGCGCGAGACCGUUUCUCUAAAUAAUAUAUCGUCGACACACACACACACACAAACAUACGCACACACACACACACACACAGGGUAUAUAUAUAUAAAUAUAACAAUUAUAAUUAAUAAACACGAUUCGAUCGAUUAUAAUAUAAUUAUAUAAUUAUUAUAUACACACCUCGUGCAGCACGCCGCGAUAUUCUGUCGCGUACAUUACGUCUUUCUCUAGUACGAUACCGUGUAGAUAACUCGCACUCAAUAAUCCUUCGCUCGUCCGGAAUGCAAUUCUCGCGUAACGUCACCCCGUAUGUUUCGCCCGAGUCCCCCCCCCCCUCCCCGUAGUAUUUUAUUAAAACGCGAUCAAAUCAAACCGAUUACCCGCCCCCGCAGAAAAAAAAAAAAAAAAAAAAAAAAAAAAACACGACCCGGUUUUAUUUCUCGUAUAAUAUGUAUAUGUAUGGUGGGGAGGGGGAGGGAGAGAGAGCACCCGGUACGCGCGCGGUUCGACGUAACGAUUAAUUGUGCGCGCCCACGUGUCCGACCGUCACCGAAUCGGUUCCCGCGUGAACCGGGGCGAACACGUCCGCGUCGUUGAAUCCCCCGCGGCACGGUAAAAAUGUUCAAGCGGACGGUUGACGGCGUGUCGGCAUUCCGCAACAAAAUCGAUCGCACCGGACUUCCGGGAGCCGAUUACAAUGUGUCCCCGUCGCCGGUAUGUUUCACUUUACACGUAUUGCGCCAUCGGCCAACGCGCUUUAUCCGAACGUACCGAUCUGCGAAAUGCGGCAUUUCGUUAUUGCCGGGUUCUCUCUCCUCUCUCUCUCUCUCUCACUCUAUAUAUAUAUAUAUUUAUAUGAUAUCACGACCUACCUAAUCCCGUAUUAAAAAAAAAACGAAAAAACAAAAAAAAAAAAAAUUAUUAUCGAAAUUAUCUAUCGUCAAUGUAAUUUACUCUAUUUCAUAUCUUCUUGUAUAAAAAAAAAAAAAAAAAAAAUUAUACUUAUAUGUAUAUUGAUUUGAUGUUACCUAUCUAAUAUAUAUUACAUACAAAUUAUAAUUAAUAGUAAUAAUAAUAACGUUGUGCCCGUGUAGCCGGUCGCUCGUCUGCGUUACCGCAGUCGUAUACAAUUGGACACUCGUCUGUACUCUGAAAAACGAAAAAAAAAAUCCUAUAACCCCGUGCCGUUUACAUUAAAACAACACGAUAACAAUAUUAUAGUUUUUUUGUCGUUUAGUUUUUUUUUUUCUUUUUUUCCGAAUACUAUUGCGUUCCGCCGACAAGUAGUACUUGGACAUUUUAAACUCGCCGAAAAUUAACGACGAACAACAGUGUCGUUUCCACCCGUGCGCGCCCUGCCACAAUAACGGUAUCACGAGCGUCGCAACCGGGAUUCAUCAACGGACGGAGGGGGUUACGACACCCGAACCUCCCCUCACUGGCCUUGCAAUUGUACCGUACUAUAAUCGUCGGCGUAUAUACGUUACGUAUUACGUUGUUCGCGGCAGAACGGCGGCAAUAUAACCGCUCCGCCCCUCGCCCGCCCCCCGCAAAAAAAAAAAAAAAACUAUACACUCGAUAAUAUUACUCGUUCCGUAGUGCGUUUAAAUGCAAUAUAAUAAUUUUUCCCCCCAAUCGCGUUCAUCGCGCACCGACGGCGUUACGGCGAUACAAUUGUUAUUAUUAUUAUUAUUAAGGAAAUUAUACAUUAAUUUCGGUAGUGAACAUUAUUAUAUCGUAUACCUAUAUUAAUAACGAUAUAAACCGUAGUGGAUAAAAAAAAAAAAAAAAAAAAAUUUAACGAAAACGUAAUAGACGUACUACUAAAUAUUAAUUAUAAUUAUAUUAUCAUUAUUAUUAUUAUUAUUAUUAUUACUAUUAUUACUAUUAUUACUAUUAUUAUGGUAUUUUACACGCGUGGCAGUAAUAAUGCGUACGAGUUUUUUUUGUUUUUUGCGGGCGGUUUUCCGUUACGGUGUCACGAAAAAUAAUACGUACAGCCCGUAGCGGCAGGUCCCGACGGGUUUCGACGGACAACGCGCGUUAUAAUUGUUGUCAUUGUCACGCGCGACAAACGCCGUACCGUACGCGAGGCGCGUGCACCGAACGGGAAACCGUCCCGCGUCAGUAAAAAACGUAUAUUUUUAACGUUUUUUUUUUUUUUUUAUUAUUAUUAUAUGUCUGCCCGUACUGCAGUCGCACGGCCGUAACGUUUCGCCCGCCGCGCGUUCGCGUUCGCCAUCAUCGACCGUCUCGAACGUUGCGAAUCGUUUCGUUUUCGGGUACCCCCCCUCAUCUCCCCCCUAACCGUCCCGCGGGGCGUCUGUUUGAACGCCGCGCGUAUUUACCACCCGUCCGCGCGCGGCCGAACCGGUUUCGAAUGCGCGCCGUCCGACAAACGCGGGCCGCGGCAAUCGUCGCGCGAAAAUAUUAUCGUUUCGCGAUAAUACGACAACGCUGUACGGCCCGUUCCCCCGGCCGCAUUGCGUUUUUCGGCAAACGUCCGCGGACUUUCGGUUCGGUUUCUCUUUCGCCGCCGUCGCCGGGGAGGGGCGGGGUAGCCCGCGGCGACAAUCACCCGCGGUCCGGUUACAACGAUCAGGUGUACGGGCGCGCAGCGGGUCUCGGCGCGCGCCUCCGUAAUGCAUCGCGAACGCGUUCCCGCGACCCGCGCCACUGUCGACUCCCGCGUUCAAAUAACACGCGAAACCGUCGUCCUCGUAAUAUUUUCGCCGAGCGAAACGCGAAACGCGACGACCGCGAGAACCCGAGAGGGAAUACCGUGGGUUCGAAUACGAUCCGGGAUCCAAUAUAAACGUACGGGGACGUACGUAAAAAGAAAAAAAACACCUCUAACACCGGGUUUUAUAACGUAGAUACGCCGACGGAGAAGAAAAAUCACAUCGAAAUACACCUAUUACGAUCGCGUCUUUCUUAUUUCUUUUUUUCCUUUUUUUUCCUUUUUUUUUUAACAGAAUUUUUUCCAACUCGUUCCCAAAUUCCCACAAUAUUCCCGUAACCGCCAUCUUUAUCGUUUUUUUUUUUUUUUACAUUACAACAAUAGGUAAUAGACGUAUUUUCACCGAUCGUUUUUUUCGCCUCUCCAUCCUCAAUACGCAACCGCGCAUCAUUUAUGUAUUUCGUACACCCGUAUACCUGGAUAAUUGGAAAAAAUCGAUUUUCUAUAAAACGCGGCUUUCUACACCUGGGACACGCGGUCGUGCGCGCGAUACGGGCCUUACAUUAUUAUAUUAUACAAAUAAUCGUACACAUAGGUAUAUGAAUGUUAUCACUUAAUUAUUAUCGUAAUUUUUAGACGAAAAUAUAUCAUAGAUUAUUAUAUUAUAUUAAACACGCGACGAAUACGCGCAUACGAUAUUAUAUUAUAUUACGCAAAAACUUUCAAAUUCAAACAAACUCGUCUCCGACUCGCCGAGAAAAAAAUAUCGGUCUAAUAUGAUACGCAUAAAACAGGUACGCGACCGGACACACACAUGAUUAUACGGACCUACCUGAACAUUAAAUACUAUAGAAUAACAUGCAAUAAUAGGUACACUUAGAUUUUUUUCCGCGGGAAAACAUUUUACAUCCGUUUUCGGUUUGUUAAAUUAAUCAAUAUCGUUCGGCGGUAAUAGAUUACGGCGCCGCCGUUCGUUUUUUUUUUUUAAAUAUAUCUUACGUUUACCAGCGGUGUUUCCGUAGGGUGUACACUAUACAAUACAACCUGUAAAUACUACGCCGCGUAUCCUCAACGUUUUGCCGAAAAAUCACGUGUACCCUGCGCACACUCUCAAAUAGUCGACAUUUUCAUAACAAUAAUAAUAAUCAAAAAAUUUUCAUGACGUCGUGUAGUAUUAUCGUUGCUCGUACACUAACCGUCUUUGCCACCGAAACCGUAAUAUACAAAUUGUAUUUAUUUCUAUGAUUAGAACUAAAAAUUUACGAUUUACAAUAGUUAUUUUUUUUUAUUUUUUUUUUUUUAAUUUUGAAUGUUUUAUUUCGGAAAUUUUAAUCUCGUUUUCUUAUAAUAUCGAUUUUUAUUGCCCUGUGCACAGUAAAAUCGGUACGUAAAAUAUCAAAUACCCUGCGUAAGGCACGCGGCAUGUUAUAGUGUACUCUCGAAAAACUUUACGGGAGCUCGGCUAAUGUUUUCCAUUAUAAAUUGAAAUUUAACUCGUUAAUAAAAAAAAAACAAAUAGAAUAGCCGCGUAUUUCCGAUUACGUAUUUGCUCUGUAGGUAUCGUAUUAGACUGAGGCCCGUUCUCACCAACAUGAACGUUGAUUUUUAAACGGAGUUUAGGAAACAAUCGAUCAACCGCGGGCGGUUAUCGGCUAUAAACUCAGUUUAAGAAUCAGAUAAACGGUUUUUUUUUUUUUUUUUUUAUUGUUGUACGUUGGUGAGAACGGCCUUUAGAAUAUUUCCGAGCGAGCGUCUAUGUCGGAAAUGCAUCGUGCAUUAUUAUUGUGUUAUACAAUAGUACGUACCCGCGUCCGAAAUCAUAAUAUAAUAUCGUAUCGCAGUAGAGAGAGAGACCGUUGGUUACCACCACCGUGUUUAUUGUUUAUUAAUUUCGUUGACAAUCACAAUUAUUAAAAAAAAAAAAAAAAAAGAAGCUUUUACGUUUACUUAUUUUUUCAUAUCAUAUAUAUAUAUAUAUAUAUAUAUAUAUAUAUAUAUGGUAUAAUAAUAUAAUAUAACAUAAUAUAAAUGAAUAUUGAAACGCAUACAACACAAUAUGAUAUUAUAAAACCGCGCGCGUUUGUUGAUUGUUAUUAUUAUUAUUAUUAUUAUUAUUGUCCCCGGUUAUGUUUAUUAUCACUACCUACGGGCGUAUACAGUGUGUUGUUGCCGUGUGUACAGUCGACUUUUUUACACCGUGCGCCUGUGUACACGUCAUUAUACAACAAUAUAUAAUAUCGUUUGUCGAUGAAGUAUCGACCCCACUUUGCACUAACCCCGAACGCCUAACGUUGUUUUACGAUAUUUUACACGCAUUUUACCCGUUGAAAAAGAUUACAAUAUUAUUAUUUACUGCAGAUACCGUUCUACCUAUGCCCACAUUAUUAUUAAUAUUGUUAUAUUAUUUUGUAUAUUUUGUUUUUAUUAUUCAUUAUACUUUAUCUAUUUAUUAGGUGCCUAGUGUACUUAUUAUACCUAUAGUAUAGUACAAUGGGUGUAACACUGCAAUCAUUUAUAUUGUAUACGUCUUUAUUUAUUAUUUGUAUCAUUAUUAUUAUUAUUAUUAUUAUUAUUAUUAUUAUUAUUAUUAUUAUUAUUGUUGUAUUAUUUUGCAUUUUUUACAUUAACACGCGGCAUUUGCGAUUAAUAUAUUAUUAUUAUUAUAUUAUAUUAUAUUCGUAGAUAUAUUGCGGUAAUUGAAGGGUGGUGGAACCUCCGCCGUUUGUAUUCUAGUCAUUAUUAUAUGAUAAACAAUAUAUAUAUAUAUAUAUAUAUAUAUUAUAAUAUAAAAAAAAGAAAAAAAUAAUAAAUUAAUAAUAAUAUUAUGUUCUGUGUGUCCUUUAUAUUAUAUUUGACGGUAUUUUGACGCUUAUCGUGACAAAACGUUUUCAAGUGUUUUAGACAUAUUAUAAUAGACCAUAAUAAAAUAUAUUAAUAUUUACUGUAAUAUUUUAACUUUUAAGUAGUUUAUUAUACUAUUAUUAUACCUAUCGAUAUAUUAUUAUUAUAUACGUUUAAAACGUUUUUUUUUAGUAUAGAAUUUAUUGUUAUCAUAUAAAAUGAAAAGUAAUUUUUUUUUUUUAAUAUUUAUGUGUAUCUAUAAUAAUAUUAUUGGUUAUCUAUGACGAUGAUAAUUUUUGUUUCGAUGAUAAUAAAAAAAAGUGUGAGAAACACAAAAUAUAAGUAUUAUUAUUUUUAAGCAAUGUCCGGUGCGUAUGUAGUAUGAGCAAACUGUAUCAUACAUUUUUACCAUUGAUCCUGCUCUGUGUGCUCAGCUGCGUACAAAACGAUAUUAAUUCAAAUUGUUAGGGGAUAAAACCUAAAAUUGUCCAUAUACAAAUAAUUUCCGGGGAGGGAUUACGUUCUCGUGUGUACGUACU